AUGUCAACACAGGCGCCAACAUUCACACAGCCGCUGCAGAGCGUCGUGGCACUAGAGGGUAGUGCCGCGACGUUCGAGGCUCAAGUUAGUGGUUCUCCAGUUCCUGAGGUGAGCUGGUUCCGUGAUGGCCAGGUUCUUUCCACCACCGCUUUGCCCGGUGUACAGAUCUCGUUCAGCGAUGGCCGCGCUGUUCUGAGGAUCCCCGCUGUGACCGCCGCACACAGUGGAAGAUUUUCUGUCAGAGCAACCAAUGGUGCUGGACAAGCCACAAGCACCGCUGAACUCCUUGUUACAGCGGAGACGGCGCCUCCAAACUUCCUUCAGAGACUUCAGAGCUCGACAGUGAGACAGGGCAGCCAGGUGAGGCUGGAUGUCCGUGUGACGGGAAUCCCGACUCCUGUAGUGAAGUUCUACAGAGAAGGAGCCGAGAUCCAGAGCUCCACAGACUUCAGGAUCCUCCAGGAGGGAGACCUGUACAGUCUGAUGAUCGCUGAGGCCUUCCCAGAGGAUUCUGGGACAUAUUCUGUGACCGCUAGCAAUAGUAGCGGACGAGCUACCUCCACUGCUGAGCUGCUUGUUCAGGGUGAGGAAGCCGUACCUGCUAAGAAGACCAAGAGUAUUGUGUCCACAUCUCAGAUGAUGACUUCCCACGCUGGGGUGCAGAGGAAGAUGGAAGCAAGUUCCCAGGUCACAAGUUCCCAGGUCACCACCAUGAUGGAGAUGCACGUUGAAGGCGGGAUGAUGACUCAGCAUUUGGCUCACAAAACCCCGCCGCGGGUUCCCCCGAAGCCGACCUCAAAGUCCCCUCCGUCCUUCGUUUCCAAAAUGAUGGGCGGACGCCAGCAGUCACCUUCACCUGUGAGACACGUGAAAGGGCCGACGCCCACACCCGUCAGACCGAUGUCUCCCUCCAGCAGACUGUCCGUCUCUCCCAUCAGACCCGUCAAGUCUCCCAUCAUGACCAGGAAACGGGUAUCUGCCUCUCCGGAGGUCCUGCCACCAUGGAAGCAGGGAGACUAUGUGGCUGAAGCCGGCUACACCAGUAUGACCAGUAUGAGUAGCAUGACCAGCAUGACCAGUGUGAGCAGCGCCACCCAGGUUCACAUGGAGAAACAUUGGGAGCAGCAGGUCAGCGCCACCAAAGAGGCUGAGCAUGUUUCCCAGGAGGAUAAGAAGGUGGCGGUGGAUCAGGCUCGUAGCUGGAGGCUGUCUGAGGCCGCUGUGUCUGCAGAGAAGGAGGAGGGAGGGAAAAAAGCCGAGGCGGUGGCCACAGUGGUUGCCGCCGUUGAUCUUGCUCGUGUCCGUCAGCCCGUGCAUGCAGAAGGCGGUCAGGCUGAACAGGAGGAAGCCGCAGAGGCCGAGAUAAUGCAGAAGGCUGCAACGACUGCAGAGAAACAUGUUGUUGAAAUGAAAAUGCUUCCUGCUGAACCACAAGCUACUACCUCUGUGACCUCAGAGCAGCACAGAGUCUCCCAGAUUCAGAGAACAACAGAAAUCUCCUCCCAUGUGGAAACUGGUGUCACCCCAUCGCCAGUUCCACAUUUCACAGUUUCUAAAGUUUCCGUUCCUAAACCUGAACCUAAGCAAGAGGUGUCCAUCUCCGGCUCUGCUAUUGCCACUCUGCACAAAGAGUUAUCCUCCACCUCCACUCACAGAAAAAUCAUCAAGCCUGUCAAGUCUCCCAGUCCAUCUCGCAGGGCAGCAGUGGAGAUGCGAGUGACACCGGAGCCCCUCCCGCCACCAUUUAGGGAUUCCAGAUAUCAGAGUCAGUUUGAGUUAAAGGCGGGUGGGACUUACACAAUGAGCGAGGAGGAGUUUGAGGACUGGGAGCCUCAGGAGGCAGCUGCAGUGGCCAUAGUAGUCCAGGAGCCUGUUGUUCCUCCCACUCUUAUUGCUGGCCUGAAGAAUGUGACGGUGACUGAAGGCGAGUCUCUGACCCUGGAGUGCCAAAUCAGUGGUCAUCCUGCUCCCGUCAUAAUGUGGUUCAGAGAAGAUUACAAGAUCGAGAGUUCUAUUGACUUCCAGAUCACUUACGAGAGUGGAUUUGCCAGGAUGGUGAUCCGCGAAGCAUUUGCCGAAGACAGCGGCCGCUUCACCUGCACUGCCACCAGCGAGGCAGGAACCGUCAGCACCUCUUGCUACCUGCUCGUCAAAGUGUCAGAAGAAAUUGAGAGCAGAGAGGAGACAACAACUGUCACAGAAAUAGGAAUCACAGAACAGAAAAGUGUUGCUGUUGAGACAAAGGACCAGGUGAUGAUGAUGGAGGUGAGCACAGGUGAGUCUGCUGCUCCCUUUUUCAUCAAGAAGCCAACCAUUCAGAAGCUGGACGAGGGAGGAAGUGUCAUCUUCGAAUGCCAGGUUGGAGGAAACCCAAAACCACACAUCAUCUGGAAGAAGAGUGGCGUGCCGCUCACUACUGGAUACAGAUACAAAGUUGCUUACAAUAAGGAGACAGGAGAAUGCAGGUUGGAGAUCUCCAUGACUUUCGCUGAUGAUGCUGGAGAAUACUCCAUCUUUGCUAAGAAUCCACAUGGAGAAGCCUCAGCCUCUGCCACCUUGAUGGACGAAGAGGAAUAUGAAGCCUACAUGAAGCAACAUGACGUGACAUAUAAAACUGAAGUGACAACGACGGUGGUUCAGGAGCCGUCUGUGGUUGUGAGUCAAUAUGAACUGGAACAGAGGAGGAUGACGACCCCAAUGAGCUUUGUCUCAGAAACGGAAUUCAUAAUUUCAGCCUUUGAGGAGAGGAUCAUUCAGGAGGUUGAGCUCCGUAUCAUGAGGAUUUCCUACAGAGAACUGGUGACAGAGGAUGGAGAACUGAUAGUGACCGCAACAGAAAUGGAGGCAGUGCAGCCAGCCUUUGACACACCCGUCAAAAACUACAGGAUCAUGGAAGGAAUGGGUGUCACUUUCCACUGCAAGAUGUCUGGGAAUCCACUGCCAAAGAUUGCUUGGUUCAAAGAUGGCCAGCGUAUCAGGCCUGGUGGUCAUUACCAGGUAGAGGUGCUUCAGGACGGACGAGCCAGUCUGCGUUUGCCAGUGGUUCUGCCAGAGGAUGAAGGUGUUUACACCGCCUUCGCCGCCAAUAUGAAGGGAAAUGCCGUUAGCUCAGGGAAACUCUAUAUAGAACCAUCUGGAGUUGUAACACCUCAGAGAUUCACGCCGCAGCCAGCAAUGCAGAGGAUCAGGUCUACAUCUCCUCGUUCUCUGAGCCGCUCACCUGGUCGUUCUUCAAGCCGUUCUCCCGGACGUUCUCCUGCCCGCAGACUUGACGACACAGACGAGACUCAGCUGGAGAGACUCUACAAGCCAGUGUUUGUCAUGAAACCUUCUUCAAUAAAAUGCUCAGAGGGGCAAACUGCCAGAUUCGAUCUGAAGGUUGUUGGCAGACCGAUGCCUGACACAUUCUGGUUCCACAAUGGACAACAAGUGGUCAAUGACUACACCCACAAGAUAGUAAUUAAAGAGGAUGGCAUCCAGUCCCUUAUCAUUGUCCCAGCCAUGCCCCAGGACUCUGGAGAGUGGACAGUUGUUGCUCAGAACAGAGCUGGACGAACCUCUGUCGCUGUAACUCUUACCGUUGAGGCUCGUGAGACCCUGGCACGUCCUCAGUUUAUUGAGAAGCUGAGGAACAUCACUGUAAGGCAGGGGACCCUGGUUGAGUUGGCUGUCAAAGCCAUUGGAAACCCCCUGCCUGACAUCGUCUGGCUGAAAAACAGUGACAUUAUCAGCCCACAGAAGCACCCGCAUAUCAAGGUUGACGGUACAAAAGGAGAGGCCAAAUUCCACAUCCCCUCUGCUUCAGGCUCAGACAGUGCCUGGUAUACAGCCACAGCUAUCAACAAAGCUGGCAGGGACACCACUCGCUGCAGAGUCAAUGUUGAGGUUGACCACGCUGCACCUCAAGCCGAGAGGAAGCUCAUCAUUACCAAAGGAACCUACAAAGCCAAGGAGAUAGCAGCUCCAGAACUGGAGCCCCUUCAUCUCCGUUAUGGUCAAGAUCAGUGGGAGGAGGGAGACCUUUAUGACAAAGAGAAGCAACAGAAGCCACAAUUUAAAAAGAAGCUGACCUCUAUCAGAAUGAAGCGUUUCGGUCCAGCUCAUUUUGAGUGCAGACUGACCCCUAUCGGUGACCCCACUAUGGUAGUGGAGUGGCUGCAUGAUGGCAAACCUCUGGCAGCUGCUAACAGGUUGCGCAUGGUCAAUGAAUUUGGCUACUGCAGCCUUGACUAUGAAGCUGCAUACGCUAGAGACAGUGGCGUCAUAACUUGCAGAGCUACUAACAAGUUUGGCGUUGACCAGACCUCAGCAACCCUGAUUGUCAAAGAUGAGAAGGGUCUUGUUGAGGAAUCUCAGCUUCCUGAAGGCAGGAGGGGAGCACACAGAAUUGAGGACAUUGAGCGCAUGGCUCAUGAAAGAGGACCUGCAGGAGUCAGCACAGAUGAGGAAACUGAAAAGACAAAACCUGAAAUUGUCCUGCUUCCUGAACCAGCCAGAGUGUUGGAAGGUGGCAUUGCCCGAUUCCGCUGCAGAGUGACCGGUUAUCCAGCACCCAAGGUUAACUGGUACAUUAACGGACAACUUAUCCGCAAAAGCAAGAGGUAUAGACUUCGUUAUGAUGGUAUUUACUACUUGGAGAUUGUUGACAUCAAGUCCUAUGAUGCAGGAGAGGUCAGAGUGGUUGCAGACAAUCCUUUAGGAACAACUGAGCAUACUGUGAAGCUGGAAAUUGAACAAAAAGAGGACUUUAGAUCUGUCCUGCGUCGUGCCCCAGAAGUGAAACCUGCAGAAGUCUUACAUGAUCCUGGAAGAAUUGGAUUUGAUGUUGUGAAGGUUGACCGAUCUAGUGAGGCUGCACAGGACAGAGAAGUUGUUACGCUGAAAAAGACACAGAGAGUAGUUCGUGAAAAAACCUCAGAGGAGUCAGAUGAGCUGAAGAGCAAGUUCAAGCGCAGGACAGAGGAAGGUUUCUAUGAGUCUAUCUCUGCUGUGGAGUUCAAGUCUCACAGGAAGGAUGAGUCCUAUGAGGAUUUACUGAAGAAGACAAAGGAUGAUCUGCUUCAUCGUCUGAAAGAGAAAGAAGAGGCUGAGAGGAAAAAGCUGGAGGAAGAAGGCAAAUUGACUAUCCCCACAAUCAAACCAGACAAGGUCCAGCUCUCCCCCAGCAUGGAGGCACCCAGGAUCCUGGAACGCAUUGCAAGCAACACUGUUGUUCCAAUGGAUGAAGUUCGUUUCCGUCUCAGAGUCGUUGGUAGACCAGAACCUGAGUGCCAGUGGUUCAAGAACGGAAUUCUACUGGAAAAGACUGACCGCGUUUACUGGUACUGGCCUGAAGACCAUGUGUGUGAGCUGGUGAUCAGGGAUGUCACAGCGGAGGAUUCUGCCAGCAUCAUGGUUAAAGCCAUUAAUGUUGCUGGGGAGGCAUCAAGCCACGCCUUCUUGCUGGUGCAAGCCAAGGCGACAGUUAGCUUUACUCAAAACCUGGAGGACGUCAAUGCCAAUGAAAAGGACACCACAGUGACCUUUGAGUGUGAAACCAGUGAACCUUUCAUCAAAGUCAAAUGGAUGAAGAACAACACAGAGAUUUUCUCUGGAGAAAAAUACAGAAUGCACUCGGACAGAAAUGUCCACUUCCUAUCUGUGAUGGUGAUUGAAAUGAGGGAUGAUUCAGAGUACUCUUGUGUGAUAGUAGAAGAUGAGAGCAUCAGGACCAGUGCAAGGCUCCAUGUAGAAGGUUCUGCAUUGGAGCUCAUCAAACAUUUGGAGAGCAUUGAGGUUCCAGAGACCUACGCUGGAGAGUUUGAGGUUGAGCUUUCUCGUGAGGAUGCUGAGGGCAGCUGGUAUUUCGGAGACAAUGUGCUCUCUCCCAGUAGCAAAUACGUCAUAUCCUCCCGCCGGGGAAGACACAGCCUGUCUGUGAAGGAUGUCAAAAAAGAGGACCAGGGGAAAUAUGCCUUUGUAUGUGGAGAUCUAAAGACCAGUGCCUCACUCAAGAUGAAAUUGCGCCCAGUGACCCUGAUGCAGCCCCUGACCGACCUCACGGUUUGUGAGGGUGACAUUGCUCAGCUGGAGGUCAGGUUCUCCCAGGAGAACGUUGAGGGUACCUGGAUGAAGAGUGGCCAGGCCAUCUCUGCCUCAGAUCGUGUCCACAUCAUAAUUGACAAACUGGUCCACAAGCUGCUGGUGGAGAACAUUAGCAGAGAGGAUGCAGCUUCCUACUCAUUCGUGGUUCCUGCUCAGGACAUCUCCACCUCCUGCAAGCUCCAUGUUCAGACCAUUGACAUUUUAUCGCCACUCAAGGAUGUGUCUUCCAUUGAAGGCACCAAGGCUGUUCUGGAAGCCAAGAUCUCCGCUCAGGACAUCAGCUCAGUCAAAUGGUAUCACAACGACAAACUGCUGAUGGCCAGUGACAGAAUCCAGGUAGUGGCAAAAGGAUCCAAGCAGCGCCUUGUCUUCACCAGGUCAUACGCCUCUGAUGAGGGACACUACAAACUGGUGGUUGGCAAGGUUGACACCAGUUGUACCCUAACUGUUGAGAACGUGCACAUCGUAAAGCACAUGGAGGACAGAGUGUGCUCAGAGUCCCAGAACGUCACCUUUGACGUAGAAGUUUCUCACCCUGGUAUUGACCCGGUCUGGACAUUCAGAAACCAGCGGCUCAAACCUGGAUCCAAAUACAAGAUGGUGUCCAAGGGCAAGGCUCACUCCCUGACUGUCGUUGACACCAUGAAGGACGAGGAAGGACAGUACACUUUCAACGCUGGUGAAAAGACAUCCAGUGCUAAGCUCACUGUCUCUGGUGGAGCCAUCACUCGGCCCCUGCAUGACGUGACAGUGGCAGAGUCUCAGACAGCAGAACUGGAGUGUGAAGUUGCCAAUGCCAACACUGAGGGCAAGUGGCUAAAAGACGGCCAGGCUAUUGACUUCAGUGAGAAUGUGGUGAGUGAGGUGAAGGGAGCUGUCAGACGCCUCGUCAUCAUCAUCACCAGACCUCAGGAUGUUGGAGAGUACACUUACCAGGUGGCCAACUCCAAAACCACUGCUAAUCUCAAGGUGGAGGCUGUGAAGAUCAAGAAAACUCUGAAGAACCAGACAGUGACGGAGACCCAGGAGGCAGUGUUCACGCUGGAGCUCACCCACCUCGAUGUAAAAGGAUCCCAGUGGAUCAGGAACGGUGUGGAGCUGCAGAACAGCGACAAGUACGAGAUCACCUCCGACGGCACAGUCCACACGCUGAAAGUCAAGAACUGCAACACACAGGAUGAGAGUGUUUAUUCUUUCAAACUGGGAAAACUCUCCGCCAAUGCAAGGCUCAAUGUAGAGACGAUCAAAAUCAUAAAGAAGAUAAAGGACGUGACAUCACUGUUGGAUGGCACCGCCUCCUUUGAGAUGAGCCUGUCACAUGAUGACAUCCCCGUGAAGUGGAUGUUUAAAGGCGUUGAGCUGAAGUCGAGCGAAAAGUGUAAGAUUCUGUCAGAGAGGAAAGCACACAAGCUGAUCCUGCAGAACAUCGAGAGCAGCAACGCAGGAGAGUACACCGUCUCGGUCGGACACCUGCAGUGCAGCGCCACACUCACUGUGGAGGCUCUGCGAGUCACCAAACCCAUGAAGAGCGUUGAGAUCCCAGAGACGCAGGUGGCCACGUUCGAAUGUGAGGUUUCUCACUUCAACGUGCCGGCCACCUGGCUGAAGGACGGCGUGGAGAUCGAGAUGACCGAGAAGUUCAAGAUCGUUGUUCAGGGAAAACUUCACCAGCUGAAGAUCAUGAACACCAGCAGGAGCGACUCUGCAGAGUACACCUUCGUCUGUGGCAACGACAGAGUCUCUGCUACGCUAACCGUUAGCCCCGUCCUGAUCACCAGCAUGCUGAAGGACCUAAAUGCUCAGGAGAGAGACACCAUCACCUUCGAGGUCACCGUCAACUACGAAGGCAUCACCUACAAAUGGCUGAAGAACGGCGUGGAGGUGAAGUCAUCGGACAGAUGUCAGGUCCGCAGCAAGCAGCUCACGCACUCGCUCACCAUCAGAAACGUUCACUUUGGAGACGGAGGAGAGUACCAGUUCGUGGCCGGCUCUUCUGCCACCGCAGCUAACCUGUUCGUGGAAGCUCGCGUGAUUGAAUUCACGAAGAAAAUCAAGGAUAUAAAGAUAACCGAGAAGAAAAAGGCCAUUUUUGAAUGUGAGGUCUCUGAACCAAACAUCCAAGUGAUCUGGAUGAAGGACGGUGAGGAGCUGGACACAUCUGACGAAAGAUACAUGGUGACAGCUGAGAAGUACGUUCACCGCAUGAUGAUCCAGACUGUUCGUAUAUCCGAUUCUGGAGAGUAUUCAGUGGUGGCCGGAUCGAGCAUCUCUAAGGCCCAGAUGACUGUGGAGGGUCGAGACAUCCGGAUCUCUGAACCUGCCGAGCGGGAAAUCACAGUUCUGGAGAAACAAAGAGCAACCUUUGAGUUUGAGGUGAAUGAGGACGAUGUUGAGGGCCACUGGCUGAGGAACGGAGUAGAGAUUCAGUUCUCAGUGGAGGAGAGGUUCAACUACGUGGCCAUCAGGAAAGUCCACCGCCUCGCCAUUUCUGAGACCUACAGGACCGACGCUGGAGAGUACACCUUCAUUGCCGGCAAAAACAGAAGCACCAUGCACCUCAGAGUCAACAUCCCCGAGCCGCCUCAGAUCCUCCGCCACAUGGAGCACCAGUCGGUGGAGGCCGGUAAACCUGCUCGCUUCUCGGUGCAGGUGAGCGGCAUUCCUCAGCCUCAGGUGUUCUGGUACAAGACCUCCCAGGCUCUGUCUCCAGGCUUCAAGUGCAAGUUCCUUCACGACGGCAACGAGCACACGCUGCUGCUGAUCGAAGUCUUCCCCGAGGACGCCGCCGUCUACAACUGCGAAGCCAAGAAUGACUACGGAACCGCCACGAGCACCGCAUCGCUCAACGUGGAAGUGUCUGAAGUGGUUUCUCCAGACUCGGCUGCUCCCAUUGCUCCUCCUGUCAUCAUCUCGCCCAUCGUCAGCACCUCAACACACGAGGGAGAACCGGCUCGCUUCCAGUGCAGAGUCCGUGGAGACGAUGUGAAGAUCAGCUGGUUCCACAAGGAGAAGGAGAUCAAGCAGUCAGACUUCUUCAGGAUGUCUCAGUUUGAUGACAGCUGUCAGCUGGAGAUCUCCAAGGUUUACCCGGAGGACGAGGGCGAGUACAGCUUCACCGCCACAAACAACGCCGGAGCUGCAUCCUGCUCCGCUACGCUCACACUGGACGAGCAAAAACCAUCAGUGGACAGUCCUGUCGAGCCUCAGUGGCAUGUCUCCACCAGCCUCACCAGUCUAAAGAAACCUUCCAUUGGCCAAAAGCCAGUUUUCAUCCAGUCAAUCACAAGCUGCUCAGUGCCACACGGGGAGGUGGCCCGCUUUCAUGCAUGUGUGUCCGGCAUGCCGAAGCCAGAGAUAAGCUGGUUCCACAACCAGCAGCCAGUUCAGCCCACCAAGAAUGUGGUGUUUCAUUUCGAUGAGGUGACAAACAUCGCCACGCUCAUCAUAGUCGAUGCUUUCUCUGAGCAUGAGGGGCAGUACACCUGCAGAGCAGCCAAUCAUGCUGGAGAGGCCGCGUGCUCAGCCACCCUCAUUGUUACCAGAGAAGAAGAAGGAGUGACUCAUGUGAGAGAGCAGAUUGAAGCCAAGAUUGAGGAAGAAGUCAAAGAGCGUUGUAGCACCACCAUCACCACUGUGGAGGAACAAGAGGAAACCUACUACACUGGUGUCCAGUUACCACACAAAACCAAAACACUUGAACUCAAGCCAGAGUCCAAACGUUACUCUUCCACUUUAGAGAAGAAAAAAGAAAAGCCAGUUUUCCUUACACAGCUCUCCCCAGCAGCUGUAACUACUGGGGAGACCGCCAAGUUUACUGUCAAAGUGUCUGGCUUCCCAAAGCCAACUGUUCAAUGGUCUCAAAAUGGAAAAGUAAUAAAGAGUUCUUCCAUAUACAAGCUGAUAGAAGAGAAAGAGGAGUACUCAUUAGUGAUAACCCACGUCACAUCUGAGUAUGAGGGCGAGUACUCAUGCACUGCCACCAACAGAUUUGGUCAGACAACUUGCACCACAUACCUGGAGGUGAAAAAACCUGAUGUUAGCCAAGCAGAAAAAUGGGUUGAGAAAAUGUUUAAAGUCAUAGGUCAUCCUCCUACUUUCACCGUUCAGAUCCAACCUGUGAGGUGCUCAGAAGGAGGAGAGGUUUCUUUAAAUUACAAAGCAAGUGGUGAUCCAAUUCCUGAUGUGAAGUGGUUCAAAGGGGCUUUUCAGAUUCAGCCCAGUAGAAACUGUGUUAUUAUAGCCAACCCAGAUGGAUCUGGCUUCAUCAAUAUUAAGAGCGUCAAACAGGAAGAUAGUGGCUUGUAUACAUGUAAGGCUUCUAACCAGUUUGGGGAGGCGUCCUGUAGUGCUGAGGUCGUUGUCUUCAGGGAAUCGGUCUCUGUUUCUAGCAAACAGCAGCAGCUGACAGUGGUUCAGAAGAAAGGCUACAAGGUUACAAUGACAGAACAGGCAACAGAGUCUCGCUUGUACCAGGUCAGCCUCCCUGGCCAGGACAGAGCUGGAUCUGAUCAGAUGGUUUAUACCAUCGGUACUGAAGACCGGCAGAUAAUUCCCAGUGAGCAAGUUGGCUCCCUUAACGAACUAGAUAUCUCUGCUGCCACAAUUCAUCGUGAGCAGCUGACCCACCAGGCAGCAGUACUUCAGUCUCAUGAGGUAGAGGAGAGGGUAUCUGUGGUGCCCACCCACCCACCUCAGAUCUCAGCUGUACCUGUGAAACAACUUCACAUGGCAGCGUUUACAUCAUCUGUUGAAGAGAGUCAGGACCUCAUGGAGCAGCACUGCAAUCGCAUUCAGAGCCCUGAGGUUAUUGAGCUCCAGGCAUCUCGGGAAAAGAGAUCAAAGGUAAUGUCAGCUGUAGCUGAGGAGCUUACCCCACUUUCUAAUGUUAGCACAGAGCCUCUGGCCGAUCGAAAGGCUAUUUCUGUCAAACACACCUCAGAACCGAAGCACCUAGUCAGUGGGCAUCAAGUUGAAUCACCACUGUCUAUCCUGAAAGAGCAGUCUGAAAAUAUCCCCACACUAGAAGAAGAGAAGGGUUACAAGGUUAAGGAGGGUAUUAAGAUUUUAUACUCAGCCCAGUCUGCAGAGAAACGAGUGCUUACAGAGGGCCACACCACUGAACUAGCAACAGCAGAUUCGGCUGUGAAAUCUUCUGUUGGGAAAGAACAGCACCACCCUGUCUUAGCCUUGGUCAGCAAGUCUAAACAGACUCUUUCCAAGGAGACUGAGUUCUCCAUGCAGAGGCCCCCUGCAGCAACAGCUCAUCUCUGUAAGGAUAAAAUUGUGAAGGCAGGUCUAACUACUGAAGAGAGGCAAAUACUCCAGGCUGAGGCCACUCAUCAGUUGCCAAGUUUGGACAGUGCCAUGUCUAUUCAGUCACAAGUAGAGGGAGAGCAGUUGUUGCACCUGCAGGUUAUCACAGACCAGGAUCUCCUUCCAUCUGAGACCAGCUUCACCUGUGAGAAACCAGCACCAGAGCAAGCAGGCACCAGGAAGAGUCCCAUUCUGCUGCACACUGUUAGCCAGGAUGAGCAGAGGACAGUAGUUUGUGAGAACACGUCAGACUUUGAGGCCAAAGCUAGCACCAUAACCAUCCAGCCCAAAAAAGAGGCUCCUACUCUGCUGCAUCUCCAGUCAACCUAUUCUGUGGAGGCAGAACCCAAAGAGGGUAUUCUUGUCAUUCAGAAGCCUGACCAGCAGGUGGCAUCACAGAAACAGGAAAAGGCUAGGAGUCAUGCAGCCAUAUUGGAGGAGAGAAGGGAGAUCACAGCAGAUUAUCACGCAGAACUGGCUUUGUCGGUGACUGGAGUUCAGUCUCAGUUGCGAACUGAACCCAGAACUCAAAACAUCCUCCAGCUCUCUUUCCAGCCCAUGCAACUGCCGAAAGAAAUGCCAGUUACCACUGACAUCAAGCAGCAACGAGCUUUGGUGCAGAAGGAAGAUCACUGGAACGUGAUGCAUGUCACCAGUGUGGAAGAUAGUCAGGCAUUAGAGGAAGGUCACACAGAGGGUCUUACUGCAGUGGAUGAAUUCACCUGCCAAACAGCUGUAGAGCCAAAGGUUCCUACCGAGUCAAUCCAGAUCGAGGAAAAGGAGAUCUCCACUGAGAGUAGUGUCCUUCUAGAGGCAGCAGAGCAGGACUUUGCUGUUCAAAUCCAGGAGGGCCAGUCAGUUAGGCAGUCAAUAUUGAUGGAUGAGAAGCAAGUGCUGAUGGGUGAACUCUCUCAGGAGAUCUCCAAGUCUGAAUCCACAAAAGUCGCCAUCACCACACAGCCUAAACUGUCCCUUAUGGCAUCAGAAUCAAAAGACAGCACAGCUCUUCCCAAAGAGAUGACAUUUGUGAUUCAGAUCCCUAAACCAUCCAGUCUGAAUAUACGGCAUCAGCUCAGAGAUGCUCUUCAGUCUGCAGUAGCCAGUGACCAGCCAGUGUUACUGGCUGAUGUUGUUGGAAAGUUCCAGCCUGUAGAGGUACAGGAAGUCAAGGUUCAAAGAGAGCCCAAGCGUGCCAUGUUUACAUACCUGAUUACAACAACAGGUUCUCCCAUGGAGAUUACUCUGGCUAUUGAGGGUAAAUACCCUCAGACAGCUGACCUCAGGACUGAACUCCAAGCAGCUUUCCACUCCAUAGUGUACCAGGAAGCCCAUGUUCUUGCCUCUGAACAGCCGGGCACUAUGCAGUUAGACAAACCUCAAAGGGCCCAGGUCACCUCUGCCCGCUCUAAGCAAGUGCUGUCAUCAAUGGUCGAGACAGUGAACGUGGCAGAGGGCACAGUGGAGUUCACUGCUAUUAAAUCUCAGGCUGCUGCAGUCAAAACUGAGUCGGAAAUGGCCGUUGAACAUGCUGCAGCUGAGGAACAGGUUGUGGUGCAGGAAUCUCAGUCAGCAAAGAUGGAACAUUCUAUCUCAUCCCAGAUCAAAAUUUCCACCGAAUCUCACAUGUCUUUUGAACAGUCAGUACAGGUGUCAAGAGAAGAGGUCAGGUCAGUAACGGUGAAGAGCCAAGAAAAAGACGCAGGAGCGGCUACUUUAACCAGUGCCAUGCCUCCCACCACAGUCCCCUCUGAACAGGUUGUGGAUGUCAGCAUCCAGAAGGAGCACAGGGAAGAGACCUUUAAAGGGGAAAUUACUGUAACUAGGCCUGAACAGAGAGAAUACCCUGUAAUAGUCACCUCCCUUGAAGACUUAUCCAUAGAAGAAGAUAGUAAAGUAAUCUUUAACACCACCAUUAAUUACGCCACAAAGGUAAACUGGUUUUUCAAUGGGCAAUUAGUGAAAUCUGGCAAAGAGUUCAAGUGUUCAAAAGACCACGACACAUAUACGUUGGUUAUCAACAAAGUUGUCAAGGAGAGGAAUCAAGGAGAAUAUGUUUGUGAGGCUGAGAAUGAAGCUGGCAGAACUGCAACAUCUUCAAGACUCACUGUGGUCUCAAGAGUGCCACCUCUCUUUAGGCAGAAAAUCAUCCCUCUGGAUAUUAACAUUGGCAGCCAUGCCAAGUUUGAAUGUGAGAUCGAAGAUGCUCCAAGUGUUACCUUCAAAUGGUACAAGUCUGGCACUGAGAUCAGACAGGGUGAGAAGUACCGGAUCCUAAGCCACCCCACCAGUUCCUCUCUGGAACUCCAGAACCCGGUCAAGGCAGACAGCGGUGAAUACAUGUGCAAGGCUUCAAAUCAGCACGGCACUGACAGCUGCACUGCCUCACUCACUGUGACUGAAAUGUACCCACCAGUAUUUGUUUCAAAACCAGACCCAAUGAUUUUAUAUGUGGGCAAACAAGCUGUGUUCCAGUGCUCACUCACUGGAUCCUCACCCAUGGAAGUUGUCUGGCACAAAAACAACAUAGCCAUCUCCUCCACAGGGAACUAUGUCAUGAAAUGUGAAAAGAACAAGUAUUCCCUUCACAUUAAAAAUCUUGAGCUAACUGACCAGGGAGAGUACCUGUGCAAGGCCUCCAACAGAGUUGGCACUGCUACCUUUACCACAGAGCUAAAGGUUAUCAACAAGCCCAACUUUGUUAAGACUAUUGAGCCAGCAUCAGUCGCUGUCAAUAACCCGCUAAGGCUGGAGUGCCAGGUGGACGAGGAUACUGGUGUGACUGUCACCUGGAGCAGGGAUGGCAAAAAAGUCCACCAGAGCAUGGAGUGUAAACUGUCCUUUGAGGACAAGGUGGCUGUUCUUGACAUACCCAAGUCCAAACUGAGGGACUCUGGGAAAUAUGUGUGCACAGCCACAAAUGAGGCUGGAAGCUCAUCCUGUGAGAGUAUGGUAACGGUUCAAGAACCUCCUACCUUUGUCAAGAAAAUGGAACCAAAGAUUACAUGGAAACAAGGAAUAGCUGCACGCUUACAGUGCACUGUUAAAGGGUCACCUGAACUCCACAUCCACUGGUUCUGGAAUGAGAGAGAACUUAGCAAUGGAGAAAAGUAUAAAAUCUCUUUCAAGACUGGAGUUGCCAUGUUGGAGAUAGUUAAUCUUCUGGUCACAGACAGUGGGAGUUACACCUGUGAGGUGUCAAAUAAUGCAGGCAGCGAGAGCUGCAACACCCUCAUAGCUGUUAAAGAUCCACCAUCCAUUAGAAAAGAUCUGCAGACAGUAGAGGUGGUGAAGGGAACAGCAGCUCAGCUGGAAUGUACGAUCACAGGAACAGCUCCUUUUGAAAUCAGCUGGUUAAAAAAUAAGAAAGCUAUCACCAGUGAUGAGAAAUAUAAAAUAAUCUCCCAAGAUUCCUUGUCAAGGCUGGAGAUCCAGACCUUUGAAAGUGCAGAUAUUGGAGAUUAUCAGUGUGUCAUUUCCAAUGAUGUGGGGAAAGUCACCACUAAGGCGCUUGCUAAACUUAAAGAGCCGCCAACCUUUUCAAAAAGAGUUGAGAGUUCCACAGCAGUGUUGGGAAAUACAGUGAAACUACAGGGAACCAUUAAGGGCUCGGCUCCCAUCAAUAUUAAAUGGAUGAAAGACUCUGAAAUACUGAGAGAUGAAGAUCCAAAUAUUAAGAUGGUGUUUGAAAACAACGUUGCAAGCUUGACGAUAACAACAGUGGCCAUUGGCCAUGGUGGCAAAUAUUCAUGCCAAGCUGAGAAUGAAGCUGGGCAAAAGAAAUGUGAAGCCACCUUGACUGUGCAAGAACCUGCCAGAAUCAUAGAACCUGCAGAGUCCAUUAGUGUGACUGCAGGGGAUUCAGCCACAUUGGAGUGUACAAUUUCUGGAAGCCCAGACCUCAAAGUGAAAUGGUUUAAAGACGAGAAAGAGAUGAUCAGUGGCCGCAAAUAUAAGAUGACUUUGAAGGACAAUAUUGCCACCAUGAAGAUUCUUACAGCAGAAAAAGGAGACACUUCAGACUACAAGAUGGAGGUGUCGAAUAAAGUUGGAAAAGACCAGUGCACAUGCUCAGUCACUGUCUUAGAUCGGAUAAUGCCUCCAACUUUCACAAAGUCCCUGAAAAGAGUUGAUGCUAACAUUGGUAAUGAUGUCUCUGUGGAGUGUAAAGUGUCUGGGUCCAAACCCAUGACCAUAGCUUGGUUCAAAGACGACCAGGAAAUCACGUCUGGAUCAAAAUUCCAGCCUGAAUUCAAAGAUGGCUCUGCUAUACUGAGAAUAAUUCGGGUGGAGAAGGCUGACUCUGGAGUUUACAAAUGCAGAGCCACCAAUUCAGCCGGCUUUAAAGAAACCAGUGGCACAUUCUAUGUCAAAGAGCCCCCAGUGUUCACAGUGAAACCAGACAAUCAGGAUGUCAUACCAGGAACCACUGUUUCCUUUAAAACGGCCUUCACUGGAACAGCUCCGUUGGCUGUUAAGUGGUUCAGAGAGGAAACAGAAAUUAUAACUGGCGGCACAUAUUUCAUAAAGAAAGAUGCCUCAUCAAGCUCUUUGGACCUUCACUCUGUGAAACCCAGUGACUCUUCUAAGUACACAUGCCAAGUAUCUAAUGAUGCUGGGAAGGUGGAUUGUGCUGCAGUCCUCUUUGUGAAAGAACCUCCCAUGUUUGUGAGUAAGCUUGAGGCAACCAAGCUCGUUACUAGCAGUGAUUCUGUCAGGCUGGAGUGCAAAGUGACGGGCAGCCCUGUCAUCAGUUUUAAGUGGUUCAAGGAUGAGAUGGAAAUAAGCUUCAGUCCUAAAUACAAAAUGGCCGUGAUCGACUUAGUGGCAUCUCUGGAUAUAAUCAACUGUUCUGUAGAGGAUAGUGGAAAUUAUGUCUGUCUGGCAUCCAGCGAAGCCGGUACUGACCGCUGCAGCAGCACAGUUACAGUCAAAGAGCCACCAGUGUUUGUGCGUAGCUUGGAGCCCAAAAAUGUGGUGAAAGGUUCUGAGAUGAUGCUGGAGGGCCAGGUGUCCGGGUCUGCCCCUUUCACUGUGUCAUUUUAUAAAAACUCAAAGCUGAUUAGGAAUGAUAAGAGACACAGAAUCAAUGUGAAGGAUGAGCUAGUAUCCCUGGAGGUGCUGGCGGUGGAGGCAGGCGAUGUCGGCUUGUAUCAGUGCACUGUUGAGAAUGAAGUGGGGAGGGCCUCUUGUGAUUGUCCCGUAACACUAAAAGAACCGCCAUCAUUUGUGCAAAAGUUGGAGAACCUCAACGCUUUGGUAGGCAGUGAGGUUUCCCUGCAGUGCAUUCUGAAGGGCUCAGAGCCCAUGACUGUGUCCUGGCUGAAAGAUAACCAUGAGCUCAAAGAAACUGAGAACAUUCAACUUACAUUUGAGAACAAGACCGCUGUGCUGCACGUCACCAACUUGCAGAGCAAACAUGGUGGCAAGUAUUCUUGCCACGUGCAGAAUCAGGCUGGGAGCCAGACGUGCUCUGCCGUGUUGACAGUCAAAGAGCCAGCUAAGGUGACAGAGGAGGCCAAGUCCAUCAGUGUGACUCAGGGGGAUCCGGCCACCCUGGAGGCAAGGUUCUUGGGCACUAAACCACUGAAAGCUCAAUGGUUAAAGGCCGGAAAGGAGCUGACCUCAGGCCAGAGAUAUAAAGUCCAGAGCACAGACACCAGCUCUGUGCUCAAGAUUAUUAAAACUGAGAAAAGUGAUAGUGGUGAAUACAUAUUUAAGGUUUCAAAUGAUGUCGGCAACAGUUCUUGUGAGGCAACACUCACGAUUCUUGAUCAAAUAAUUCCACCGUCUUUUACAAGAAAACUAAAGCAGACAGAAGGUAUAAAAGCAUCAUUUGCUCACCUGGAGUGUCUUGUAUCUGGCUCUCUGCCAAUAACCACACAGUGGUACAAAGAUGAGAAAGAGAUCCAGACUGAUGAGAAGCACAAAUGCACAUUCUUUGAGAAUGUUGCUUUCCUGGAAAUAACAAGUCUUGACAGUAAAGACAGCGGCAGUUAUACCUGCAUUGCUACGAACAAAGCGGGAACUGUCCAGUGCUCCGGGAUCAUGUUUGUCAAAGAACCGCCAUGUAUUCUUGAAAAGCCAGAAUCCAUGAAUGUUUUGCCUGGCUCAAAGGUCCAGUUUAACGUCCUAGUCUCUGGCACGCCACCACUGACCAUCAAAUGGUUUAAAAACAAGAAAGAGAUUUUAUCCAGUGCUGACUGCAAUGUCAUCAAAGACAACACCUCAAGCUCACUGGAGCUUUUCUUUGCCAAAACGUCAGAUUCUGGAGACUAUGUCUGUGAAAUACAGAAUGAUGUUGGCUCGACUUCAUGCCAGGCAACACUUUUCGUCAAAGAACCUCCAAGGUUCACACGGACCCCAGCACGUGUGUCUGUGGUCUGUUCCAGUCAGAGUAAAGUGUUUGAGUGUCAGGUGACUGGCACACCUGACAUAGACAUCUGCUGGUUCAAGGAAGGGUCUGAGAUCAGCCCCAGUGAUCGGUACAAGGUGGCCUUUGUUAACUCUGUUGCCACUCUGGAGAUCUGUGCAGCUGGCACUAAAGACAGUGGUCUUUACUACUGCGAGGCUCGCAAUGAAGCUGGUAGUGAGAGCUGCAGCAUGGAGCUCAAAGUCAAAGAACCACCUUCAUUUGUUAGAGAGCUGGGUGCAGCUGAUGUUGUGAAGGGCUCCAGUGUCUCUUUUGACUGUCAGCUCACUGGGACGGCUCCAUUUGAGAUAACAUGGCACAAAGACACAAAGGAGAUCAAACCCAGUGCUAAACAUGGCUUAUCUCAGCUGAAUGGCACUGCGGGUCUAGUGGUGCACAAAUGUGACUCUGUAGAUGUUGGUGAAUACCAGUGUACUGUUGCCAAUGAAGUGGGAAGCUGUACUUGUAAGACUACGCUAAACCUCAAAGAACCACCAACAUUCACCAAGAGGAUUGAGAACACUGCCACUGUUCUGGGUAAAAUGGCAGAGUUUCAUUGUGUUGUGGAGGGUUCUCCCACUCUCUCUGUACAAUGGCGAAAAGACGAGAACUGGAUUUUGGAGGAUCCAAAGAUUGAGAGAACAUUUGAGAAUAAUGUGGCCACUCUCAAGAUUCCUGCCUGUGAAGCGAGUCACAGUGGGAAGUACACCUGCCAGGUGGUAAACGAGGCUGGGCAGGAUAAGUGCUUUGCCACCCUUCUGGUGCAAGAGCCUCCACAGAUCACAGAGAAACCCGAGGUGAUAAAAGUGACAAUCGGAGAUCCAGUUAGACUUGACUGUAAGGUAACGGGCUCACCUGAGCUCAAAGUGAAAUGGAUGAAAGAUGGAAAGGAACUUCAGUCCAUCAGACAGCACAAGCUGAGCUUUGAGAAUAACAUCAGCAGCCUAAAGAUUCAGUCUGCUCAGAGAGAGGAUGAAGGAGAGUAUGUCUUUGAGGUGUCAAACCACAUCAGUAGCUGCACCUGCAAAGUCAAAAUGAUCGUAUUAGAUCAAGUAAUUCCCCCAAGCUUCAUCAAACCCCUGGUAGACAUGCAAGAGAUACUGGGUUCCUUUGUUCAGAUCUAUUGCAAAAUAUCUGGUUCCCUGCCUAUCUCUGUGGAAUGGCAGAAAGAUGGAACCAAAAUCUCUAGUGGUGUAAAACACAAACUCAUCCAGCAGGACAAUUCUGUGUCCAUUGAAAUUGAACAGCUAGAAAGAUCUGACGCAGGAUCCUACUUAUGCAAACUGAUCAAUGCAGCAGGAAGUUGUGAAUGCAGUGGAUCCCUUGUGGUCAAAGAACCUCCCAGCUUUGUGACUCUGCCUGAGUCCCAGGCAGCUCUACCCAACUCCACUGUACGCUUCAAAUGCACAUUUAACGGAACUCCUCCUUUCACCGUCAAAUGGUUCAAGGAUGAUACAGAGCUCAUGACUGGGCCCAGUUGUUUCACGGGACUGGAAGGGCUGUCUUGCUUCUUAGAGCUCUAUUCAGUGGGUGUCACCCAGAGUGGAGUUUACUCUUGCCAAGUCAGCAACGAUGCUGGCUCUGUACGCUGUAGUACAGACUUGACAGUCAAAGAACCACCUGCGUUUGUGCUGAAACUCCCUGGCACUAAGUUUGUGAAGCAGGGUGAGCCACUCCGCCUGGAGUGCAAAGUCAGUGGCACAGCCCCUCUGAAGGUGACCUGGUUCAAACAGGACACCAAGCUCACAGAGGGGGGCAACUACAAAACAUCAUUUGUUGACUCGGUUGCAGUCCUAGAACUGCUCUCUACCAGCUUUGGUGAUGAUGGAGUUUACACCUGUGAAGCUCAGAAUGAUGCUGGCAGUGUCAGCUGCAGCACCACAUUUACUGUUAAAGACGCUCCAUCUUUUGUGAAAGUGCCCCAGCCCGUUGAAGGGCUGAAGGGUAAGGACGUAAGUCUGUACUGUGAGAUGAGCGGUACAGCUCCGUUCCAGAUCACAUGGUUCAAAGACAGGAAGCCUCUGAUGGAGAGCAGGAAGUAUAAGUUGGUGAGCGAGGGCAGCUUAGCUACGCUGCAUAUAAUUGGGAUAGAGCUCUCAGAUGCCGGCGAAUAUGAGUGCAAAGUGUCAAACAGUGUAGGAAGUGACACCUGCCAGACAUCAGUUAAACUCCGAGAGCCGCCGUCGUUUGUGAAGAAACUGUCAAACAUGACAGUGAUACUGGGAGAGGAGGUGAUCCUUGUGGCCACUGUUAAAGGCUCUGAACCCAUUACUGUGUCCUGGGUUCAAGACAAGGAUCACAUUCUCAGGGACGGUGACAACAGGAAAAUCACCUUUGAGAACAACCAGGUCACUCUUAAAGUCUUUAAGGCUGAUGCAACCACAGCAGGCAAAUACACCUGCCACCUCAGAAACGAUGCUGGGAGUGUGGAGUGUUUCGCUAACUUGACUGUUCUAGAACCUGCUAAGAUAGUGGAUAAGCCCGAUGCUCUGAGCGUGACAGCAGGCGAUAUUGCCGCUCUUGAGGUUAAAGUGUGUGGAACACCAGAGCUGAAACCUAGGUGGUUCAAGGAUGGUGUUGAGCUGGCCUCUGGGAGGAAAUACCAAAUCUCAUUUUCCCAGAUGAUUUCCAGCCUGAACGUGCUCUCUGCUGAGAAAGUGGACUCUGGAGAGUACACAUUUGAGGUUAUGAAUGAGGUCGGGAAGGACCUGAGUAAAAUUAAUCUCACUGUUUUAGAUAAAACCAUACCUCCAACAUUCUCAAGGAAAUUGAAGGAUUGCAACACAAUUCUUGGACAAGCUGGAGAGAUGGAGUGCAAAGUGUCAGGUUCCCAACCUUUUACUAUCUCCUGGUACCACGAUGGGGAGGAGAUACAGAGCGGGCCAAAUUAUGAGAUUUCAUUCAACAACAACAGCUGCAUGCUGAAGGUGCCAAAGCUGAAGCUAUCUGACUCUGGCGUGUAUAAAUGUAAAGCUGUCAACAAGGCAGGAUUCAGUGAAACCACAGCCUCAUUGGUUGUAACAGAGCCCCCAACAUUUGUGGUGACCCCACAGCCUGUGGAAGCCAUGCCAGGCUCUAAUGUCACUUUCUCAGCGAUGGUGAAAGGCAGUGAGCCCCUUAAACUGAAGUGGUUCAGAGGAACCAAGGAGAUCCAGGCUGGACAAGGCUGUGAUUUCUCCCUGAAGGACAACAAAGUGAUCCUGGAGCUUUUCAAUGUGGACAGAAACCACGCUGGAGAGUACACUUGCCAAAUCAUAAAUGAUGCAGGAAAGGAAAGCUGCCCAGUUAACCUGACUGUCAAAGAACCAGCAGCCUUCUCCAAGAAACUGAAAGACGUGUCAGUUGAGAAGGGCAAAGCUUUAAUGCUGGAGUGUACAUACACCGGGACACCUAAGAUCACUGUGAACUGGUACAAAGAAGGCCAGCAGAUCUUUGCUUCUUACAAAUACAACAUCACCACGACUGAAAGUUCUUGCAUCCUGGAGUGUCUCUGCACUGAUGAGAAAGAAGCUGCAGGAAAAUACUCCUGCGAAGUGUCCAACGAUGCUGGAAAAGACACGUGUGAGGCAAACGUGUCCAUUCUUGAACCGCCGUACUUUGUUGAGUCUCUGGAACCAAUGGAGGUGACAGCAGGAGACGCUGUGUGUCUAAAGUGUCAGGUAGCUGGCACACCUGAGAUCAAAGUGUCCUGGUUCAAGGCUGAUGGCAAAGUAAGGUCCAGCCCCACUUGUAAGUUAGAGUACUCGAAGGGUGUUGCCUGUCUGAAGCUCAGCAAAGCCACCAAGGCUGACAUUGGGGAGUAUUCCUGCAAGGCAGAGAACCGGAUUGGCUCUGCCGCCUCCUCCUGCAGACUCGAUGUGAUAGAGGCUAAAACGCCGCCGUCCUUCCCCAAGAAAAUCACCAGCCUGCAGCAAACAGAAGGCCAGUCAGUCAGGUUUGAGUGCCGUGUUGCCGGCUCUUCACCCGUUGAGGUGUCGUGGCUGAAAGACGGCGAGCCACUGAGACACGGAGACGAGUUCUCCAUGCUGUACGACGACAACACGGCCGUGCUGCAGAUCGAACACAGCCAGAUGAGGCAUUCAGGGGAAUACACCUGUGCCGCCACCAACAGCGUUGGCUCCGCCUCCUGCAGAGCCAAGCUCACUCUUCAAGAACCCAGAUACCCUCCAGUCUUUGACAGGAAGUUGUCACCACGAGAGGUGACGGUGGGUGACAGCAUUGAGCUGGAGUGUCACAUGACCGGCUCUUCCCCGAUUAAAGUCAAAUGGUCCAAAGACCAUAAAGAUAUUCGCAGCGGGGGAAAUUAUAAGAUCAGCUGUGAUGAUAACACGCCCCACCUGACCAUUCUGAAGGCAGAUAAAGCCGACAUGGGGAAAUACUUCUGCCAUGCCUCUAAUGACAUGGGGAAGGACUCUUGUUCCUCUGAUGUCACAGUCAAAGAGCGUAAAAACCCUCCGGUGUUCACCAAAAAGCCGUCAGAGCACAUCGAGGACACGGAGGGCAAACUGGUGAAGAUCGAAGGCCGUGUCUCCGGCUCGCAGCCCAUGUCUGUCAGCUGGUUCAAAGACGACACAGAAAUCUUCAGCUCCGACAAAUACGACAUCAGCUUUAAGAGUAAUGUGGCUGUUCUGUGCAUUAAGAGCAGCCAGGUGAGGGACAGUGGCAAGUAUUCAUGCCACGCCUCCAACGAAGCUGGGAAAGUCUCUUGCGAUGUCUCUGUGGGCGUCUCAGAAGGCAAGAAGCCUCCAGUGUUUGACGUCCCGCUCAAACCGGUGACUGUAGACGAGGGCGAGAAGCUGAGUCUCAGGUGUCACGUCGUCGGCUCCGCUCCUCUGAAGAUCCAGUGGAUGAAGGACAGGAAGGACCUGACCUCUGCUGGUAGUACCAAGAUCAGCUUCUCAGAUGGGACGGCCUGUCUUGAGAUCAGCCCCGCCUCCAAACACGAUGCCGGCGAUUACCUCUGCAAGGCCAGCAAUGAAGCCGGCAGUGAGUUCUGCAAGGCCAAAGUCACCAUCAAAGAGAAACCAGGAGCAGCUCCAGCUCCUGCUGAAGCUCCUUCAGCUGCUCCAACCAAGAAGCUGGAGAAGCUGUUCUUCAUCGAGGAGCCCAAGACUGCACACGUCAUUGAGAAGGGAACUGCCACCUUCAUCGCCAAGGUAGGAGGUGACCCCAUCCCUAACGUGAAGUGGAUGAAGGGUAAGUGGAGGCAGAUCACUCAGGGCGGACGGAUCUCCAUCGAGCAGAAGGGCCAGGAGGCCAAACUGGAGAUUAAAGAGGUGACCAAGUCAGACUCGGGUCAGUACAGGUGUGUCGCCUCCAACAAGCACGGAGAGAUCGAGUGUAGCACCGACAUGCACGUGGACGAAAAGAAAGAAUCAACACAGCUGGAGGGCGACCUGCGAGCUAAACUAAAGAAGACUCCAUCAAAGCAGAAGAGUCCAAAGGAGGAGAAGGACAUCGACAUAGUGGAGUUGUUGAGGAAUGUGGACCCCAAAGAGUACGAGAAAUAUGCCCGAAUGUACGGCAUCACUGACUACCGAGGCCUGCUGCAGGCUAUCGAGCAGCUCAAGAAGGAGAAAGCUGAAGAAAGUGGAAGACCGGAACUGGAACGUGGAGACAGAGAGUCUGAUGAAGACAUGGCCCGACUGGUGGCCGACCUGCAGAAGAGGAUGGAGCGCACAGAGCCUGUGACCGUGGUGAAGGACAUCGCUGAUCAGGCUGUAAUCACCAAGAAAGAAGCAGUGUUUGAGUGUGAGGUGAAGAUCAACUACCCAGAGAUCGCUCUGUCCUGGUACAAAGGAACCCAGAAACUGGACACAAGCGACAAGUACGACAUCAGCAUCAGCGGCGACCGCCACCUGCUGAAAAUCAAGAAGUGCCAGUCGUCCGACCAGGGCAACUACAGGGUGGUCUGUGGGCCACACAUCUCUAGCGCCAAGCUCAGCAUCAUGGAAGCAGAGGUUGAGAAGCAUCUGCAGGAUACAUCGGGUAAGGAAGGCCAAUCAUGCACUCUGUCUUGUCAGUUGUCGAUCCCUAACGUAGAGGCACAGUGGUAUAAAAAUGGCAAGCAGUUAGAGAUGAAGGGCAGGUACACAUCCGAGGUGAAACACAAGGUUCAGAAGCUUCUGAUCAGAGAACUGAAGCCCGAAGACCAGGGCAGAUACUCCUGCAAGUACCAGCACCUGGAGUCCUCAGCAGACCUCUGGGUGGAAGCUGAACAAAUUCAUUUCACCAAACGCAUCCACAACAUCGAAGUCAACGAGCGCCAGUCAGCCACCUUUGAGUGUGAAGUUUCCUUCGACAAUGCGAUUGUUUCGUGGUACAAAGACACCUGGGAACUGAAAGAGAGCCCUAAGUACAACUUCACAAGCGAGGGCCGAAGACAUUUCAUGGUCAUCCGAAACGUGGCCAUCGAAGACGAAGGCGUAUACUCAGUGAUUGUGAGGUUGGAGCCCAGAGGAGAGGCUAAGAGCACAGCUGAGCUUUAUUUGUCUGGCAAAGAAAUUGAAUUAGCAAUGGUUCCCAUCGAUGUCCCAGACUCCUCAGUUCAGAGGCCUGAGGUGGCUUCAUCAGUGGCAGUGCAAGAAUCUGCCAAAUUGUAUCAUUAUGAAGAAGAGAUUGAACAUAGAGCUGAGUUUUCAUAUCAUUAUGAAGAAGAGGUGGAGCAGAGAGCUGCCAGAGUUCCCAUUGAAGAGCCAGUGGAGACCAAGAAAGUUGAAAUGAGAGAAGCAAUUCCUACAAAAGGUACCGCUUACAUGACUAAGCCCGAAGAGAAGCCGACACCAGCUGUGAAGGAGCCGGCACCAGCGAAAGUACCCGAGGCCAAAAAGCCCGUGGAGGAAAAGGUUCCUGUGGUCUUAGUCCCAGAGAAGAAGGAAGCUGCUGCUCCUAAAGAACCAGAGGAGAUUAAGAAGCCUGCUCCCUCUCCACCUGCUGAGAAACCCAAAGUGCCAACAAAAGAUGAGUCCAAGCCUCAGGUUCCAGCAGAGCCCAAAAAAGUGGCGCCUGCAGCUAAGCCUGAGCCUGAGCCCAAGCCUAAAGUGAAAGCAGAACCUGAAGCAAAGCCUAAGCCCGCACCGGCUCCCAAAGCAGAACCUGAACGCAAACCUGCAGCAAAGGUUGAGCCGAAGCCUGAAGUGAAGCCAGCAGUGGUUAAGAAGCCGGCGUCACCACCAUCCAAAGUCCCCGAAGAGGCAGCGAAACCAGCAAAGAUCAAGCCAGAGCUGACAAAAACCAAGCCAGAACCAGAACCUGAAAAACUAAAACCAGAAGUCCGUAAACCUGAACCUGCCGUCAAGAAGCCAGAACCAGCUGUUCCCAAACCCGAACCAGCAGUGAAAAAAGCUGAAACUGAAGUGAGAGCAGAACCAGAACCUGCAAAGGCCAAACCAGAACCUGCAAAGGCCAAACCAGAACCUGCAAAGGCCAAACCAGAACCUGCAAAGGCCAAACCAGAACCAGCAGCUGCACCAAAGGAACCUCUUAAGAAAGUGCCAGAAGCACCAACAAAGAAGGAGGAGGUGGUUGUUGCACCUUCACCUGCAGCCCCAGUAAAGGUGGAGAGAGAUGAGGAAGCACCGCAGAAGAAGCCUGUGGUAGCUGCAGUUCCUGAAGUGGAGAAAAAAGUACCUGAGCCUCCAAAAGCCAAGAAACCAGGACCUGCUGUUGUUGUUCCUCCCAAAGAAGAGCCAGCGAAGAAAGAGAAAGCUUUGAAGCCCAAAGUUGUACCUGAAGAGGUGCGUGAGCUUCAGAAGGUGUUUGAUGAGGAGGUUGUUUCAGAGCCUGAACCUGAGAGGCUGCCUGAUAAAGAGCCUGAAACAGUACCUGAGAGAAGAAGGCCUUCAGGGGAAGCUGAGGUGAAAGGAAAGAUUGCUGAGAAGGUGCCAACACCAAAGGUGGUUCCUGAAAAAGUACCAGAAAAGGUUUCAGUUAAACUCCCAACAGAGAAAACUCCUCCUGAGACCAAACCUGUAAAAGUUCCUCAGAAAAAGGAGAAAGAAGAGAGGAUUCCUGAGAGAAAGCCUGUAGAGGAAGUAAAACCCAAAAGGGAGCUGAUCUCUGAAGAAAAACCAGUUCCUCCGAAGAUGCCUGAGAAGGUUUCUGAACCUAAACAAGAGAAACAAGAGAUUCUUCGUAAAGCUCUUACAACUUUUGUCAAGAUUGAGCAAAGUAAAGAAGCUCAGAAGAUACAGGAAGUUUAUUACGUGACAGAGGAAGAAUCUCCUGCUGACGUGGACGAAGAAUCUCCUGCUGAUGUGGAGGAAGAAUCUCCUGCAGACGUGGAGGAAGAAUCUCCUGCUGACGUGGACGAAGAAUCUUCUGCUGACGUGGAGGAAGAAUCUCCUGCUGACGUGGAUGAAGAAUCUCCUGCUGACGUGGACGAAGAAUCUUCUGCUGACGUGGAGGAAGAAUCUCCUGUGGAUGAGACGAUUGUUUUGCUAUCAGAAGAAGUUGGCUUAAGUUCAACAGAAAAGCUGAGACAAAGAGAUAAAAAGUCAGAACUUAGAGAUGAGACAUACAGCAGAACAGAAGUUACAGUUGAGCUGAGGAAAGCUGCAGUUAAAGACAAACCAACUAAAGUUAUUCCAAGUGAAGAAACAAGUACAACACCAGUCAUUCCUGACGUCAAAAAAGAUGAAAGUACUGCACCGGUGAAAGUGUCAGCAAAGAAACAAGAGAAGAAGAAAAAGGUUAAAUCUGAUGAGAUAACUGACAAAUCCAAACAGGAAGUACAAAUUAGCCCCAAAGUUAAAGCUGAAGUCAAGCCCAAAGAGUCAGUAACAGAUAUUGAGCUUCAGAAGCCGAAAGAGUCAGUAACAGAUAUCGAGCUUCAGAAGCCAAAAGUGACAGAGUCUGCACAAUAUGAAGCAGAACAUAAGAAAACACAGGAAUCCAAAGACGCCGUCCCUCUUCAGAGAGGUGAAACUGGAAUCAUAAAAGUACAAGAAACAUGUCUUUUAGUCGAGGACGUGGUUCAGAUUAAACCUUCAGUACCUUCAGAACCGGAGGAGAAGGAAAGGACUUCCCUGAAAGCAGCUUCUUCUAGAGAUGAGGUGAGGAAUGUUUUUGUCAAAGUGUUGGCAGAACAGCCUUCUACCUCGUCGAAGGCAGUCUUCCAAUUUCCUGUAAAGGAGAAGGAAUCACCCCCACAAGUCAAAGAAGAACUAGUAAAGCCAGCUGCUCCUGAAGCAGAGAGCAAACCGCAGGCUGCUGUAAAAGUUCAAGAAGCUGUCAAAAGGCCGAAAGUCACUGACAAAACAGAGAAGUUGGAGAAGAGAGUGACUCCAAAAGAAGAAACCAAGCCAGUGACCAAGUAUCAACAUGUUGAGAAGACUGAAGAACCAACAAAGAUGGUUGAAGUUGUGGAAGAAGAAAAAUCAAUUGUAAUAGAGAAGAUAGUUCCUGAGACACUUCGAGAUGAAACCAAGGGACCUGUCCAAGCACCAGGAGGAGUCAAGAAAGAAAUGGUGGUUCUGCACAAAAAGGGUAAAAUUCAGUUGGAAGAGGCUGGGACAUUUGAGAUUCCCACCUUGAAGAAAACAACUACAGUCAUGAGGGAAUAUGAAGAGGAGCAUGAGAUGAUCAAACUGAAGAAGAUUCCAUCAGUUCCACUUAAAGAGUCUGAAGAAGAAGAAAAACCUCAGAAAGUCACCACGACCACAGUGUGUGAGGUUGAGGAGAUAGUGUACAAAGAAGAAGUUGUCGAGAUGUCAGUCGCCACCAGAAGAACCGCAGAGGAGAGGAAACCUAGAGAGAAAACAGAUGUGGUGAAAAAGACAGGAAUCACAAAGCCCAAAGACAAGGAACAGAAAGAAGCUCCUAAAGAUGUAUGGACCCGCCAGAAAGUCAUCCCACAGGAGGAGAAACCAGAAGAUAAGAUUUCUCUGAAGAAAACUCCCAAAGCCUUAAAGGAGGAGGAAUCAGCUCCACCUAGUGUAGCUUUGAAGAAAGUGAAGAAAUUGCCUUCAGAUGAAGUAGAACCAGAAGUAAUUAAGCUAAAACCAUUUGAGAAGCCUGUUAAGCCAUCUGAGGAGACAGAGAAAGAUGAGACGGAUAGGACAGAGAGGGACGCUGUACCUUUCCAGAAGGGAGAGAGGAUCCCGAGAGAGGUGGAAACUAAGACAACUCCAAAGAAACUGGACACAGCUCCUGCAGAGGAAAAGGAGCCACCAGCCAAGGUGCUGAAACCAGUAGAUAAAAAGAAAACUCCAGAGAAAGAGCCGGAUGAGGUUAAAGCACCAACCAAGGUGAAGAAAAUCCCAACACAAGAGCAUGAGAUGGAAAGUGUGAAGCUGAAGCCCUUCUCCAGGCCUUCCAAAGAGGCUGCAGAGCCUGAGAAGAAACCACAAGAGGACAAAGAAAGGAAGUCAACAGAUGAGCUGCGCCCUCGCCGCACAAGUCCAGCCGAAAAACUGAAAGAACCAGAGACUGAAGCUAGACCUAAGAAACCUGAGGUCCCUGAAGCUCCGGAGAAGAAGCCAGAUAAGGUAAAGGAGGCUGAAGCGGUUCCUGCAGCGGAGACCGUGUCUCAUGUUCCAGCUUCUGUUAAGAAACCUGAGAAGGUUCCUGAGGAGCCUAAACCUCUGCAGCUGAAGAAGGGAUUCACACCAAAGGUCAAAGAAGAAAAGGAAGAAGUGUCUUUGAAGCCUUUGGAGCAGCUGAAGAAGAUUCAGCUGAAAAAGACACCAUCUCCUAAGGUUGAGAAGCUUAAAGAAGCAGAGAGAGUACCAGUUGAGAGGAAGUCAAGUAUCGAUAAACUUAAAAAGAUUCCUAAAACUGUUACACCAAAAGACUCUAUUGAAGCUGUCACUCUCAAAAAGAUCCCAAAGAAGCCUUCACCAGCGGAGGAGAAAGUUAUAGAACCAGCAAAGCCUGAUAAAGGAAAGGUUCCCUUAGUGAAAAAAGUUUCUCCUGGUGCAGUGCAGCCAGAGGAAGAAGUGCUCAAAGAGAAGUUUGAGGCUGAAGAAGAGGCUGAACAAGAGGAGGAAGGCUGGGAGCUGGGUCCUGGGGAGAGUUAUGGCUCUGAAGACUGGGAAGGUGAAGGAGAGGAAGGUGCUCUGGAGGUUCCAGGGUUGGCCAGGAGAGAGGGUCAACCAGCAGAAGAAGCAGGAAGAGGUAGAGGUAGAGGACUGAAACCCAAGCAGACCCCAUCCCCUGGAGAAGGCAGGGGCCGUGGUCUGAAACCUGGUGGCAGAGGUCCAACACCACCAGACGAGCCCUUCGGAGGGUUCAAACUCAAAGCUGUCCCUCUGAAGUUCACCAAGAAGCUUCAGGACAUUGUUCUGAAGGAGGCUGAGUCUAUCGGCUCUGCUGCUGUGUUUGAAUGUGAGGUCUCGCCUUCCACUGCUAUCACCACAUGGAUGAAAGAUGAAAGCAACCUGCGUGAGAGCCCCAAACACAAAUUCACCUCUGAUGGUAAAGAUCGCAAGCUGAACAUUAUUGAUGUCCAGCUGUCUGACACUGGUGAAUAUACUUGUGUGGCCAAGAAUGCUGGCAAGGAAAUAUCAUGCACAGCCAAGCUCAUUGUUGAAGAGCUACCUGUGAAAUGGAUCAAAGAGCUGGAUGAGGAUACUUCAGCUCUGAAGGGUCAGCCUAUAUAUAUGACCUGUGAGUUGAACAAAGAGAGAGAGGUGAUAUGGAAGAGGAAUGGGGAAGUCCUGAAGAAGAAAGCCGGCAAGGUUCAGAUUAAUAUUAUUGGUAUGCAGCACGCUGUGACCAUCCAGAAGAGUUCUGAGGAAGAUGCAGGUCUCUUCUCAUGUGAAGUGUCCGGCCAGGAGGAUGUGAAGACUACAACAAAUGUCAAAGUGAUUGAAAUCGUCAAGGAUUGGAUUGUGAAACCACUGAAAGACCAGCAUGUGAAACCAAAGGCUGCUGCUACGUUUAAAUGUGAGCUCUACAAGGAGACUCCCAACUGGAAGUGGACCAAAGGAGAGAAUGAAAUCACUCCUUCUGACAAGGUUGAGAUCAAGCAAGAUGGAAAAUCACUGACACUCAUCAUCAAGAACUGUCAGCCUGAUGAUGUGGCAGAGUAUAACUUAGAGGUGGAAGGACGAGUCUACACCGCCAAACUAACACUAGGAGAGCGGGAAGCUGAUAUCCUGAAGCCCCUGGUGAGCAUUGAGAUACAGGAGAAGGAAGACGCCGUGUUUGUAACAGAAAUCUCUGAGGAGGAUAUUCCAGGAGAAUGGAAGCUCAAAGGAGAGGUUCUGACUAGAUCCCCGACAUGCGAGAUCCAAAUGGAAGGUGCAGUGCGUAAGCUGACACUGAAAAACUGUCAACUGGACCAAGCCGGCGAAGUGACCUACCAGGCUCUGAAUGCCACAACCAGCGCAAUGCUCAAUGUUAAAGAAAUCGAAAUGGACUUUAUUGUCCCGCUGACGGACGUUUCGGUGCCUGAAAAGAAACAGGCCAAGUUUGAAUGCACUGUCACAAAGGAUGUUUCUAAGGUCAUGUGGUAUAGAGGGGAUGACAUCAUCACCCCUGACCAAAAGUAUGACAUCAUCGAUGAUGGAAAGAAGCAUAUGCUAAUCAUUAACUGCUGUGAGUUUGAUGACGAGGACGAAUAUAUGAUUGAAGUUUCGGACAAAACAGCAACAGCUAGACUCACGGUGGAGGGUAUCAGGCUCAAAUUUAUCUCACCAAUAAAGGACCAAACUGUGAAGGAAGGCCAAACGGCUCGGUUCGAGCUGGAGCUCUCUCAUGAGAACAUCCCCGUCACCUGGUACAAGAACGACAUUAAAAUCCACCCGAGCAGAACAGUGGUCACUCAUGUGGAUGGAAAGAAACAUGUGCUAGAAAUAAAGGAUGUAACUCUAGAUGAUAUUUGCCAAAUUAAAGCUGAGGCUAAAGGAAUACCUGUCAUGGCCAACCUGACGGUCAUAGAGGGAGAUCCGUACUUCACAGUUAAACUGCAGGACUAUACUGCAGUGGAGAAAGACAAGGUGGUUCUAGAUUGUGAACUCAGCAAAGACGUCGAUGUCAUGUGGUACCACAACGAGGCCGAAGUUAAGGCCUCUAAAAUGUUUGCCAUUAAGGCCGAGGGCAAACGCAGGACCCUCAUCAUCAGGAAAGUCGAGGACAACGACAAAGGGCAAUACGUAUGUGAUUGUGGAACAGACAAGACGACAGCAAUGCUUUAUAUUGAAGCUCGCAGCAUCAAGAUUGUUCGGCCAAUGUAUGGCACCGAGGUGUUUGAUGGCGAGACGGCUCGAUUCGAGGUUGAGCUCAGUGAGGACGAUGUUCACGGCCAGUGGAAACUCAAUGGAGAAGUCCUCAGUCCGUCUGCCGACUUUGAGAUCGUGGAGGACGGCGCCAAACACACUUUGGUGUUGUACAACUGCAAAGUCCCUCACACUGGUGAGGUGGUGUUCACCGCUGCCAACGCAAAAUGCUCUGCUAACCUAAAAGUCAAGGAGAUCCCAGUCUCGUUUAUUACACCGCUGGCUGACGUGCACGUGUAUGAAAAGGACGAGGCAAAGUUUGAGCUGGAGAUUUCUAGAGAGCCCAAAAGCUUCCGUUGGCUGAAGGGAUCUCAGGAGUUAUCAAACGAUGACAAGUUUGAACUUCUGGUGGAAGGCAUGAGACACACUCUUAUUAUAAAAUCUGCCAGAUAUGAAGAUGAAGCCAAAUACAUGUUUGAGGCUGAAGAUAAAAGAACAUCUGGAAAGCUGAUUAUCAAAGGUAUUCGUCUUGAGUUUAUCAAGCCCAUAAAGGAUGUGACUGUGAAGGAACGUGAAACUGCAGAGUUCAGCGUCGAACUCUCUCACGAUAAGAUCCCAGUGGUCUGGUACAAAAACGACCUCCGCCUGCACCCCAGCAAGGUGGUGCACAUGUCUGAGGCGGGAAAGGUUCACACGCUGGCCUUCAAAGAGGUCACCAUCGACGACACCUCCAUGAUCAAAGUUGAGGCCAUGGGCAAAACCUCAGAGGCCAUGCUCACUGUACUCGAGGGCGACCUAUACUUCACCGUUAAGCUCCAGAACUACACCGCCGUGGAGAAGGACGAGGUGGUUCUGUCCUGCGAGCUGAGCAAGGCCGCGGGCGAGGUCACAUGGUUCAAAGACAGUAAUGAAAUAUUUCCCUCCAAGAACGUUCUUAUCCAAUCAGACGGCAAGAAGCGCACGUUGGUCUUCAAGAAGGCGGCAAAGAGCAGCAUAGGAGCGUACACCUGCGACUGUGGCACCGACAGAACCACAGCCAACCUGGACAUCGAAGAGCGUGAUAUCAAGGUAGUGCGUCCGCUGUACAGUGUGGAGGUCACAGAGACCGAGGUGGCCCAGUUUGAGACAGAGAUCUCAGAGGAAGACCCUCAUGGCACCUGGAAGCUGAAGGGAGAGGCUCUCCAUCCAUCUGGUGAUGUGGAGAUCAAGCAGGAAGGAGCCCGACACAUGUUGACUCUCUUCAACUGCCGCAUGGACAUGGCAGGAGCGGUGGACUUCGCUGCAGCUAAUGCUAAAUCUACCGCUCAGCUCAGGGUCAAAGCCCGAGUGAUCAGCAUGAAUAGGCCUCUGAAGGAUGUAACCGUGACCGCCGGGGAGACCGCCACCUUCGAGUGUGAGCUGUCAUACGAGGGCAUCACAGUCGAGUGGUUCCUGGGGGGUACCAAGCUGGAACCGAGUGACAGAGUGGUGUUGAAGGCCGAGGGAAGCGUCCACAGUCUGACGGUGCGCGACGUCCAGCUCAGCGAAGCUGGACAAGUCCGACUCACCGCCAAAGACUUCCAGACUGAAGCCAACCUCACCGUCAACGAGCCUCCAGUGGAGUUCUCGAAGCCUCUGGUGGAUCAGACGGUGGAGGAAGAAGCCACCGCUACGCUCGAGUGUGAAGUUUCCAGAGAGAAUGCGGAGGUGCAAUGGUUCAUAGACGGGAAGGAGAUCCGUAAGAACAAGAAGUAUGAGAUGAAGGUAGAUGGAUGCAAGAGGACGCUGCUCAUCCACGACUGCACUCUGGACGACUCCAGGACCUACACGUGUGACGCUAAAGACUUCAAAACCUCCUGCUUCCUCAAUGUUGAACCUCCACAUAUCGAGUUCUCAAAGCCGCUCCAUGACGUCGAGGUCAGAGAGAAGGAAUCUGCCAGGUUUGAAUGUGAAGUGUCGAGAGAAAACGUCAAAGUCCGCUGGUUAAAGGAUGGAAGUGAAAUCAGGAAGGGGAAGAAAUAUGAAAUUAUUGCCACAGGACGUCAACAUGUUCUCAUCAUCCACAAGUCUGUGUUUGAUGAUGAGGCCGAAUAUGAAUGUGGAGCUAAGACCUCCAAAUCCUCCGGCAUGCUCACCGUCGUUGAGGAGGAGGCGAGGUUCAUCAAGAACCUGUCUAACGUGGAGGGAGCUGAGAUGGACAGCGUGAAGCUGAUAUGCGAGGUGUCCAAACCCAGCGCCGACGUCACCUGGUACAAAGGAGACGAGGAGCUGCCGGAGGGCGGCCGCUACGACCAGAUCGUGGACGGGAAGAGGAGGAUCCUCCUCAUCCAGAACCUGAAGAUGGAUGAUGCUGGAGAGUACUACUGCAAGCUGAGUCCGAGCAUCACAACCUCUGGAAACCUAACGAUUAAUGAACUGGCUGCUGAGUUCAUCUCCAAGCCUCACAACCAGGAAGUGGUGGAGGGCGAAAAGGCGGAGUUCACCUGCUCCGUCUCCAAGGAAAACUACCAGGUCAGAUGGAUGAAAGACGACAAGGAGCUGGAGGAGGGAGACAAGUACCAGAUGAUCAGUGACGGAAAGAGACGAACGCUGGUCAUCAAGAACAGUGAUAUUAAAGAUGAGGGAGGAUACGUGGUGAUGAUCGGACCCAACAGAGCCAGUGUUGAUCUCACCGUGCUCGAGAAACUGAAGAUCAUCACACCGCUGAAAGACACCGAGGCCAAAGAAGGUCAGGAGAUCGUCCUGAACUGUGAGACGAACACCGAAGAAGCGAAGGCCAAGUGGCUGAAGAACGAAGAGACCAUCUUCGAGAGCGGCAAAUACGUGAUGGUCCAGAGAGAUAACGUCUUCUCCCUGAGGAUCAAAGAUGCCCAGAAGGGAGAUGAGGACAAUUACAGCAUUAACCUGACCAAUCACAGAGGAGAGCAAGCCAAGAGCUCCUGCAAGCUCACUGUCAAAGAGGAGAGUUUGAGGAUCGUGGUUCCUCUGGAGGACAUCGACACUCAGGAGAAGAAGACUGUCAGCUUCUCUUGUAAGGUCAACAGACCCAAAGCGACUCUGAAGUGGAUGAAAGGCAACGAGGAGAUCGUGUUCAACAAACGCAUCGUUUACCGAGCCGACAAAGAGAAGCACACGCUGACCAUCAAAGACUGCCUGCUGGCCGACGAGGGCGAGUACACCGCCGUGGCCGGAGACAGCAAAUCUACCGCUGAGCUGAUCAUCAGCGAGGCGCCCACAGACUUCAGCGUGCAGCUCAAGGACCAGACCAUCACUGAGUUUGAAGACGCAGAGUUCACCUGCAAAAUUACCAAAGAGAAAGCCGACGUUAAGUGGUACAGAAACGGACGUGAGAUCAGAGAAGGCCCGAGAUACACAUUUAAAAAGGAAGGAAGGUUUUGCACCUUGCACAUCAAGGAGUGCAGACCAGACGAUGAGUGUGAAUACGCUUGUGGUGUGGACGAGAAGAGAUCCAGAGCCAGACUCUUUGUUGAUGAAACCCCGGUGGAGAUCGUCAGACCGCCGCAGGACGUGUUCGAACCUCCCGGCUCAGACGUGGUGUUCGAGGUGGAGCUCAACAAGGACAGAGUGGAGGUGAAGUGGUUGAGGAACAACAUGACGGUCGUCCAGGGAGACAAAUACCAAAUGAUGAGCGAGGGGAAAGUCCACAGACUGCAGGUCUGUGAGAUCAGACCAAGAGACCAAGGAGAGUACAGAAUCAUUGUUAAGGACAAAGAUGCCAAGGCCAAGCUGGAGCUGGCAGCUGUGCCUCAGAUAAAGACCACAGACCAGAGCUAUGUCACAGAUGCUGGGAAGCCAAUCACCAUGGCCGUCCCCUACAGUGCAUACCCAAAAGCACAGGCUGAUUGGCUGUAUGACAACACAAGCCUGUCCAAAGACCACAUCCACACCUCUGCUGACCGCACAGAGUACCGACUGAAGGACCCCAAGAAAAGUGACCAGGGCCGCUACAAGAUCAUCAUCAAGAACAAACACGGAGAAGGAGAAGCCUUCAUCAACCUAGAUGUCAUCGAUGUUCCUGGGCCUGUGAAGAACCUGCAGGUAGUCGACACAGCUGAUGGAGAGGUCAGCUUGGCAUGGGAGGAACCGGAGAGCGACGGAGGCAGCAAAGUCAUCAGCUACGUGGUGGAGAGACGUGAUGUGAAACGUAAGACAUGGACGCUGGCCACCGACCACGCUGAGAGCCCAGAGUACACAGUGACCGGACUCCAGAUGGACUCCAUGUACCUGUUCAGAGUCUGCGCUCGCAAUAGAGUCGGCAGCGGCCCCAACGUAGAGACCGACAAACCUGUACAGCCCAAGAACAAGUUUGGUGUUCCAGAAGCUCCACUGAAUGUGAUAGUUGGAAACGUCACCAAGUUCGGCUGCACCGUCUCCUGGGAGCCUCCCGAGUCCAACGGAGGCUCUCCCAUCACCUCUUACAUCAUUGAGCUGCGUGACAGGACAUCAGUGAAGUGGUCUCCGGUCCAGGUGACUAAAGCCGAUGAGCUCAAGGCAAUUGUCAACGAUGUCAUUGAGAACAAAGAGUAUAUCUUCAGAGUCAAAGCUCAGAACAAAGCUGGCGACGGCAAGCCCAGCGCCGCCUCACAGCCCGUCAAGAUCAUGGAUCCCAUCGAGCGCCCAAGUCCCCCUCAGAACCUGGUGUGGCAGGACCAGAACAAGAACUCAGUACAGCUCACCUGGGAGACUCCUCUGAAAAACGGAGGCAGCAUGAUCACAGGAUACAUCAUCGAGCGCUGUGAAGAUGGCACUGAUAAGUGGCUGCGUUGCAACGCCCGCCUCUGCCCUGACCUCGUCUACAAGGUUUCUGGUCUGACAUAUGGAGCAAAGUACAACUACAGAGUGUUUGCUGAAAAUGCUGCUGGAGUGUCCGACCCAUCAAACACCAUCGGACCUCUGCUGGCCGACAACACACAUGUCGGUCCAACCUUUGACCUGAGUGCAUUCAAAGAUGGCCUGGAGGUGAUCGUCCCUCAGGCUCUCACCAUAAGAGUCCCCAUAACAGGAUACCCGACACCCGUUGCUAAGUGGACCUUCGGAGAGAAGGAGCUGACUGCUGCGGAUGAGCGCGUUACCGUGACGACCAAGUCCACAUUCGUAGAACUCAUCGUCACACCGAGUGUUCGCCCAGACAAAGGCACCUACACCCUGACGUUGGAGAACGACGUCACGUCUGUCUCUGGAGAAAUCGAAGUCAACGUCAUCGCUGCACCCAGCGCUCCAAAGGAUUUCAAGGUUCCAGAAGUGACCCGUCAACAUGUCCAUCUGAGCUGGGAGGCUCCCGAGCAUGAUGGAGGAAGUCCUCUGACUGGCUACCAGGUGGAGAAACGGGACAUGUCCCGCAAGACCUGGGUCAAGGUGAUCACAGGUAUCCAGGAUCAGGAGUUCACAGUCACAGAUGUGGUUGAAGGGAAGGAGUAUCUGUUCAGAGUUACCGCCUGCAACAAGUGUGGACCAGGAGAGCCGGCAUACAUCGACGAGCCUGUCAAUGUCUCCUCUCCCGCAACCGUCCCCGACCCUCCAGAGAACCUGAGGUGGAGAGACAAGUCAGCCAGUGGCAUCUUCCUCACCUGGGAGCCACCGAAGUACGACGGUGGUUCUGGUAUCAGAGGCUACAACGUGGAUCGCUGCCAGAGAGGAACUGAUAAAUGGGAGCCUUGUGGCGACAUGGUUCCCGAGCUGAAGUUACAGGUGACGGGUCUGACUGAAGGCCAGUGGUACUCCUACAGAGUCCGAGCUCUGAACCGACUCGGAGCCGGCCGGCCCUGCAAGCCCACCGACGAGAUCCAGGCUGUUGAUCCCAAAGAGCCUCCUGAGAUUAACCUUGACGCUAAGCUGCUGGCCGGUCUGACCGCCAAAGCCGGCAGAAAGAUCGAACUCCCGGCCGAGGUGACCGGAAAGCCAGAACCCCGCGUGAAGUGGACCAAGGCUGACACGGUCCUCAAAGCAGAUGACAGAGUGUCCAUCGACAACAAACCAGGACACUCCACCGUCACCAUUGAAAAGACCCAGAGAGACGACACCUCCACCUACAUCAUUGAGGCCACCAACAGCAGCGGUCGCGCCACCGCCACCGUUGAUGUCAACAUCCUCGAUAAGCCCGGGCCUCCCGCUGGCUUCGACAUCUCUGAGAUCACCAACGAGUCCUGCUUCCUGGCCUGGAACCCUCCGCGUGAUGACGGCGGCUCCAGAGUCACCAACUACAUCAUUGAGCGUCGCGCCGUAGACAGUGAAGUCUGGCACCGGCUGUCCUCCACCGUCAAAUCCACCACGUACAGAGCCGUCGACCUGGUCAAGUUCAAGGAGUACAUCUUCAGAGUGUUUGCUGAGAACCAGUUUGGUAUCGGAGCUCCCGCUGAACACGCACCCAUCAUCGCCAGAUACUCCUUCGACACUCCCGGAGCCCCGUACAAGCUGGAGCCAUCAGACAUCGCUAAGGACUCCGUGACUCUGGCCUGGUACGAGCCAGAUGAGGACGGAGGAAGCCCGAUCACUGGAUACUGGGUCGAGAGAUACGAGCCGGACCGCGACAAGUGGAUCAGAUGCAACAAACUGCCAAUCAAAGAUACCAACUACAGAGUCAAAGGCCUUCCCACCAGGAAGAAGUACAAGUUUAGAGUCCUGGCUGAAAACUUGGCCGGAACCGGAAAACCCAGCAAGGAGACUGACCAGAUCCUUGUCAAAGAUCCUAUCGGAGUAAUGAAGAAACGGACAAGGUUUUUCAACAGAAUUCACACCAAUACCAUAGAACAAGAAGUAGAAAAGGUGACUCGUCUGAUUGAAGGAACUGAGUAUGAAUUCAGGGUUGCUGCCUGCAACUCUUCAGGAACCGGACCGUUCAGUGGACCAUCUGACUCGGCCUUUGCUGUCGACCCUCUGACUCCUCCCGGUAUGCCUGCCGCUCCCGAGGUGGCCGAUAAGACCAAGUACAGCAUCACACUGGCAUGGAAGCCACCAGAGAGGGACGGAGGAAGCCCCAUCAAGGGCUACAUCAUCCAGGCCCAGGAUGAGGGUACGUCAGAGUGGACCAGCAUCAACGAUCCCGAGAACCUGCACCCCACCACAGAGUUCACCGUUCCUGGCCUCCGUGAGCUCAAACGCUACCGCUUCAGGAUCAUCGCAGUCAAUGACAUCGGCGAGUCCGACCCCAGCCCCCGCACCAGCGAGGUUCUGGUUGAGGAUAUCCAGCUCCCACCUUCUAUCAUGAUCAACGUACAAGUCGAUGAUCUGCUGUGUAUCCGUGCUGGAGAUCCAAUCAGGAUACCUGCCACCAUCAAGGGCCGUCCGGUUCCCAAGGUGGCCUGGGACUUCACCGGCAAAGCCAAGUCGCACAAGAAGAACAAACUGCACACACUUCCUGUCGACUCACAGGUUGAGUCCACAGAUACUACGUCCACUGUGAUCGUCCCUGUAAGUCUCAGGACCCACUCUGGACGCUACACCAUCACAGCCAAGAACAAGUCUGGACAGAAACACGUCAACGUCAGAGUUAACGUCCUCGAUGUUCCCGGGCCUCCGAAGGACCUGAGGGUGACGGACAUCACCCGGUCGACCAUGAGGCUGAUCUGGAAACUGCCCGACAACGACGGAGGAGAAAGAAUAAAGAGCUACUUCAUCGAGAAGAGAUGUGUCACUGACAAGGCCUGGACCAAGGUGAAUGAUGCGUGUGCCAGCAUGGCGUUCGUGGUCCCUGGUCUGCUGGAGGGACAGGACUACCUGUUCAGAGUCCGAGCUGAGAACAGACUCGGGUUCAGUCCUUUCACCGUCACCUCUGAACCUGCUCGGGCCAGAGAUCCCAUCUACCCCCCCGACCCCCCCACCAAGCUAAAGGUCAACCUAGUGACGAAAAGCACCGUGACUCUGACCUGGGAGCCUCCCAAGAACAACGGCGGCUCUCCCAUCAAGCAUUACGUCAUCGAGCGUUUGAGCUGGGACACGAGCGGCAAAGAGAAGGAGACCUGGAAGCAGUGCAACAAGAGAGACGUGGAGGAGCUCAGCUUCGUGGUGGAGGACCUGAAGGAGGGAGGAGAGUACGAGUUCAGAGUGAAAGCUGUGAAUGCUGCUGGACCGAGCCGACCCUCCGCCACUGUUGGACCGAUGUUCAUUAAGGAUCAGACCUGUGCUCCCACCAUCGUGCUGCGUGAGGCGAUGGAGGGCGAGGAGGGCUGUGAUGUCAGCAUCGUGGCGAAGGUGAGCGGCUGUCCGUUCCCGACGCUCACCUGGCAGCACGCCAGCCUGGCCAAACCCGAAGAGAAGGCGGCCGUCCAGUACGACCAGCACAUCAAUAAACUGGUGACGCAGGAUAAGUGCACGCUGCUGGUGCACGACGCCAGCAGGCACGACAGCGCCAUCUAUAGUCUGACAGCCAGCAACAGCCUGGGCACCGUCACCAAGGACAUCAAACUCACGGUGCUGGGACCUCCCGGCCCGCCCGUUGGACCCGCCAAGUUCACAGAGGUGUUUGCAGAGAGGAUCGGCCUCUCCUGGAGCCCCCCCACAGACGAUGGCGGCUCCAAGAUCACCAACUAUGUUGUUGAGAAGCGUGAAGAAAACAGGAAGUCUUGGGUCCAUGUCUCUAAUGACCCCAAAGAAUGUGCCUAUGUGGUGACCCGGCUGACGGAGAAUCAUGAAUAUGAGUUCAGAAUCAUGGCUCAGAACAAGUUUGGAGUUGGGCCACCGCUGGUCAGCGAGCCGGAGAAGGCCAGAAACCUCUUCACCGUCCCGGGUCAGUGUGAGAAGCCCACAGUGACCGACGUCUGUCUGGAGUCCAUGACCGUCAACUGGGAUGAGCCCAAGUAUGACGGCGGCUCCUCCAUCACCGGCUACAUCAUCGAGAAGAAAGAGACGACCGCCAAGCGCUGGAUCCGCGUGAACAGGGAACCGAUCCGUGCGCUGCCACUGGGCAACAACUGGGACGUCACCGGCCUGCUGGAGGGAGCCAUGUACCAGUUCAGAAUCACUGCUAUGAACGCUGCAGGAUGUGGCCUGCCCAGCCCCCCCUCUGAUCCUGUACUCUGCAGAGACCCCAUCACGCCUCCUGGUCCACCCACUCCAAAAGUGAUAGAUUGGACAAAGUCAACAGUGGAGCUGGAAUGGAUACCUCCUGUGGUAGACGGAGGGUCAAAGGUCACCGGCUACAUUGUAGAAUACAAGGAGGUGAACAAGGAAGAAGAAGACAAGAAAGCUCAGAGGAGGCUCCUGUUGAGUGAUGAGGAGGAGAAAGAGCCAGAGAGCGAUGAAGGCUGGGAGAAGGCGAAGGACACAGAGAUAAGAGGAACUAAGUUUGUGGUGGCCAACCUGAACGAAGGCGGUCUGUACCGCUUCAGAGUGACAGCCGUGAACGCAGCCGGUGCUGGAGAGCCCGGACUCGUGUCUGAGCUGAUCGAAGUCAAAGACAGAACAAUUCCUCCUGAGAUGGACCUGGAUGCCUCAGUCAAGGAAAAGAUCGUGAUCCACGCUGGUGGCACCAUCCGCAUCAUUGCCUAUGUAUCCGGUAAGCCCGCUCCACAGAUCAGCUGGUCCCGAGACGACGGAGAGGUGCCCAAGGAGGCGGCGGUGGAGACGACAGGCAUCUCCAACUCACUGGUCAUCAAGAACUGCAGACGCCAGCACCAGGGCAUGUAUACCCUGACCGCCAAGAACGAGGGUGGAGAGAGAAAGAAGGCUGUCAUUGUGGAGGUUCUGGACGUCCCCGGACCGGUCGGUCAACCCUUCGCCGGACACAACUUGACCAACGACUCCUGCAAGCUGACCUGGUAUUCCCCCGAGGACGAUGGCGGCUCCGCUAUAACCAAUUACAUCAUCGAGAAGAGAGAGUCAGACCGCAUGGGCUGGACCUCGGUGUCCUACACGGUGACCAGGAACAACGCUGUGGUGCAGGGACUCAUCGACGGCAAGGGAUACUUCUUCAGGAUCGCAGCGGAGAACAUCAUCGGCAUGGGACCGUUCAUCGAGACGGACAAGAUGGUGCUCAUCAAGGACCCCAUCUCCAUCCCCGAGCGUCCAGAGGACCUGAUCAUCACUGCUGUCACCAAGGACUCGCUCUCCAUCGCCUGGAAGCCGCCCAAGUACGACGGCGGUGCAGAAGUCACCCAGUACAUCCUGGAGUCCCGCAUGAUCGGUCGGGACAACUUCACACGUGUAGGCGGAGAUGAGAAACUGAUGGAAAGGAAGUUCACACUCAGCGGGUUGAAGGAAGGCUCGAGCCACGAAUUCAGAGUCUCUGCCGUUAACCAGGUGGGACAAGGAAAACCAUCCUUCGCCACCAAACCCGUCCAGUGCAAAGAUGAGCUCGAACCACCCAAUGUGGAACUUGACUUCAGGGAUAAGAUGAUGGUGAAGGUGGGAAACCCCUGCACACUGUCAGGAAGCUACAGCGGGAAACCGGUCCCGGCUAUCACCUGGAAGAAGAAUGACGAGGAGCUGAAGGCAGAAGAGGAGAUCAGCUUCCACAGCACCACUCAUCACCUCAGCCUCAACAUCAGUAAAGCUAAGAGAGAACACAGCGGCCGCUACUGCGUCAGUGUGGAGAACGCCGCCGGCUCUCGCACCGGACUCUGCACCAUCACCGUGGUUGACCGUCCUCAGCCACCAGAGGGCCCCGUUGUGUUCAACGAGGUCUACAGGAACUACAUGGUCAUCUCCUGGAACCCCCCUCUGGAUGACGGAGGUUGCGCAAUCUCCACCUACAUUGUGGAGAAGAGAGACACCAACAGAGACUUGUGGAUGCCCGUCACCUCAUCCUGCACCAGGACCACCUGCAAGGUCCCCAAACUGAUCGAAGGCCGUGAGUACAUCAUCAGGAUCAUGGCUCAGAACAUCUACGGCAUCAGCGACCCUCUGCUGUCAUCUGAGAGCAAAGCCAGAGACAUCUUCAAGGUUCCUGAUGCUCCCAAACAACCCACAAUAAAGGAAGUUUACCAUGACUCUGCCCUCAUCUGCUGGGAGCCACCUGCUGAUGGAGGAAAGCCAAUCACAGGCUACAUCGUGGAGAGAAAGGAGACCAUGGCUAACAGGUGGGUUCGCUGCAACACAGACAGGAUCUUCCCGAAGGUGGAGUACUGUGUGACAGAGCUGCUGCAGGGCUGUGAGUACGAGUUCAGAGUCAGCGCUGAGAAUGUGGUUGGAGCUGGAGACCCAAGCCCACCAUCCAAACCCGUCUUCGCCAAAGAUCCCAUUGUGAAACCAAGUCCUCCAGUGAACCUGAAAGCCAUUGACCACACUAAGGAGUCAGUAACUCUUACCUGGCAGCCGCCUACUGACACAGGCAGAGGAAAGAUCUUUGGAUACCUGCUUGAGUUCCAGAAGGCUGGAGAGGAGGAGUGGGAGAAGGUGAACCAGACUCCAGACUCCUGCCAGGAGACCAACUUCAAGGUGAUCAACCUGGAGGAUGGUUCUCUAUACCGUUUCAGAGUUAUGGCCGUCAAUGCUGCAGGAGAGUCCGACCCGGCUAAUCUGAGGGAUCCAGUCAGAGCACAGGAUAGACUUGAGCCCCCAGAGUUGAUUUUGGAUGCUGGGAUGACCCGGGAGGUGAAGGCCAUGGCCGGCACCCACAUUACUCUUAUGGCUACCAUCAAAGGCGUCCCGUUCCCCACCGUUACUUGGAAGAAGAAUGAUGCCGAGGUACCAACCAGGGCCGACAUUGAGACCAAACAGGACGGCACCAAGCUGGAGAUGAGGUUCUGCAACCGCGGUGACUGUGGAGACUACACACUAACUGUGGAGAACCCGGCUGGAUCAAAGACUGUCACCUGCACUGUGCUUGUUUUCGACAAACCUGGUCCUAUUCAGCACCUCCGGGUUUCUGAUGUGAGGAGUGACUCUGCCUACCUGUCCUGGAAAGACCCAGAAGACAAUGGCGGUGUUCGCAUUACUAACUUUGUGGUGGAGAAGAAAGACACAGCAGCCACUCAGUGGGUCCCUGUGUGCUCCACAUCCAAGAAACGCAGCAUGAUGCUGAAGCACCUGAUGGAGGGCACCUCCUAUGUGUUCAGAGUCGCUGCUGAGAACCAGUAUGGCCGCAGCGAAUACGUUGAGACACCAAAGGCCAUCAAGGCCAUGAACCCACUCUUCCCUCCUGGUCCUCCCAAAGACCUGCACCACGUUGACGUGGAUAAGACUGAGGUGUGGUUGGUUUGGAACUGGCCUGACCGCAACGGAGGAAGCAACAUCACAGGCUUCCUGGUGGAGUAUCAGGAGGAGGGAGAGAGGGAGUGGGAUGAGUGGAAGACUGUCAGCAUCCCAGAGACUCAUGUGACUGGCCUGGAGGAAGGAAAGACUUACCGCUUCAGAGUGAGGGCUGAGAACGCCAUUGGCCUCAGCAGACCUGACACCACUGUGCCUAUCCUCUGCCAGGAGAAACUGGUGGCUCCAAUUGUUGAGGUUGACGUUAAGCUCAUCGAGGGCAUCAUCGUUAAGGCUGGCACCACCAUCAGGCUGCCAGCUAUCAUGAGAGGAAUCCCUAUUCCAACUGCAAAGUGGUCCAUUGAAGGAGAUGAGAUCACCAGCGAAGGCAACAUUAAGAUUGACACUGACAACUUCUCCACUGUGCUCAGCAUCAACGAUUGCACAAGGAACCACACUGGCACCUACCUGCUCACUGUUUCAAACCCAGCUGGUACCAAGACAGUGGCCUUAAAUGUCACUGUCCUGGAUGUGCCUGCUGCUCCUUUAGGACCAGUCAACAUCCUGGAGGUCACUCCUGACUCCAUGAUGAUUGAGUGGCGUCCUCCCAAGGAUGAUGGUGGCAGCCCUGUCACCAACUACACUGUGGAGAAAAGAGAGUCCAAUAAGGAAACUUGGGGAGGUGUGAGCUCUGGCAGCCUUGCCACUAACCUCAAUAUCACCCGACUUCAGAAGGGAGUGGAGUAUGUGGUUCGCAUUCGUGCUGAGAAUAAGAUGGGCAUUGGUGCUCCUCUGGAGAGCAAGCCCACUGUCGCUGAGCACACCUUCAUGCCACCAAGCCCACCUGGUAAACCAACGCCCUAUGAUAUCUCAGAAGAUGCUGUUACAAUGGGGUGGACUAUGCCCCUUGCUGAUGGUGGCAGCCAGAUUAUUGGCUACCUCGUUGAGCGCAGACACAAGAAUGGAAAGUGGAUCCGUGUGAACAAGAAGCCCUGCAAGGACCUAAGGUACAGAGUUCAGGGACUGUUUGAGGGCAAUGAGUAUGAGUUCAGAGUGUUCGCUGAGAAUAUUGCUGGCUACAGUGGCCCCUCUCCCAUCUCUGACCCCUGCAAGCCCUGCAGGCCAAUCACUGUCCCAAGCCCCCCUGUCAACCCCAAAGUUAAAGAUUACAGCAAGACCACUGCUGACCUGGUGUGGACCAAACCCAACAAAGAUGGAGGCAGCCCCAUUCUGGGAUACACUGUGGAAAUGAAGAAAGCUGAUACUGAAGAGUGGACUAAAGUCAACCUCGAUGAUUUCAUAAAGCAGUGUGCCUACAGGGUUAAGGGUCUGGAAGAGGGCGUGACCUAUAGAUUCAGAGUCUAUGCCUCAAACAUGAUUGGGGAUGGAGAGCGCAGAGAAAUUCCAGACUCAAUCACUGCUCAGGAUAUCCUGAUUCCUCCAGAGAUCGAGAUGGACGCAGCAUGCCGUGAGCGUCUCACUGUACGUGUGGGACACAACAUCAACAUCAUUGGCUACAUCAAGGCCCGUCCUGAUGCUGAGGUGCUUUGGUUGAAGGAAGAGACAGUUCUGGAGAACAGCAAGCGUGUCACCAUUACACAGAACUUCCCUGUGGUCCACCUGAGGAUUAAAGAAGCCACUCGAGCUGACCACGGCAAAUACACCUUGAAAGCUUCCAAUGAGGGUGGUGAGGCCUCCUGCACCAUCACGGUCAACGUGCUGGACAGACCCAGCCACUGCCAGAACCUCCACACGACUUAUGCCACCAAGAACUCAUGCAUGGUCAACUGGGAGGCCCCUAAAGACAAUGGCGGCUCUGAGAUUACUAACUAUAUUGUUGAGUGCCGUGAGCCCAGCGUUAGCAUGUGGUCUAUGAUCUCCUCCCAUUGCACCAAUCGUAAGAUCAAGACCAAGAUGAUGGAGGGUCAUGAGUACCUGUUCCGUGUCUGUGCUGAGAACAAGAUGGGCCCUGGGCCCUGUGUGGAGACAAAGACUCCUCUGCUAGCUAUUGACCCCAUUGAGAAGCCAGGUGAGCCUGAGAAGUUCAGGGCCACAGACAUUGGCAAGAACUAUGUCAAUCUGAAAUGGAGGAAGCCUGACUAUGACGGAGGCAGCCCUAAUAUCUCAUACAACCUAGAGUGCAAAGCCAAAGAUGCUGAGGAAUGGGAGAUACUCAACACUGACACCCUCACCAACACCUUUUACCUGGCUGACAAGUGUGUUGAGAACCAAGCGUACACAUUCAGGGUGCAGACUGUCAAUGAAGGAGGGGAGAGUGCCUGGGUGAAACUUGAUGUUGUGGUAAAGGAGGAAAUCCAGAAGCCUGUCAUUGACCUGAAGCUGGCUGGAAGUCUGACAGUAAAAGCCGGAGAGUCAGUCAGGAUAGAGGCUGCCCUGAGAGGAAAGCCCCAGCCAGAAGUCAAGUGGAUAAAAGACAAGGCAGUUGGAGACAACCCUAGAAUCAGCUAUGAGACUGGCUCUGACUACUCCAAGUUCCUUCUGACCAAGUCCAGACGCACUGACACCGGAAAGUAUAUUAUCACUGCCACCAACUCCGCUGGCACAUUUACAGCAUAUGCCAACGUCAACGUCCUGGACGUCCCUGGCCCAGUGAGGAACCUCAGGAUCACAGGCCUUGGAGCUGACAAGUGCAGAGUGGUGUGGGAUGCUCCAGAAGAUGAAGGAGGCUGCGAGGUGGACAGCUACAUCCUAGAAAAAUGUGAGACCAGGAGAAUGGUCUGGUCCACAUACUCUGCCUCUGUGGUCACACCAUACUGCAAUGUCACUCGUCUGGUGGAAGGCAAUGAGUACAUUUUCAGAGUGAGGGCUGAGAACAAGAUGGGAACUGGUCCCGCUAUGGAGAGCAAGCCUGUCACUGUGAAGACUCAGUUCAACAAACCUGGACCCCCUGAAUCACCUGAGGUCACAAAGGUGGGUAAAACCGAAAUGACCGUGGUAUGGGCUCCUCCUGAGAACGAUGGAGGGAAGUCGAUAACCGGUUACAUCCUGGAGAGAAAGGAGAAGAGGGCAGUUCGCUGGGUGCCAUGCACUAAGAGCCCCAUCUCCGAGAGACGCAUGAAAGUAACCAACCUGAUCCCCAACCAUGAGUACCAGUUCAGAGUGAAGGCUGAGAAUGAAGUCGGACUGGGAGAGCCCAGCAAACCCUGCAGACCUGUCGCAGCCAAAGAUCCCAUUGAGCCACCUGGUCCCCCUGCAGGCCUGAAAGUGGGCGACAGCACCAAGACCUCCAUCACUCUGUCCUGGUCUAAACCUGUGUAUGACGGCGGUGCCCCUAUCAUUGGAUACAGCCUGGACAUGAGGCUAAAGAGCGAGGCAGACCCCGAGAAGCCCACAGAGGGCUGGAAGAGGAUUGACACCCACGGCCCACUGGUCCUCACAGAGUUCACCAUUGGCCAGCUGGAUGAGAAGCAGGAGUAUGAUUUCAAGGUCUCUGCCAAAAACCAGGUGGGCUGGGGACGCCAUGCCUACCUGAAAGAGGCUGUUUCCCCCAAAGAGAUCCUGGAGGCUCCAGAGAUUGAACUAGAUGCCAGUUUGAGGAAAGGCCUGGCUGUCAGAGCUGGCUGUCCAAUUAGGCUCUUUGCCAUCAUCAGAGGAAGGCCUUCCCCCAAGGUGACCUGGAAACGUGUGGGUGUGGACAAUGUGAUCCGCCGAGGUCAUGUGGACCAGGUUGACACCAUGUCCUUCCUCGUCAUCCCGGAGAGCACCAGAGAAGAUUCUGGAAGAUACUCACUAACUCUGUCCAACUCCGCUGGAGAGAAGGCUGUGUUUGUCCGUGUCAAGGUUCUCGAUACUCCUGGUCCUGUUGGCGGCCUGGAGGCAACUGAUGUCACCAAGACUGCAGCUCAGCUGUCCUGGUUACCACCAGAUAAUGAUGGCGGCAGCCCUAUACUCAGCUACAUCGUGGAGAAACGUGAGGUCGACAGGAAGACCUGGACCAAGUGCAUAGAGGACUUGAAGAAGACCAGCUUUAAGGUGACAACAAUGGCACCUGGCAUCGAAUACUACUUCAGAGUCAUGGCCACCAACAAGUAUGGCAUCGGAGUUCCUCAGGAUUCACCCAAGUCCUACCUGGCUGUCGACCCCAUCAGUGAGCCGGAUCCUCCAAAGAAGAUGGACGUGUUGGAGAUAACCAAGAACAGUGCCACUCUGGGCUGGUUGAAGCCACUCAGAGAUGGAGGAGCUAAGAUCAACGGUUAUGUGGUGGACUACCAGGCGGAGGGCGCAGAAGAAGACAAGUGGACACCUUAUUCUGUGGUCAAAGACCUGACCAUUGUGGUGGUCGGUCUAAAGGAAGGAACAAAGUACAAGUUCAGAGUGGCAGCCAGGAACUCAGCAGGAGUCAGUCUGGCCCGAGAGGCAGAGGGCGUGUUUGAGGUUAAGGAGCAGCUCAUGGCUCCUAAGAUCAUGAUGCCUGACAUUGUGACCGUCAGAGCUGGAUCCAAGAUGGUGGUCGAGGCCAUUGUAGCGGGUAAACCUGCUCCGUUCUGCAAGUGGAAGCAGGGCAGCGAGGACGUGCUGACUUCCGAUCGUCUGUCUGUUGUCAAGACACUGACGACCUGCACGCUCAUUAUUAAGAAUGUGACCAGAGCAGACAGUGGCUACUAUAGCUUGUCGGUUGAAAACAGCACCGCCAGAGUCAACCAAAUCCUCAGAGUCAUUGUCAUGGACAUUCCUGGACCCCCUGAAGCUCCGCUGGAGAUCACUGAGCAGGACAUUGAUGCCUGCACGCUGCUGUGGAAUUCUCCACAGGAGGACGGUGGCAGCAACAUCACAAACUACAUUGUGGAGAAGUGUGAUGUUAGCCAGGGCGACUGGAUCACUGUGUCUGCGUCCUGCACCAAGACCAGCUUUAGGAUGACCAAACUGACAACUGGAAAGGAGUACAGCUUCCGAGUCCGGGCUGAGAACAGGUUCGGCGUCUCUGCACCCAUCUACUCUGAGAAGAUGAUUGCCAAAUAUCCAUUUGAUCCUCCUAGCGAGCCCAGAAACCUGCAGAUUAAUAAGAUCAACAAGGACUUUGUCAUCCUGUCAUGGGAGUGUCCCAGCAGCGAUGGCGGCAGCCCCAUCACUGGAUACUGCAUUGAGAAGAAGGAGAGGAACAGUCUGCUGUGGGUCAAAGCCAAUGAGUCAGUGAUCAAAUCCACCCAGUACACCUGCACUGGCCUGAUGGAGGGUUUGGAGUACACUUUCAGAGUUUCAGCCCUCAACAUGGCUGGACAGGGCAAACCCUGCAAAAACACCGACAUCAUCACAGCCAGGACUGACAUUGACCCACCAGGUAAACCUGAGGCCAUGGAUGUGACCAAGAGCACUGUCUCAUUAAUCUGGAACCGACCCAAGCAUGAUGGCGGCAGCAAGCUGAUUGGCUAUUACAUGGAGUAUGCAAAGCUUCCAGAGAUGAAGUGGACCCGUUGCAAUGCCAACUGCAUGAAUAUCCAGACAGAAAGUUAUGUGGUGACUGGCCUGGAAGAGGGCCAGCAAUAUCAAUUUAGAGUUAUCGCCAAGUCUGCCGUCAACAUCAGCCUCCCAUCUGAGCUGUCUGACCCAAUUCCUGUCAUUGCUGAGAAUGUUCCUCCUCGUGUGGAGCUGGGCCUGAACAUGAAGACCCUGAUUGUGUUGAAAGCUGGAGAGAAUGUCUUCCUAGAUGCUGAGGUGUUUGGAAAGCCCCUGCCCAAGGUGAGCUGGAAGAGAGACGGAGUGCCUCUGGUCCUCAGAGAGGGAAUGAAGAUGUCCCAAAAGAAACACGUCCACAUACUGGAGCUCUACUCAGUUACCAGGAAGGAAACUGGGGACUAUAGUAUCACUGCUGAGAACAUCAAUGGUAGCAAGUACGCUACCAUCAAGGUCAAGGUUCUCGACAAACCAGGCCCUCCAGCCUCAGUGAAAAUCGCUAAGGUGUUUGCUGAUCGUAUCAAGCUGCGGUGGGAACCUCCUCAGGCAGAUGGCGGCUCUGAGAUCACCAAUUACAUCAUUGAGAAGCGUGAAACCAGCAGGGCCAACUGGGCGCUGGUCAGCUCCAACAUUCACGGACACCUCACUGAUUGCUCAGUGGAGAAACUCAUCGAGGGACACGAGUACGAGUUCAGAGUCAGCGCUGAGAACCAGUAUGGUGUGGGAGACCCUAUUAUGACUGACCCUGUCAUGGUCAAGAACCCAUACGACGUCCCCGGUCCCUGCGAGCCACCUAUCAUCACCAACAUCACCAAGAACUCCAUGACAGUCAGCUGGAAGGCACCAGCCAACGAUGGCAAGGCCACUAUCCUGGGCUACAUGUUAGAGAAACGUGAAGCCACUGAGUUGACCUGGGCUAAAGUCAACCGACGCCCUGUCAUCGACAGGACCCUGAAGGCUGUUCAGCUGACAGAGGGCUCAGAAUACGAAUUCAGAGUCAUUGCCAUCAACAAGGCCGGGCUGGGUAAACCCAGUGACGCGUCCAACGCUGCGCUAGCAGUCGACCCCGUCUAUCCACCCGGCCCACCUGCCUUCCCCAAGGUGGUGGACUCUACCAGGAGCUCUAUCAGCCUUAGCUGGAGCAAACCAGCGUACGAUGGUGGAUGUGAGAUCAUUGGCUACCUGGUGGAGUGUAAGCUAGCUGAAGGAGAGAACUGGACCAAGUGCAAUGUUCCCAAGAAACUUCAGGCUACCAAGUUCCUGGUGACUGGCCUUAUGCACAACACUGAGUACGAAUUUAGAGUCACAGCUGUCAACAAGAUUGGCUACAGCGACCCUAGUGAUGUCCCUGGAAAACACACGGCCAAGGACAUCCUCAUCGCUCCUGAAGCUGAGCUGGAUGCUGACCUGAGAAAGAUUUUGGUUCUUAGAGCCGGUGUCACCAUGAGGCUCUAUGUCCCCCUGAGAGGACGCCCGGCGCCUAAAGUGACAUGGACCAAGGUGGAUGCCAACCUGUCAGAGAGGCAGGGUCUGAUGAUCAAGACAUCAGAGUGGGACACGCUGCUGUUGGCAGAAGAAAUUAACAGAUAUGAUGCUGGAAAAUACACCUUGACACUGGAGAACAGCAGUGGCUCCAAGAGUUACAUCAUCAUUGUCAAGGUCCUUGAUUCUCCUGGACCGCCUACAAACCUGAUUAUCAAGGAAACCUCCAGAAGCCAUGCCUGGAUCACCUGGGAUGCCCCACUGAUCGACGGUGGCAGCCCAGUCAAGAACUACAUCGUGGAGAAGCGUCUGGCUGAGAGGAAGGCCUGGACAUGUGUGUCAGCAGAGUGUGUCAAGCCGUCAUUCAGGAUCACCAACCUAGAGGCAGGACAAGCCUACUGCUUCAGAGUGCUGGCCGAGAAUGUCUAUGGCAUCGGAGAGGGCUGCGAGACUGCUGGCAGUGUGCGGGCCUCAGAGCAACCUGGUCCAGUGAUGGACUUCAAAUCCAAGAAGACUACCAAGGACUCAAUCACCUUGGGCUGGAAAAAGCCUAUCAGUGAUGGCGGCAGUCAUGUUAAGGCCUACAUCCUAGAGCAGAAUGAAGGUGAGGAGAAGUGGAAACAGAUCAUGAAGGGCAAGAAUACCUUACACACCAUCAGUGAGCUCACUGAGGGCCAGGAGUACUUGUUCAGAGUCAAGGCACUCAAUGAAUCCGGAGAGGGACCAACCACUGACCUCACCGUUGUUGCCAAGGACCAGUUUGUGCUGCCUGACUGCAACUUGAGCUGUGUGCAUGAUGGUUGCUAUGUGGUGAAGGAGGGCAGCACCACACGUAUCAACAUCCCCAUAGUUGGUGUACCCUACCCCACUGCCACAUGGAAGAAGGGUGAUGUGGCCUUAGGCGACACUGGCCGGAUGUGCGUGGAGGCAUCUCAAGGCAUCACCACCCUGCUGAUCAGGGACUGCCAGAGAGGAGAUGCUGAAACUUACACCAUCAAUGUCAGAAACAGCUCUGGCUCCAAGGACUGCAAGUUCCAGCUCAAGGUAGUAGGCAAACCGGGCAUCUGCACAGGACCUAUCAAGUUUGACGAGAUCACUGCUGACGGCAUCACUCUGGAAUGGGGGCCACCCAAAGAUGAUGGUGGUGCAGAGGUGUCUAACUACAUUGUAGAAAAGAGGAGGACAACAGACAAUAAGUGGGCCACAGUGGCUUCAGCAAUUCAAAAGACUACCAUGAGAGUGAUCCGUCUCCAUGACGGAACGGAGUACAUCUUCAGAGUAUUCGCUGAGAACAAGUAUGGGGUUGGAGAGUAUCUGAGGUCAGAUCCAGUCAUUGCCCAGCAUCCAUUCAAUGUGCCUGAUGCACCUGCUCCUCCAGAGAUUGUGAGCAUCCGCCAUGAGUCAGCCAUCCUGACCUGGGCUGAUCCAAAGGACAGUGGUGGCUCCCCAAUUACUGGAUAUCAUGUGGAGUUUAAGGAGAGAAACAGCCUGAUGUGGAAACGGGCCACCAAGACUCCUCUGAGAGUUAAAGAGUGCAGAGUCACUAGCCUGGUAGAGGGAUUAGAGUACGAGUUCAGGGUAAUGGCCAUGAACGUGGCAGGCCUAGGAAAGGCAAGCAAAACCACUGAGGCUGUGGUCGCCCUGGAUCCUAUUGAUAUUCCUGGGAAGCCUGAAGUGAUCAACGUCACCAGGAGCACAGUCACUCUGAUUUGGACCGCUCCCAAGUAUGACGGCGGCUACAAGCUGACUGGCUACAUGGUGGAGAAGCUGGAGGCUGGUGGUAAGGCCUGGAUGAAGGCUAAUCAUGUCAACAUCCAAGGCUGCGCCUUCACUGUCCCUGACCUAACCGAAGGAUCUCAGUAUCAGUUCAGGAUCCGGGCUAAGAACUCUGCUGGCGCUAUCAGUGAUCCUUCAGAGUCUACUGAUCUUCUGACAUGCAAGGACGAGUAUGAGCCUCCAACCAUCACUAUUGACCCAGAGAUGAAGGAUGGUGUAUCAGUCAGAGCAGGAGACACAAUUGUGAUCUCAGCCUCCAAAAUUGUGGGUAAACCCCCACCCACCUCUAUCUGGUCCAAGGCAGGCCGUGAGUUCAAGUCCUCUGACAUUGUCACCAUCACCAGCACCCCUACCUCCUCCACCCUGGCUAUUAAGUAUGCUAGUAGAAAGAACACAGGAGAGUACACCAUCACUGCGAGCAACCCCUUUGGCAUUAAGGAAGAACAUGUUAGGGUGAAGGUCCUGGAUGUUCCUGGACCCCCAGGCCCCAUAGAAGCCAGUAACAUUUCAGCUGAGAAGUGUACUCUGACCUGGCUUCCACCAGAGGAGGAUGGAGGCUGCUCCAUCAAGUCCUACAUACUUGAGAAAAGAGAGACCAGCCGCCUGCAGUGGACCAAGCUAGCGGAAAACAUCAUGGACUGUAGAUAUGUAGCCAACAAAUUGAUCAAGGGCAAUGAGUACAUCUUCAGAGUGUGUGCUACAAACCAGUAUGGCACUGGAGACUCAAGUCAGUCUGGUCCAGUUAAGAUGAUUGACAGUUUCCGCCCACCAGGCCCACCUUCAACCCCAGAGAUUGAUAUGAUCACCAGGAAUUCUGUCACCAUUUCAUGGAAGAGACCCGUGCAGGAUGGAGGAAGUGACAUCAGAGGAUAUAGUGUUCAGAGGAAAGAGAAGAAAGGAAUGAGAUGGGUGAGAGCCAGUAAGAGGACAGUCCCUGACCUGCGCUUUAAGGUGCAAGGCUUGAACGAGGGAAUAGAGUAUGAGUUCAGAGUCACUGCUGAGAACAAGGCUGGAUUCGGAGAGCCCAGUGAGCCAUCGCACCCUGUGAUGACCAAGGACAUUGUGUAUCCACCUGGUCCUCCAUCCAACCCCAGAAUUGCAGACACCACAAAAACCUCAGCCACCUUCACCUGGGGCCGACCCCACUAUGAUGGUGGUCUUGAUGUAGACGGAUACAUUGUUGAGUACAAAAAGGAAGGACAUGAUGAUUGGGAGACGGAGACACAGUACACCCUGAAAGAUACUAAAUAUGUUAUUGGCAAACUUCAAAAAGGAGGCAAAUACCACUUCAGAGUCAGAGCUAUUAACUCUGAGGGAGUUGGCGAACCUGCAGAUGUCGAGCAAGUGACUGAGCUAGUGGACCAGGAGAUGCUGCCAGACUUUGAGCUGGAUGCUGAACUCAGGAGAACCCUGGUGGUCAGGUCUCGUGCAUCAAUUCGUAUGUUUGUUCCCAUCAGGGGCCGUCCUGUUCCUGAAGUAACCUGGACCAAAGAUGACACUAAUCUGAAAACACGUGCACACAUUGACACCACAGAAUCUUACACUUUGCUGGUUAUUCCUGACUGCACCAGAUAUGAUGCUGGAAAGUACCAUCUCUGUCUGGAGAAUGUUGCUGGAAAGAAGACUGGUUUUGUUAAUGUAAAAGUUCUGGACACGCCAGGACCCCCAGUCAAUUUCAAACCUAGAGAGAUCACAAACAAGAGCGUUACUCUCCAGUGGGAAAUCCCCAUCAUCGAUGGUGGUUCUAAGAUUCACAACUACAUCAUUGAAAAGAGAGAGGCCACCAAGAAGGCCUACAUAGUACUUAGCACCACAUGGCAGAAGUGUUCUUUCAAGAUCCCAGACCUUGAGGAGGGAGCGUACUACUACUUCCGUGUCUCUGCUGAGAAUGACCUGGGUGUAGGUGAGCCCGCUGAAACCCCUGACCCAAUCAGGGUGUCCCAAGCCCCCACUGCCCCUGAGAACUUGUAUGUCACAGAUGUCACAGCUGACACUGCCAGCUUGGCCUGGGCCAAGCCACUGCAUGAUGGUGGCAGUUUGAUUACAGGAUAUGUCAUUGAGGCCCAAAAGAAGGACACUGACCAGUGGGUCCAUGCGGCCACCAUAAAGGCUCUGGAUUACACUGUCACAGAUUUGAUUGAGGGUGCAGAAUAUACCUUCCGCAUAAUGGCAGUCAAUGCAUCCGGCAGGAGCGACCCCCGUGAGAGCAGGCCCGCAAUUAUCAAAGAGCAAACUUCUGCCCCAUCCUUUGACCUACGUGGAGUCUACCAGAAGACGGUCAUUGCCAAGGCUGGAGACCGUGUUAAGGUGGAGAUUCCAGUGCUUGGCAAACCCAGACCGGUGGUUUCCUGGAAGAAGGGAGAUACAGUGUUGAAAGAGACACAGAGAAUCAACGUUGAAACCACACCAACAUCAACCAUCCUCAAUAUCAGUGAGAUUAAGAGGAUUGAUGGAGGCCAAUAUUCCAUGACUGGAAAGAACAUGCUUGGUACACUGACUGAGACAAUCACAGUCUUGGUCCACGAUAUUCCAGGGCCUCCUACAGGUCCGAUUAAGCUGGAAGAGGUGUCAUGUGAUUAUGUUCUCAUGUCCUGGGAAGCACCAGAAAAUGAUGGAGGUGUUCCCAUCAACAAUUAUAUCGUUGAGAUGCGGGAGACCACUGGUACUUCCUGGGUGGAGUUGGCAGCCACAGUGAUCCGCACCACAUUUAAGGCAGUCCGGCUCAACACUGGAACUGGAUACCAGUUCAGAGUCAAAGCUCAGAACAGGUAUGGCAUUGGACCCCCCAUUAUCUCUGAACCAGUGAUAGCUGCCUAUCCAUUUGAUGUGCCAGGGCAGCCAGGCACUCCUGUGAUCACAUCUUUCAACAAGGAUGCUAUGACUCUGAGCUGGAAUGAGCCGUCCUCUGAUGGAGGCAGUGCCAUCUUGGGUUACCAUGUAGAGAGAAAAGAGAAAAACAGCAUUCUUUGGCAGAGGAUCAGCAAAGCUCUUGUUGUUGGAAAUAUCUUCAAAUCAACAGGGCUUGUUGAUGGAAUCCAAUAUGAACACCGCGUUAUAGCUGAAAACAUGGCUGGUCUCAGCAAACCAAGCAAACCCUCAGAGACUUUGUCUGCUUUGGAUCCAGUGGAUCCACCAGGCAGGCCUGUCGCAUUGAAUAUCACCAGACAUGAAGUGACCAUUUCAUGGACCAAACCAGAGGGAGAUGGUGGAUUUUCCAUCACUGGAUACACAGUGGAGAGGAGAGAGCUGCCCAACGGACGCUGGCUCAAAGCCAACUUCAACAACAUUCUAGAGACCAUUUACACUGUCAGUGGUCUGAUUGAAGAUGCCAUUUAUGAAUUCCGUGUGUUCGCAAGAAACUCAGCUGGAGCUGUAAGUGCACCAUCCCAGCCAUCAGAAGAAAUCACAUGCAGGGAUGACAUUGAGGAGCCCCAGCUUGAUGUUGAUUCAUCUUAUAGCAGCAAUGUAGUUGUAAUGGCAGGAGAGAUGUUUGAACUUGAGGCCAAUGUGACUGGCAGGCCAAUCCCAUCUCUGGUAUGGACCAAGGAAGGGAAGGAGCUUCAGGAUACAGCCAAGUUAGAAAUAAAGACAUCCGACUUCCACACAAUUCUGAAAAACAAAGACUCCAUGAGGAGGGAUGGUGGUGUUUUCACUCUGACUGCCAGCAACCCUGGUGGCUUUGCCAAGUUCACAUACAAUGUCAAGGUUCUUGACAGACCUGGACCACCAGACUCCCUAACUAUUACUGGCAUUGCUGCUGAGAAAUGUGUUCUCAACUGGCUGCAUCCUACACAUGAUGGCGGUGCCAAGAUUGAGUACUUCAUCAUUCAAAGGCGUGAGACCAGCAGGUUGGCAUGGACAAAUGUGGCCACAGAACUUCAAGCAAACAGGUUUAAGGUCACUAAGCUUUUGAAGGGCAAUGAGUAUAUCUUCAGAGUCAUGGCUGUUAACAAGUAUGGCAUAGGUGAGCCUCUGGAGUCUGAACCUGUCAUCUGUGCCAACCCCUAUGUUCCUAGUGACCCUCCACAGCAGCCUGAGGUUACCACCAUCACAAAGGACUCCAUGGUCGUCUGCUGGGAGCGCCCUGAACAUGAUGGAGGCAGCAGAAUCAACACUUACAUAAUUGAGAGAAGGGAUAAGACUGGCAUGCGCUGGGUGAAGUGCAACAAAAGGACUGUAACUGACCUGCGAUUUAAGGCCUCUGGCCUCACACCAGGACAUGAGUAUGAAUUCAGAGUCCUUGCAGAGAACAAUGCUGGUCUAAGCCAGCCUAGUCCUUCAAGUCCAUUUUACAAAGCCAUGGACACCAUCUUCCAGCCAGGACCCCCAGGGAACCCUAGAGUGCUGGACACAACCAAGUCCUCCAUCACCCUUGCUUGGAACAAGCCAGUUUAUGAUGGUGGUUCUGACAUCACUGGCUACAUUGUGGAAACCUGUCUGCCUGAGGAGGAUGAAUGGACGAUUCAUACUCCCAAGAAAGGAUGGACAGCCACCUCAUUCACAAUCACCAAUUUGAAAGACAAUCAACAGUACAAGAUCAACAUCUGUGCCACAAACUGUGAAGGUGUAGGAGAGCCUGCUGCUGUUCCUGGUACCCCCAAGGCUGAGGACAGGCUGCUUCCUCCAGAAAUUGACCUUGGAGCAGAGUUGCGCAAGGUUGUAUGCCUCAGAGCCUGCAGCACACUAAGACUCUUUGUUCCUAUCAAGGGCAGACCAGCACCUGAAGUAAAAUGGUCAAGAGAGCAUGGAGAAUCCCUGGACAAGGCUAACAUUGAAAUCACCUCUUCAUUCACCACUCUUCAGGUAGAGAAUGUUGACAGGUUUGAUGGAGGUAAAUACCUAGUGACUGUAGAGAAUGCAACAGGGAGCAAGACAGCCUUUGUUAUGGUCAGGGUGCUAGAUACUCCUGGAGCACCUCAGAACCUGGUCAUCAAGGAGGUCACUAGAGACUCAGUCUCUCUUGUUUGGGAUGCACCUCUCAUUGAUGGUGGCUCCAGAGUGCGCAGCUACAUUGUGGAGAAGCGUGAGUCAACCAGAAAAGCCUACUCAACAGUGUGUGCCCAGUGCCAUAAGUCCAGUUGGAAAAUUGGAGACUUGGAAGAAGGAAAGAUGUACUUCUUUAGAAUCCUGGCUGAGAAUGAAUUUGGAAUUGGCCUCCCAGUAGAGACUGUUGAACCAAUCAAAGCCUCAGAGAAGCCUCUGCCACCAGGAAAAGUGUCUCUCCGUGAAGUUACUGGCACCAGUGUUAAAUUAUCUUGGGAAAAGCCUGACCAUGAUGGCGGCAGCAGAAUCACAGGCUACAUUGUUGAGAUGCAGGGUAAAGGCAGUGAGAAGUGGACCCAGGUCAUGGUGGUGAAGACCAAUGAGGCUCUUGUAACUGGCCUUACACAGGGAGAGGAAUACAUGUUCCGUAUCUCAUCUGCCAAUGAAAAGGGAGUUAGUGAUCCACGUCCUCUGAGUAUGCCUGUGGUUGCUAAAGACCUGGUCAUCCCACCAACUUUCAAGUUGAUUUUCAGUACAUUUAGUGCACUAGCAGGGGACGACCUUAAGAUAGAUGUACCAUAUGCUGCCUGUCCAAAAGCAACAGUAACUUGGCUCAAAGAUGGUGCUGUUCUCAAGGAGACAACAAGAGUUAAUGCUGAAGCCACAGACAAAAUACUUCACCUGGUCAUUAAGGAAGCUUGCAGAGAUGACGUAGGAACAUACUCUAUCAAACUGACCAACACAGCUGGAGAGGCAACUACAGACAUUUCUGUUGUUGUUCUAGAUAAGCCUGGUCCUCCAACUGGCCCCAUUAAGCUAGAUGAGGUCACUGCUGACAGUGUGAUCCUGUUCUGGAAUCCUCCAGAGUAUGAUGGUGGUUGCGCCAUCAACAAUUAUAUUGUUGAGAAGAGGGACACGUCUACCACUAACUGGCAGAUUGUGUCAGCUACAGUGGCCAGAACCACCAUCAAGGCUGCCCGUCUAAAGACUGGAUCUGAGUACCAGUUUAGGAUUGCUGCAGAGAAUAGAUAUGGCAAAUCCUCAGUCCUGCUCUCUGAUACCAUUUUCGCCCAGUAUCCAUUUGAAGUACCCGGCUCACCACUUUCUGUUGUGGUCCAGUCAGCCACCAAGGAGAGCAUGGCUGUUGUAUGGGAUAAACCCAGUAGUGAUGGUGGAAGCAAAAUCUUGGGCUACCACUUGGAGCUCAAAGAGAGAAACAGCAUAAUGUGGGUGAAACAAAACAAACAGAUCAUCCCAGAGACCAGAUUCAAGGUUGUUGGCCUUGAGGAAGGUAUUGAAUAUGAAUUCAAAGUCUAUGCUGAGAACAUUGUCGGCAUCAGCAAAGCCAGCAAAGUGAGUGAAAUGCAAGUGGCCAGAGAUCCUUGUGAUAGGCCAGGAAAACCAGAGGCUGUCAUUGUAACCAGAAACCAGGUGACCCUGAGAUGGACCAAACCUGAGUAUGAUAUCGGCAUCAAGAUUACAGGCUAUGUGGUAGAGAAGAAGGAGGGAGAUGGCCGCUGGAUGAAGGCCAGUUUUGCCAACGUAAUUGAGACUACGUUUGUUGUCACAGGUCUUAUUGAAGAUCAGAUCUAUGAGUUCCGUGUCAUCGCCAGAAAUGCAGCAGGUGUAUUUAGCCAGCCAUCUGAUUCUACUGGAGCCAUCACUGCAAAGGAUGAAGUGGAGCCACCCCAAAUUGACUUGGAAGCUAAGUACUCCCAGACUGUGGUGGUGAAUGCUGGAGAAACAUUCAAGCUUGAGGCUGCUUUCUUUGGCAAGCCUGUGCCCACAGUAUACUGGCUAAAGGAAGGAAAGGAGAUUGCUGAAGCAGCUCGCUUAGAAAUAAAGAACACUGACUUUAUUGCCUGUCUAGUUGUUAAAGAAGCCAUCCGUGUUGAUGGAGGGCAUUACACUUUGUUGGUAAAGAAUGUUGGAGGAGAGAAAUCUGUUAACAUUAAUGUAAAGGUUUUGGACAGACCAGGUCCACCUGAGGGCCCUAUUUCCAUCUAUGGUGUCACCAGUGAGAAAUGUUCAAUUUCCUGGAAAUCACCAUCGCAAGACGGAGGUAGUGACGUUUCCCAUUACAUUGUUGAGAAGAGGGAAACUAGUAGAUUGGUUUGGACUGUAGUUGAACCCAAAGUUCAGACCCUGAACCUGAAGAUCACCAAACUUCUUCCUGGUAAUGAGUAUAUCUUCAGAGUGAUUCCAGUCAACAAAUACGGAGUUGGUGAGCCUCUGGAAUCUGAAGCAAUGAUUGCAAGAAAUCCGUUUGUGACUUCCAAGCCACCUACAAAUGUAGAAGUGUCCACCAUCACCAAAGAUUCCAUGGUAGUGACUUGGGAAAGACCAACUAAUGAUGGUGGCAGCCCCAUCCAAGGAUUUAUUAUUGAGAAGCGUGAUAAGGAUGGUGUGAGAUGGACCAGGUGCAACAAGCGCACAGUGAGUGAGAUCCGCUUUAGAGUUUCAGGGCUCCUAGAAAACCAUAGCUAUGAAUUUAGAGUUGCUGCAGAGAAUGCUGCAGGCAUUGGCACACCUAGCGAACCAACAAUUUACUACAAAGCAUUGGAUCCUGUCUUCAAACCAGGCCCGCCAAACAAUCCAAAGGUGGUGGAUACAUCUAGGUCCACUGUUUCCCUUACAUGGGGUAAACCCAUCUAUGAUGGAGGCUGUGAGAUUCAGGCCUACAUUGUUGAGGCAUGUGAUGUGGCAUUUGAUGAGUGGGUUAUGUGCACUCCUCCCACUGGAAUUACAGACACUAAGUUUACAGUGAAAAAACUUCUGGAGAAACAUGAGUACCAAUUCAGGGUGUGUGCCAUCAACAAAGUUGGUGUGGGUGAGCAUGCUGAUGUCACAGGAAAAAUCCUUUUGGAGGAGAAGCUUGAGGCUCCUGAUCUUGACUUGCAUUCUGAUAUGAGAAAGAUGAUCAACAUUAGAGCAGCAAGCACUCUCAGGCUGUUUGUUCCUGUGAGAGGUCGUCCUGCUCCUGAGGUGAAAUGGGGCAAGGCUGAUGGUGAGAUUAAUGAGACUGCCCAGAUUGACAAUACAGGCAGCUAUGCUUCACUUGUCAUUGAGAACGUUAACAGAUUUGAUAGUGGCAAGUACACUUUAACAGCAGAGAAUGCCAGUGGAGUGAAGUCUGUCUUCAUCAGUGUUAGAGUCCUGGACUCACCUAGUGCUCCAAAUAACUUCAUGGUGAAAGAGAUUACCAAGAACUCUGUGACUCUCACAUGGGAGCCUCCACUUCUGGAUGGUGGCUCAAAGAUUAAACAUUAUAUUGUUGAGAAGCGUGAAAGCACCAGGAAGGUUUACUCUACCAUCACCACGUGCAACAGAAUGUCAUGGAAAAUUGAACCUCUUCCAGAGGGUGGAAUGUAUUUUUUCAGAGUCCUAGCUGAGAAUGAAUAUGGUGUGGGUCUCCCUGCUAAAACGUUUGAACCAAUCAAGAUAUCUGAAAAGCCUCAGCCCCCUGGUAAAGUCAGUGUUGUUGACGUUACUUCUAGCACUGUAACCCUCACUUGGGAGAAGCCUGUACAUGAUGGUGGCAGUAGGAUCAGUUACUAUGAAGUUGAACUGGCACCUAAGGACAGUGAAGUUUGGAUUUUGUGUGCUACUGGGAAGACGCUAGAGACAGUGGUAACAAACCUACUUAAGGGAGAAGAGUACCAGUUCAGAGUUGUUGCAGUCAAUGAAAAGGGCAAGAGUGACCCCAGACAACUGGCUCAAUCAGUUGUAGCAAAGGACCUUGCAAUUGAACCGUCUGUGAGACCUAAAGGGAGCACCUACUCUGUCCAGGUGGGCUAUGACCUUAAGAUUGAGGUCCCAGUUGCUGGUCAUCCAAAGCCAACUAUCACUUGGACCAAGGAUGGAGCUGCCCUCAAGCAGACCACCAGAGUCAAUGUCACUGACUCAGCACAUAACACCACUCUCACCAUAAAGGAUGCCACCAGAGAGGAUGGAGGCAUGUAUAGCAUCAAUAUUGCCAAUGUCCUGGGAUCCAAGGAUGCCACUAUUGAGGUGAUCACCCUGGACAAGCCAGGCCCACCAACAGGCCCUGUGAAGUUGGAGGACAUCAGUGCUGAGAGUAUCACUCUUAACUGGGAACCUCCUACAUAUACAGGUGGCUGCCCAAUAUCCAACUAUGUGGUGGAGAAGAGAGACACAACCACAGUUAAUUGGACGGUCGUGUCUGCCACUGUGGCCAGAACCACCCUAAAAGUGGCCAAUCUGAAGACAGGUUCUGAAUACCAGUUCAGAAUUUAUGCUGAGAAUAGAUAUGGAAAGAGUUAUGCAAUUGACUCUGAGCCUGUGUUGGCACAGUAUCCAUUCCAGGAGCCUGGACCACCAGGAACGCCAUUUGUGUCUUCAUACACUAAAGACUAUAUGGUGGUUGAGUGGCACAAACCCCCAUCUGAUGGAGGCAGUGCCAUCUUAGGCUACCAUAUGGAGAGGAAAGAGAAGAACAGUAUCCUCUGGACCAAGGUCAACAAAACUCUCAUCCAAGACUGUAGAUUCAAAUCCACUCCUCUUGAGGAAGGAAUUGAGUAUGAAUACAGAGUUUAUGCAGAAAAUAUUGUCGGCAUUGGAAAAUGUAGCAAAAUCUCUGAAGUCUAUGUAGCACGUGACCCAUGCGAUCCUCCUGGCUGUCCUGAGGCUGUGAUUGUGACCAGGCACUCAGUAAAACUAAGGUGGACUCCUCCACAGUAUGAUGGUGGAAGCUUAGUUACUGGCUAUGUAGUGGAGAAACGUGAUCUGCCUGAAGGGAAGUGGAUGAAGGCCAGCUUUGCAAAUGUAAUUGAACAUGAAUUCAAAGUUACUGGCCUGACAGAAGACAGUAAAUAUGACUUCAGAGUAAUUGCAAGGAAUGCAGCUGGUGCUGUCAGCAAGCCCUCUGAGAGUACAGGAUCCAUCACAGCUAAGGAUGAAGUUGAACCUCCUAAGUGUGAGACAGAUCCUAUGUACAACCAGACCAUUGUUAUCAAUGCUGGAGAGACAUUCAGUCUGGAGGCCAGUGUACAAGGAAAGCCCAUCCCCACAGCUCAGUGGUUCAGGGGAGAUGUUGAAGUUGAAAACUCAGCCAGAGCUGAGAUCAAAAACACAGAUUUUAAGGCUCUGCUUGUUGUGAAGGAUGCCAUUCGAGUGGAUGGUGGACAGUACACACUGGUUCUGACUAAUGUGGCUGGAUCUAAGACUGUCCCAUUCAGUGUGAAGGUCCUGGACAGACCAGGUCCCUCUCAGGGACCUCUUACUGUCAGCAACGUCACUGAGGAGAAGUGCUCAUUGUCAUGGCUGCCACCCAGGCACGAUGGAGGAGGUAACAUUUCUCACUACAUCAUCCAGAAGAGAGAAACCAGCCGCCUGGCAUGGACUGUAGUGUCCAGUGACUGUGGAGCUACCAUGUUUAAAGUUACCAAGCUAUUGAAGGGCAAUGAGUACAUCUUCAGAGUCAUGGCCGUCAACAAAUAUGGUGAUGGCGAGCCUCUUGAAUCAGCACCAGUUAUCAUGAGAAAUCCAUUUGUUCCUCCUGGCUCGCCUACGGAGGUUGAGAUCACAAAUAUUACCAGGGACUCCAUGACUGUCUGUUGGAACCGCCCUGAGACCAAUGGAGGCAGUGAGAUUGCUGGUUACAUUGUUGAGAAGAGAGACAGAGCUGGAAUAAGGUGGACUAAGUGCAACAAACGUAGAGUGACAGAUUUGCGUUUCAGAGUAACAGGGCUGACUGAGGACCAUGAAUAUGAAUUUAGGGUAUCUGCUGAGAACGUAGCUGGAGUGGGUCAACCAAGCCCAGCUACCCCCUACCUCAAAGCCUGUGACCCCACAUUUGAACCAGGCUGUCCCUCCAAUGCCCAUGUGGUUGACACUACCAAAGACUCCAUCACUCUGGCCUGGCACAGGCCUAUAUAUGAUGGUGGCUGUGAUAUUCAAGGCUAUGCUGUAGAAAUAACCAAGGCUGAUGAGGAGGAAUGGACAAUAUGCACCCCACCAUCUGGAGUAAAUGCCACCAAGUUUACUGUCACCAAGUUGAUUGAGCACCAGGAAUACAAACUGCGCAUCUGUGCAAUCAACAAACUGGGUGUUGGUGAGCCCACUGAGGUCCAGGGAGUUGUGAAACCUAUUGAUAAGAUUAAUCCUCCAGAGAUGAUUUUAGAUUCAGAGCUCAGGAAGGGACUAGUUGUCCGUGCAGGAGGCUCAAUGAGAAUCGGCAUUCCAUUCAAAGGUCGUCCAUCUCCUGAGAUUUGCUGGGCCAAGGAGGAUGGAGAAAUGCCUAGUAAGGUUCAAAUUGAGACUGGUGAAGACUAUACACAGCUCUCCAUUGACAUCUGUGACAAGUAUGAUGCUGGCAAAUAUAUCCUCAACUUGGAAAAUAGCGCUGGCACCAAAUCAGCCUUUGUCUCUGUCAGAGUUCUGGACACUCCAGGUGCUCCUCUGAAUCUCAUAGUGAAGGACAUUAAGAGGGAAAGUGUCACUCUGACCUGGGAACCUCCUCUUAUUGAUGGUGGUUCAAGAAUAAAGAAUUACCUGGUUGAAAAGCGUGAGUCCACCAGGAAGGUUUAUUCUAAUGUGGACAAUAAGUGCACUAAGACAAGUUACCAUAUUAGUGGCCUCACUGAGGGAACUAUAUACUAUUUCAGAGUCCUAGCUGAAAAUGAAUUUGGCGUGGGACAGCCAAUUGAGACAGAAUACGCAAUUAAGACUUCUGAACCUCCUCUACCUGUUGGUAAGAUCAAUUUGACUGGUGUGACCAAAACCACUGCCUCACUCUCCUGGGAGAAGCCAGUGCACGAUGGAGGCAGCAGGAUCAUAGGCUACUACAUUGAAAUGCAGCCUGUGGGCUCAGAGGAAUGGAUGGUGGCCACCACAACAAAAACCUGUGAAGGCACUGUCACAGGCCUCAGUGCAGGACAUGAGUACCUGUUUAGAAUAUUAGCUUUCAAUGAAAAGGGUAAAAGUGACCCCAGGUCUCUGGCUGCACCAGUAACUGCUAAAGAUGUGACUAUGGCGCCCAGUUUCAAGAUGUCAUUCAACACUUACAGUUUGCAGCAUUGUGAGGAUCUGAAGAUUGAGAUACAAGUCUUUGGACGCCCAGUUCCCAAGGUUGAAUGGAAGAAAGAUGGACAUGCUCUUAAGGAGACAACCAGACUUAAUGUAUCCAGGACACCAACAUCCACUAAGCUGUUUAUCAAGGAUACCAAUAAGGAUGACUCUGGCAAAUACACCAUCACAGCCACCAGUAAUGUGGGAACAGCUACAGAGGAGAUUACUGUUAUUAUUCUAGAUAAGCCUGGCCCACCCACUGGCCCUGUGAAGAUUGAGGAAGUGAGCUCUAAUUAUGUCACUCUAUCCUGGGAACCACCAGUGUAUACUGGAGGCUGUCAGAUCAACAACUACAUUGUGGAGAAGAGAGACACCACCACAACAGCAUGGCACAUUGUAUCUGCUACUAUUGCCAGGACAACCAUCAAAGUCAGCAAGUUGAAGACCGGAGUUGAAUAUCAAUUCAGAGUGUCUGCAGAGAAUAGAUAUGGAAAGAGUUCUGCUAUUGUCUCUCCUGCUGUUGUUGCUCAGUAUCCAUUCAGUGAACCUGCUGCCCCAGGAACACCAAUUAUUUCUGCUGCAACCAAGGAUAACAUGGUGGUUGAGUGGCAACCUCCCACCAACAAUGGAGGCAGCCCCAUCAUGGGCUAUCAUCUGGAAAGAAAGGAGAAGAACAGCCUCUUGUGGACUAAACUAAACAAGCUUCUAAUCCCAGAUGCACGUUUCAGGACCACAGAGUUGGAAGAGGGUAUUGAGUAUGAAUUCAGAGUUUAUGCUGAAAACAUUGCUGGAAUCAGCCCAGUGAGCAAGACCUCUGAGAGCACAGUAGCUAGGGACCCUUGUGACCCACCAGGUACUCCUGAGGCUAUUGAAAUCACCAGAAACCAUGUUACCCUCCAGUGGACCAGGCCCCAGUAUGAUGGAGGCAGUAGAAUCACUGGUUACGUGGUUGAGAGAAGGAAGAGUCCAGAUAACCGAUGGAUGAAGGCCAGCUUCGCCAAUGUCAUUGAAACUCAGUUUACAGUUAGUGGUCUGACUGAAGAUUGUGUUUAUGAGUUCAGAAUCGUUGCCAGGAAUGCAGCUGGCAUCAACAGUCGUCCUUCUCAAACUACAGGAGAAAUUACUGCCAAAGAUGAAAUUGUGGCUCCAGAGGCCACUAUGGAUUCUAAAUUCAAGGAUCUGACUGUUGUCCAUGCUGGUGAGACAUUUGACAUUGAUGCUGAAUACACAGGCAAGCCAAUGCCUGAGGUAAUUUGGUUGAAGGAUGGAAAGGAGGUUGACAAAACCACACAAAGAAUGGAAGUCAAGACCACACUUACACGUACCAUCUUGACAGUGAAGGAAUGCAUCAGAUUGGAUGGUGGCCACUUUACUCUCAAACUCAUCAAUGUGGGGGGAGUCAAGAUGAUCCCAGUUAAUGUUAAAGUUCUGGAUCGACCGGGUCCUCCAGAUGGCCCACUAGAGGUCAAAGGAGUCACAGCUGAGAAGUGUUAUCUGCACUGGAACCAUCCCUCACAUGAUGGUGGAGCCAGCAUCUCUUACUACAUCAUUGAGAAGAGAGAGACCAGUCGCUUGUCAUGGACAGUGGUUGAGCCCAAGAUCCAAGCUAUCAGCUACAAAAUCACAAAACUGCUGCCUGGUAAUGAAUACAUCUUCAGAGUCACUGCUGUAAAUAAAUAUGGUGUUGGUGAGCCACUGGAAUCUGAGCCUGUAAUUGCUCGUAACCCCUUCACCACUCCCAGUGCACCUUCCACCCCAGAGGCCGGCAUCAUCACCAGGGACUCCAUUGUGCUUACCUGGGAGAGACCAGAGGAUAAUGGAGGAGCUGAGAUUGAAGGAUAUGUACUUGAAAAACGUGAUAAGGAUGGCAUCAGAUGGAAUAAGUGCAACAAGAAGAGGCUGAACGACAUAAGAUUCAGAUGCACUGGUCUCAUACAGGGCCACUCUUAUGAAUUCAGGGUCUCAGCUGAAAAUGCUGCCGGUGUGGGAAAGCCUAGUGCACCAACUCAAUAUAUUAAGGCCUGUGAUGCCACUUACCCACCGGGACCGCCAAAUAACCCCAAGGUAAUUGACCAUUCCAGUACUACAGCCUCCCUGUCCUGGUCCAGGCCUAUCUAUGAUGGCGGAGCAGUGAUCAGUGGAUAUAUUGUUGAAAUGAAGGAGGCAGCAGAUGAUGAGUGGGUAAUUUGCACACCACACACUGGUGUCCAGGCAACUCACUACACUGUAAAGCAACUGAAGGAGAAUGCAGAGUAUAACUUCCGCAUAUGUGCUGUUAACUGUGAGGGAGUGGGUGAGCAUGUGGACCUGCCUGGGUCUGUUAUUGCUGCUGAGAAGUUGGAGACUCCUGAAAUUGAACUAGAUGCCGAUCUGAGGAAGAUGGUCAAUAUUCGUGCAACUGCUACCCUGCGCCUGUUUGUCACAAUCAGAGGAAAGCCUGAGCCUGAGGUCAGAUGGUCAAAGGCAGAUGGAACUCUGAAUGAGCGUGCCCAGAUUGAAGUUACAAGCUCCUAUACAAUGUUGGUGAUUGAGAAUGUUGACAGAUUUGACACUGGCAAAUACGUGCUAACCCUUGAGAACCUCAGUGGCUCUAAAUCUGCCUUCAUAAAUGUCAGAGUUCUGGACUCCCCCAGUGCUCCUACCAACCUAGAGGUUAAGGAUGUAAAGAGAGGUUCUGUCUCUAUCUCUUGGGAACCUCCACUUAUUGAUGGCGGGGCUAAGAUAUCACAUUAUAUUGUAGAGAAAAGAGAGCAGAAGAGAAUGGCUUUCACCAGUGUUUGUACCAAUUGUGUAAGGAACUCUUAUAUUAUCCCUGACCUGGAGGAGGGUGGCAUGUAUUAUUUCCGUGUGCUGGCUGUCAAUGAGCUGGGAGUAGGUCUGCCUGCCGCCACAGAUCAGGUCAAGGUUUCCGAGAUUCCUUUGCCUCCUGGUAAGAUUGUAUUGGUUGAUGUCACUCGUCAAUCUGUCACACUUUCCUGGGAGAAACCUGACCAUGAUGGAGGUAGCAAGAUUACAAAAUACAUUGUGGAAAUGCAGCCCAAGGGAGAUGAAAAAUGGACUGUGUGUAGUGAGGUUAAAGCUCUGGAAGCUACUAUUGAUGGACUCACAACUGGAGAGGAAUAUUCCUUUAGGGUCACUGCUGUGAAUGAUAAGGGCAAGAGUGAUGCCAAGCCUUUAGCUUCCCCAGUGGUGGUGAAGGAUAUAACAGUUAAGCCAACCAUCAACCUGCCGUUCAACACAUACAGUGUAAAAGCAGGGGAUGACCUGAAGAUUGAUGUUCCCUUCAAAGGCAGACCUCAGCCUGGGGUGGAGUGGAAGAAGGAUGGACAAGUGCUAAAACAGACUACCAGGGUCAAUGUUCUCACUUCCAAGACCUCAUCAAAGGUUGUCAUCAAGGAUGCAACCAAGGAGGACAAAGGAAAAUAUGAAAUUACUCUCACUAAUACAAUUGGCACUGAGACAGCUGAAAUCUCUGUUAUAAUCCUGGACAAACCUGGCCCACCCAGCAACAUCAGGGUGGAUGAGGUUAGCGCAGACUUCAUCUCUCUGUCUUGGGACCCUCCAACCUAUGAUGGUGGAUGCCAGAUAAACAACUAUGUUGUGGAGAAGAGAGACACUACUACAACCACAUGGCACAUUGUCUCAGCCACAGUUGCCAGGUCAUCAAUCAAGGUGUCUCGUCUCAAUCAGGGAACAGAGUACCAGUUCCGUAUUGCAGCUGAGAACCGUUAUGGUAAGAGUCAUGCCAUUGAUUCCUCAGCUAUUGUUGCUCAGUAUCCCUUUGAGCCUCCUGGCCCACCAACUAGCCUCCAUGUUGCUCAUGCCACCAAGUCUGGCAUGCUUGUGGAAUGGGGGAAACCAGCCAGUGAUGGUGGAAGCCCUGUAAUAGGCUAUCAUAUUGAGUGCAAAGAGCAUGGCAGUAUCCUGUGGAGCAAGGUCAACAGAGGUCUUCUGGCUGAGAAUCAAUUUAAGAUGACAGGUAUUGAAGAAGGCUUGCUAUUUCAGUUCAGAGUCUAUGCUGAGAAUAUGGCUGGCAUUGGUCCAUGCACUAAGGCCAGUGACCCUGUGGCAGCCAGGGACCCAUGUGAUCCUCCACGUAACAUUAGAGUCACCAACAUUACAAGGACAUCAGUUUCCCUCUUCUGGGAGAAGCCAGAGUAUGAUGGCGGAGCCAAGGUCACUGGCUACAUUGUUGAACGUAAAGAGAUUCCUAAUGGACGCUGGCUGAAAUGCAACUUCACCAACCUGCAAGACACCUACUUUGAUGUCACAGGCCUCACAGAAGAUGUCCAAUAUGAUUUCCAUGUUAUUGCUAAGAAUUCUGCUGAGCUAUUGAGUGUUCCUUCAGAGAGUACAGGACCUGUCACAGUCAAAGAUGAUGUAGACCCCCCCACUAUUAUCUUGGAAGAUAAAUUAAGACAGCUGGUUGUCAUCAAAGCAGGAGACAUAAUUACAAUUGAUGCUGAAAUCACUGGCCGUCCACUACCCGUGGUCUCAUGGUCUAAGGAUGGAAAGGAGAUUGAGGCCAAGGCCAGGUGUGAAAUCACUUCCACCCACUUCACAACCACACUGAUUGUCAGAGAUGCUAUCAGGAGGGACUCUGGGCAGUAUGUCCUGACCCUGCACAAUGUAGGAGGAACCAGGUCUGUGGCUAUAAACUGUAAGGUUUUGGACAGGCCUGGACCUUCUUCAGGACCUUUGGCAGUGUCUGGCCUCACAGCACAGAAAUGCACCAUAACCUGGGGACCUCCUCAGGAAAAUGGUGGUGCUGAAAUCAUGCACUACAUUGUUGAGAAACGUGAGACCAGUCGCCUAGCCUGGACUCUUGUCUAUGGUGACAUGAAGGCCACCACCUGUAAAGUCACAAAGCUGCUCAAAGGAAAUGAGUACAUCUUCAGAGUCAGGGGAGUCAACAAAUAUGGGGAUGGUGAGGCCCUGGAGAGUGAGCCAACGCAGGCCAUGGAUCCAUUCACUGUCUCUGCUGCUCCCACAAAUGUCCAGGUCACUGCAGUUACAAGUGAGGCAAUGACAAUCUGUUGGGAGAGACCAGAAUCUGAUGGUGGCAGCAGUAUAAGUAGUUAUGUAAUUGAAAAAAGAGAAAAGACUGGCCUUCGCUGGUGCCGUGUUAACAAGAAACCUGUUUACGAUCUCCGAGUCAAAGCUUCACGCCUCCGUGAGGGCGCUGAAUAUGAGUACAGAGUGUUUGCAGAAAAUUCUGCUGGCCUCAGUGCUCCCAGCAUUCCCUGCCCACUCACCAAGGCUGAAGAUCCACAGUUCCUGCCUUCACCUCCUGCUAAGCCAAAGAUCAUCGACUCUACAAAGACCACAGCCACACUGUCAUGGAAUAAACCCUUAUUUGAUGGUGGAGCACCUGUGACUGGUUACAGAGUAGAAUACAGAAAGACUUUAGAUGAUGAAUGGAUUGUUGGGGUCCAUAACACCAAGAACACAGAGUUUACAGUGGUGGGAUUGACUCCUGGGGCUGAAUAUGUGUUUGUUGUCAAGUCUAUCAAUAAGAUUGGAGUUAGUGAGCCUAGUUCUGAGUCAGACGAACAGGUGGCCAAAGAAAGAGAGGAGGAGCCUGUCUUUGACAUUAGCAAUGAGAUGAGGAAGACUCUUAUUGUGAAGGAUGGUAGCUCAUUCACUAUGACUGUGCCCUUCAGAGGCAAACCCAUUCCCACUGUGGCAUGGACGAAGCCUGAUGUUGACUUAAGAGUCCGUGCUGUCAUUGACACCACAGACACUUUCACCGCCAUCACCUUAGAGAAAGCCACCCGCAACGACUCUGGCAAAUACACUGUCACUUUGUCCAAUGUGUCUGGGACCUCAUCCUUGAGCCUCAAUGUCAGAGUCCUAGACUCGCCUGGGCCUCCUUCACAUGUGGAGGUCAAGGAAGUCACCAAGACCUCUGCCACUGUCACCUGGGACACUCCUGAGAAUGAGGGCGGAGGACCAGUGAAGAACUACCUUGUUGAUAUUCGUGAGGCCAGCAAGAAAGGCUGGACAAGGUUGACUGACACAUGCCACAGACUGACAUACAAGGUGUCAGACCUGCAAGAAGGAGGAGUUUACUACUUCAGGGUUACAGGCGAAAAUGAAUAUGGCAUUGGUAUUCCUGCUGAGACCAUUGCUGGAACCAAGAUCACAGAAAAACCAAGCCCACCACCAAAACUGGGUGUGACUGAUGUGACCAAGGAGAGUGUGUCCCUGGCCUGGGCCAAACCAGAACAAGAUGGCGGCAGCAGAAUUACUGGCUACCUGCUGGAAGCUUUGGAGAAAGGCCAGGAGAAGUGGGUCAAGUGUGGUGUAACCAAAUCCAUCCACUUUACAGUGUCUGGUCUGAGGGAGAAUGCUGAAUACUUCUUUAGAGUCAGAGCUGAGAACCAUGCUGGAUAUAGUGACAUUAAGGAAAUGAUCACUCCUGUGAUGGUCAAAGACCACCUUGAAUCUCCUGAUAUCAACAUGAAGGAUUUCCCCCAUAACACAGUAUAUGUCAGAGCUGGCUCCACACUCAAGUGUGAGAUCCCACUUACAGGCCAACCAUUGCCAAAGGUGUCCCUGUCAAAGGAUAAUGUUUUGCUCAAGUCAACAAUGAGGUUCAACUCUGAAGUCACUCUUGACAGCAUCAAGAUCACUUUGCGUGAGAGCAUCGCUAAAGACUCAGGGCGCUACGAUAUCAUUGCUUCCAACUCUAGUGGCACCACAAAGUCGUUUAUAAAUAUUGUGGUUUUGGAUUGCCCCAGUGUUCCUCUGGGACCUGUGGAGCUGUUUGACAUCACAGAGGACAGUGUCAGCCUGAAGUGGCUCCCACCAGCAUAUGAUGGUGGCAGCCCUAUCACCAAUUACAUCAUCCAGAAGAGAGAGACAACCACAGCCAACUGGAUGGACGUCUCCUCUUCUGUGGCCCGCUGUACAAUGAAGAUCAUGAAGUUGACCACUGGCCUGGAAUACCAGUUCAGAAUCAGGGCUGAGAACAGAUAUGGAAUCAGUGAACAUAUUGACUCACCAACUGUCUCUGUCAGUCUUCCUUACACUAUCCCUGAUGCACCAGCAACUCCAGAAAUCACUGCUGUAACCAGGGAGACUAUUACUGUUGCAUGGAAGGAGCCCAAGUCAGAUGGUGGCAGCCAUGUGUUUGGCUACCAUCUCCAGAUGAAAGACAGGAAUAGUAUCCUGUGGCAAAGAGUCAACAAAAUGGUGAUCCGUGCUACACACUUUAAGGUCACCAACAUCAAUGCUGGACUCAUUUAUGAGUUCAAGGUGGCAGCAGAGAAUGCUGCUGGAAACAGUGCCUUCAGCAAGGUUUCUGAUGCAGUGCUCGCUAUUGAUGCCUGUGAGCCACCCAUUAACCUGCGCAUCAGUGACAUCACCAAGAACUCCAUUAGCCUGGCCUGGCAGAAGCCCAACUUUGAUGGUGGAUCCCCAAUCACAGGCUACCUUAUUGAAAAGACAGAGGGCGACAGUGGCAAGUGGUCCAAGGCUAAUCUCACCAACAUCACUGACACACGCUUCACUGUUACUGGUCUGACCCAAGAUGCAACAUAUGAGUUCAGAGUCAUGGCCAAGAAUGCUGUUGGCUCAGUGAGCAACCCAUCCAUAACCGCUGGACCAGCUACAUGUGUAGACACCUAUGGCGCCCCAGAGAUUGAAAUACCUCAGGAGUAUCUCAACGAGGUAAAGCACAGGGCCGGCUCUAAUGUGGAGCUCAAGUUUAACAUCACUGCCAAACCUGCUCCCACUAUUGAGUGGUUUAAGGAUGGUGUAGAGCUGAAGACCGGCGGCCAGCUGUCCUUCAAACACACAUUUGAAUCCACCAGUUUGUUGCUGAGGGAAACCACCCGUCUCAACUCUGGAAACUAUGAGGUCAAGGUGAAAAACUCCCUGGGAUCUACCUGUGCCAUUGUCAGACUGCUCAUCCAAGACAAGUCAGGCCCCCCUGCCGGAGAAAUUCAGUUUAAGAAGGUGACAGCUGACAACGUCACCAUCAUGUGGUCUCCGCCUGCUGAUGAGGGUGGCGCCAUGGUAACCCAUUACAUUGUGGAAAAGAGACAGACCAGCAGGGUGAUGUGGUCUAUUGUCUCAGAGAAACUGGUUGACUGCAUCGUUAACGUGCCAAGGCUAAUCCAGGGCAAUGAGUACAUCUUCAGAGUGCGCGGAGUCAACAAGUAUGGCAUUGGAGACCCACUGGAGUCUGAGCCCAUUAUUGCCAAGAAUGCAUUUGUUCCUCCCAGCGAGCCAUCUAAGCCUCAAGUUACCAUGAUAACUAAAUCCACCAUGACAGUGAUCUGGGAAAGACCAGCAUUGGAUGGAGGCAGUGACAUUGAUGGCUACUACCUGGAGAAGAGGGAAAAGAGAAGUCUACAGUGGUUCAAGGUGGUGAAGGGCACUAUUAGAGACACGAGACAGAAGGUCACCAACCUUGUGGAGAACAAUGAAUACCAGUACAGAGUCUGUGCGGUCAACAAGGCUGGAGCAGGAAACUACUCUGAGGCCUCUGAGCUCUACAAUGCCUACGACCCCAUUGAUCUGCCUGGUGAGCCAUCCAAGCUGCAUGUGGUCGACUCCACAAAGACAUCAAUCACCCUCAGCUGGGAGAAGCCCGUCUAUGAUGGUGGCAGUGAGAUCACACACUACAUUUUGGACCAAAUGAACACAGAGGAGAGGGAAUGGGUGACCAUCAACCCACAGGUCAAAGCCUGUGAGUAUGUGGUGUCACACCUCAAACCUGGAACUUACUACUUCUUCCGAGUCUUUGCUGUCAACUGCAAGGGCAAAGGAGAAGACACCAAGAUGUACCAGCCUGUGCAAGCCAAAGAUAUCCUGGAGGAAGCUGAUUUGGACUUGGACGUUCCUAUGACGACUCAGUACACCGCCAGAUCUGGCCGUGAUGUGGAGGUAUUUAUUCCCCUGAAGGGACGCCCCACACCCAACGCCACCUGGCGCCGCGGAGACCGUAACAUAGCGGGUGACAACCGCUACACCAUUACAAGCACUGAGCGUGCCACUACCCUUGUUAUUCCCAAGGUCACCCGUGAUGACUGCGGAAAGUACUUGCUGGAGAUUGAGAAUGGUGUGGGAGAAUCCAAGAUUAUUACAGUUUCCUUGAAGGUUCUAGACAGUCCUUCUACCUGUCAGAAACUGAUGAUAAAGAAUGUGACAAGAGGAAAGUUGACACUCAGCUGGGAGGCUCCUCUAAUCGACGGUGGUUCCCCUGUCACUAAAUACAUUGUUGAGAAGAAGGCCUCCACCAUGAAGGCUUUCCAAGUGAUUACCGAUGAGUGUGCCAACUCAAGUUACAAGGUGUCAGACCUGGAAGAGAAUGUGGCAUACUUCUUCCGUGUGUCAGCUGAAAAUGAGUUUGGUGUCGGCGAUACUUGCGAGACCACUGAUCCUGUUAGAGCCACGGAGACUCCUGGAGCUGUUAAAAACCUGGUGAUGGUGGACUCCACAAAGACCUCUGUUACUCUGCAAUGGACCAGACCUGACCACGAUGGUGGCAGCCACAUCAGUGACUACAUAAUUGAAAAGAGCACCAAGGAAGACCCAACCUGGACUUUGGGCGCAACAUGCAAACGGUGCAGCUGUGAGGUGACAGGACUAAAGGAGAACACUGAAAUGGACUUCAGAGUCUUUGCCCAGAAUGAGAAGGGUAGAAGUGACUUCUCCCAGAUUGGUCCAAUUACAGUAAUGGACUUCAUCAUACCACCUGAGGCCAGCCUAACUGACUAUCCUAAUGGAUUGGCUGUUCGUAUUGGUCAAAACAUCCACAUUGAGCUGCCCUUCAAAGGUAAACCAAAGCCUGCAAUCAGCUGGCUAAAGGAUAAUUUGCCUUUGAAGGAGAGUGAUAGGAUUCGCUUUAGGACCACUGACAACAAGACUGCAGUCACAGUUAGAGGAGCCAUGAAGGAGCACGCCGGACAGUACACCUUGGUUCUGGACAACAGAGUCAUCAAGAACUACUUUGACGUUAAUGUCAUCACUCUGGGAGCCCCCUCUGUGCCUGUUGGUCCCAUACGCUUUGAUGAGAUUAAAGCUCAGAAUGUUGUUAUCUCCUGGGACGAGCCCAAGGAGGAUGGAGGUGGUGAGAUCACAUGCUACAGUGUAGAGAAGCGUGAGACUUCCCAUGCCAACUGGAAGAUGGUCUGCUCCAGCGUUGUCAGGACAACCUUCAAGAUUCCCAACUUGGUCAAAGGAACAGCGUACCAGUUUAGAGUCCGUGCAGAGAACAAGUAUGGAGUCAGUGAACCACUCAACUCCUCAGAAAUUGUCGCCCAGCACCAGUACAAACCUCCAGGACCUCCAUCAAAGCCUGUGUCUUACAAUAUCACCAGUGAUGGUAUGACCAUUAAGUGGGAGGCUCCAGAUUUUGAUGGAGGAUCUCCCAUUCUGGGCUACCAUGUAGAGAAGAAGGACAGGAACAGUCUUCUGUGGCAGAAAGUGAACUCCACCAUCAUCUCCAACAGAGAGUAUAGGAUUAUUGGUCUCAUCGAGGGUCUGGAGUACUCCUUCAGAGUCUAUGCUGAAAACAAUGCUGGACUCAGCCUUGUUAGCGAACAGAGCAAGCACGUUCUCGCUAUCUCCCCUGUUGAUCCACCUGGCACACCUGUCUGCAUCGAUGUGACAAGAGACUCUGUCACCCUAAAAUGGGACAUACCCAAGAGGGAUGGAGGCAGCAAGAUUGUGGCCUACAGUGUUGAGAGGCGCCAAGGCAGAGGCAAAUGGCUACGGUGCAACUUCACUGAUAUCAGUGAGACGCAGUUUACGGUGACCGGUCUGUCCCCUGGAGACAGAUAUGAGUUCAGGGUCAUCGCAAGGAAUGCUGUCAGCACAGUCAGUCCACCAUCUAAUUCCUCUGGAUACAUUAUGACCAGGGAUGAGAGCAUUGCUCCUGAGAUCGAAUGGUCUGCAGACCAGAUGCUCUCCCUGAAGGCUGGAGAGAACGUCAACCUCAGCUGCAAAAUAAGCGGACGCCCCGUCCCCCAGGUUGUCUGGUACAAGGAUGGCAAAGAGAUUGACAAGAGGACCAUGAUUGAUAUUGAGAUUACCACGGGCAUUGGCAUUAGCAGCCUGUUUAUCCGCGAUGCAAACAGGAACCACCGCGGCAUCUACACGGUUGAGGCCAGGAACAGUUCUGGUGCCACUAAAGCUGAUGCCAACGUCAGAGUACAAGAUACCCCUGGGCCAGUUGAGGGUCCCAUUCGUUUCACAGGUAUCACAGCUGAGAAGUGCACCGUGUGGUGGAACCCUCCUGAGAAUGAUGGUUGUGCUGCCAUCAUCCACUAUGUGGUGGAGAAGAGGGAGACAUCCAGGAUCUCCUGGGCCAUGGUCAACUCCAAGUGCGAAGCCUGCUCUUUCAACGCCAUCAACCUUAUCAAGGGCAAUGAGUACCAGUUCAGAAUCUCUGCUGUAAACAAGUUUGGAGUUGGCAAACCCCUGGACUCCAUUCCUAUCACUGCACAGAUGCAAUACACUGUGCCUGAUGCCCCUGGUACCCCUGACGCCACUCAUGUGACCGGAAACAGCAUCACUGUAUGUUGGACCAGGCCACGGUCGGAUGGAGGCCACGAGAUCAAACACUACAUCCUGGAGAGAAGAGAAAAGAAGAGUCUUCGCUGGGUGAAGGUUUCUGCAAAGAGGCCCAUCACAGAGCUAAGGCAACGUGUCAUCAACCUCACUGAGGGCAACGAGUAUGAGUUCCGUGUAAUGGCUGAAAAUGGCGCUGGUAUUGGACCAGCUAGCAGUACUUCCAGGCUCUUCAAAUGCAAAGAGCCAACCAGUGCUCCCAGUAACCCCACAAUGAUCAAGGCGAUUGACUCUACCAAAUCUUCAAUCACCCUGGAAUGGACCAAGCCAGUCUUUGAUGGUGGCUUGCAGAUCAUCGGGUAUAAUAUUGAUAUGUGUAAGGCCAGCCUUGAAGAGUGGCACAGAGUAAACAACCAGAUUUGCAUCCACACCAGAUACACUGCAAAGGGCCUGAAGCCUGGAGAGCUCUACAAGUUCAGGGUCAGUGCAGUGAAUGGAUCUGGCGAGGGCGAGGCCUCAGUGAUACCUAAUGCUGUCCAGGCUCUGGACAGACUUACGUCUCCUGAGAUCGACAUUGAUGCCAACUUCAAGCAAACUCACAUCGUGAAAAAUGGUGGCAGCGUCACCCUCCACAUUGCAUUCUGCGGAAAACCAUCUCCUCUUGCCACCUGGUCGAAAGUAGACAGCGAGCUGCCUGUCAUGGCCGACAUCAACACCACAGAUUCUUUCUCUACUCUGACCAUCGAGAACUGCACUAGGUAUGAGGCUGGCAAAUAUACCCUGUCCCUGGAGAACAACAGCGGGCGCAAGUCCAUCACAUUCACUGUCAAAGUGCUAGACACGCCUGGACCUCCAGGAAAUAUCACCUUCAAAGAUGUUACCCGUGGAGCUUUGACAUUGAUGUGGGAUGCACCCAGUAAUGAUGGUGGAUCCAGGAUUCAACACUACCUUGUUGACAAACGAGAGGCUAGUCGCUUGGCCUGGCAGGAAGUCAGCACCAAGUCCUCGCGCCAGAUGAUCAGGGUAACUGGUCUGGAUAUUGGUUUGCCAUAUCUGUUCAGAGUGAUUGCUGUUAACCAGUAUGGCCAGGGAGAGCCUCAUGAGAUGACGGAGCCCAUCAUUGCCACAGAAGAACCUGCACCACCCAAGAGACUGGAUGUUGUUGACACCACCAACUCCACAGCCUCCCUGGUGUGGUUGAAGCCUGAGCAUGAUGGAGGAAGCCGCAUCAGAGGCUACAUUGUUGAAUUCAGAGCCAAAGGCACCGACCGCUGGGUUGUCUGCGAAGAAACCAAGUCUCAAAAGAUGCUGGUGGAAGGUUUGACUGAGAACACAGAGUACGAUUUCAGAGUCAAGGCCAAGAAUGAGGCUGGAAUCAGUGAGCCUCAAGGCACAUUCGGCUCUGUGGUCAUCAAGGAGCCUCGCAUUGAGCCCACAGCCGACCUCAGCAGCAUCACCAACCAGCUCAUCACCUGCAAGAUCUCAAACACCUUCACCAUUGACAUCCCAAUCAGUGGAAGGCCUGCUCCCAAAGUCAGCUGGAAGUUGGAGGAGAUGAAGCUGAAGGAGACUGACAGAGUUUCUAUCAAGACCACGAAGGAGAGAACCACUCUAGUGGUGAAAGACAGCAAGAGAAGCGACAGUGGCAAGUACUACCUGACUCUGGAGAACUCUGCUGGAGUGAAGACAUUCACAGUGACCGUGGUUGUGGUGGGUAGACCAAGCCCUCCCACUGGCCCUGUUGAAAUUUCUGGAGUCUCAUCAGAGUCCUGCACCAUGUCCUGGUCCGAGCCAGCUGAUGAUGGUGGCACUGACAUCACCAACUACAUUGUGGAAAAACGAGAGUCUGGCACUGCGUCCUGGCAAGUAGUCAACUCCAGUGUGAAGAGAACCACCAUCAAAAUCACCCAUCUUACCAAGUAUAUGGAGUACACAUUCAGAGUGUGUGCUGAAAACAAGUUUGGUGUCAGCAAGUCUGUUGAGUCAACUCCUAUUGUCAUUGAACAUCCAUUCGUUUCUCCAAGUCCUCCUACUCGUCCAGAUGUUGUAUCUGUGUCCGCCAACUUCAUUAGCAUCAAAUGGGAUGUGCCAUAUGCCGAUGGCGGUAGCCAGGUGACGGGCUAUUGGAUUGAGAAGAAGGAGAGGAACACGAUCCUGUGGGUGAGGGAGAAUAAGCUCCCCUGUCUUGAGUGCCACUACAAGGUGUCCAGCCUGAUCGAGGGCCUGGAGUACCAGUUUAGGGUUUAUGCCAUGAACAUCGCCGGACUCAGCAAGGCCAGCGAGGCUUCUAGACCCGUACUAGCACUCAACCCUGUCGAUCCUCCUGGUAAACCUGAGGUGACAGACAUCACACGCUCCUCUGUGUCCUUGUGCUGGACUGUGCCUUUCAAUGAUGGCGGCAGCAAGAUUGUUGGUUAUGUGGUAGAACGGAAAGUCUACAGCACAGAUGAAUGGGAUGACAACCGCUGGCUCAAGUGCAACUACACCACCAUAUCAGAGAACUACUUCACCGUUACCAACCUGGGAGAAGGAGACACCUAUGAGUAUCACAUCAUUGCUAAGAAUGCCGCUGGUGUUCACAGUGCACCAUCCGGGUCCACUGGACCAGUCACAUGCAAAGAUGAAUAUUCUCCUCCCAAAGCGGAAUUGGACAGCAAAUUGACGAGCGAGACGGUCAUUGUCAAUGCCGGCUCGGACCUGGUCCUAGAUGGCGCUGUGGGCGGUAAACCUGAACCCACAGUGUACUGGGCAAAGGGCGACAAGAUUUUGGAGCUUGGAGAAAAACACUCACUGACCUACACUGCUACCAGAGCCAUGGUUGUCAUCAAGAACUGUGAUCGCUACGACACAGGCAGAUACAACCUGACAGUCAAAAACGCCAGCGGAGUCAAGACAGCCUCCGUCAAUGUUAAAGUGCUGGACACUCCUGGGGCUCCGGCUGAUAAGAUCACCAUCAGCAGAGUGACAGAAGAGAAGUGUUCGGUGUCCUGGAAGAUCCCUCUGGAGGAUGGUGGAGACCUCGUCACACACUACAUUGUGGAGCGUCGCGAGACCAGCCGUCUAAACUGGGUCAUCAUGGAGACGGAGUGCAAGACGCUGUCAUGCGUCAGCACCAGGCUGAUCAAGAACAACGAGUACGUCUUCAGAGUCCGAGGAGUCAACAAGUUUGGAGCCGGAGUUCCUCAGGAGUCCGAACCUGUCAUUGCCAGGAAUGCCUACACAAUCCCAUCCCAGCCAGGAACACCAGAGACCACAGCAGUGGCUAAAGAGCAUGUCAUCAUCGAGUGGCUGAAGCCCGAGAGCGACGGAGGCAGUGAAAUCAAAAACUACAUCGUUGACAAACGAGAGAAGAAUAGCACCAGAUGGACCAGGGUGAAUAGGACUUACACCAUCUAUGACACCCGUCUGAAGAUCACAGGUCUUCUGGAGGGAAGUGAAUACCAGUUCAGAGUGACAGCCGUCAAUGCAGCUGGGGACAGCCAUCCCAGCGAUGCAUCACCCUACAUCCUCUGCAAAGACCCCACAUACACCCCAGCUCCUCCAUCAACGCCUCGCAUCACAGACACCACAAAGCACAGCAUCAGCAUGACCUGGACCAGGCCUAUGUAUGAUGGUGGCUCAGAUGUCACUGGCUACGUGGUCGAUAUCCUGGAGGAGGACGUCGAACAGUGGUACCGCGGCACCACCAAGCCUCUCAAAACCAAUGAGUAUGUGGCUGCUGGACUGGCAGCCAAUAAGACGUACAGAUUCAGGGUGGCAGCCAUCAACAGUAACGGGACUGGAGAGUUCAGCGAUCCGAGUGCUGAGGUUGAGCCACUGGAGAGAAUUGAAAUUCCCGACCUGGAACUGGCCGAAGACUUGAAGAAGACAGUGUGUCUGCGUGCUGGAGGAACCCUGCGGCUGUUUGUGAAUGUCACUGGCCGGCCAACACCUGUGGUGGCCUGGAGGAAGAAAGGCGUGGAGCUGCAGAGCCGUGGCUAUAUCGAGACCACCGACAGCUACACCUUGCUGGUGGUGGAGAAGGUAAACCGGUACGACUCCGGAAAAUACGUUGUGGAGGCUGAAAACCCAUCUGGCAAGAAGACCACCACCAUCCUGGUUAAAGUCUAUGACACUCCUGGUCCUCCAGGUUCUGUGAAGGUGAAGGACUACACCAAGGAGUCUGUCGUCAUCACCUGGGAUGUCCCAAGUAUUGAUGGUGGUGCUCAUGUCAGUAACUACAUCAUAGAGAAGCGUGAAGCCAGCAUGAAGUCAUACAAAACUGUCACAACUGAGUGCAGGAAGACUCUGUUCAGGAUCACUGGCCUGGAGGAAGGCGUGUUCUACUUCUUCAGAGUUCUGCCAGAGAACAUUUACGGUGUUGGCGAGCCCUGCGACACAUCUGAGGCUGUGCUUGUGUGCGAGGUGCCAUCAGUGCCUCUGAACUUCAAUGUCGUUGAUGUCACCAAAUCCUCUGUCACACUUCAGUGGGAGAAGCCAUUGCACGAUGGUGCCAGUAGGUUGAAGGGCUAUGUCAUAGAAGCCUGUAAGGUGGGUUCAGACAGAUGGAGCAUCGUGGCAACUGUCAAGGCCUCUGUUUCCAAGCACACUAUCGAGUCCUUAGUAGAGAAUGAUCAGUACCUGUUCAGGAUCCGAGCCAACAACAGCAGGGGAGCCAGUGAGCCCAUGGACACUGUUACUCCUGUCACCAUCCAGGACAUCAAGGUGAUGCCCAAGAUUGACAUAACUGGAAUCCCUCAGAAGAUCGUGCAUGUGCACCGCGGCAAACCCAUCGACCUCAACAUCCCCAUCAAGGCCCAACCACAGCCCGUCUGCUCCUGGUUCUUCGGUGGUGUCAAGCUGAAAGACAGCUUGGACCGCAUCAAGAUUGACAGCAAUGGCAAAUACACCCAUCUCGUUAUCCGUGAGACCACCAUCAAUGACACAGGAGACUACACGCUGGAGGUGAAAAAUGCAAUUGGAACGGCAACUGAGGUCAUCAAAGUCAUCAUCCUAGACAAACCCGGUAUACCAGUUGGCCCAAUGAAGAUUGAUGAGGUUGAUGGUGUAUCUGUGACAACCAGUUGGGAACCUCCGGAGAAGGAUGGAGGUGCCAAUGUCGGUGGCUAUGUGGUGGAGCAGCGAGAAGCCCACCGACCCGGCUGGACCACCGUCUCAGAGUCAGUGACACGGCCCUGUUUCAAGUUCACCAGACUCUCUGAGGGAACAGAGUAUGUGUUCCGUGUCGCUGCCAUGAACCGCUUCGGCAUCGGUGGCUUCCUGCAGUCCGAGGUGGUGGAGUGCAAGAGCGCCGAGACCAUCCCUGGACCUCCAAGCAGGCCAGAGGUGUUUGACGUCACCCAUGAAGGCAUGACCCUGACCUGGCAACCACCAGAGGACAACGGUGGCUCCACAAUUAGUGGCUACGUCAUCGAUCGUAAGGAGGCCCGUUCUGACAGGUGGCUGAGGAUCAACAAGAACCCUGUCACCAUGACCAGGUACCGUGCCUCUGGCCUGAUUGAGGGUCUGGAGUACGAAUUCUGCAUCACAGCCAUCAACUCCAGAGGAAAUGGCAAACCUAGUGAGAGUUCUGCCGUCACUACUGCCAUGGAUCCCAUCGAGCCCCCAGGUCCUCCAGUUCAACCCAGAGUCACAGAUAGCACCAGGACUUCAGUGUCUCUGGCCUGGCUGCCUCCUGAAGAAGAAGGUGGCUCCAUCGUCACUGGUUACCUGAUCGAAAUGCAGAAGGUAGAUCAGGUGGAAUGGACCCUGUGCAAUACUACACCCACCAAGAUGUGCGAGUACAUCCUCACACACAUGCCCCAGGGCGCUGAGUACAAGUUCAGAGUCAUCGCUUGCAAUGCUGGCGGUGCUGGAGAACCAGCCGAGAUUCCUGGAGUGGUUAAAGUACAGGAGAUGCUCGAUUAUCCUGAUUACGAGCUUGACCAUAAAUACGAGGAGGACUACGUGGUGCGGCAGGGUGGAGUCAUCUGCCUGUCUGUGCCCAUCAAGGGUAAACCCAUUCCUACAUGUAAGUGGACCAAGGACGGCCGUGACAUCUCCCACCGGGCCAUGAUCGCCACCAACGAUGACAUCACUGAGCUUGUCAUCAAAGAGGCACACAAAGAUGACACUGGUACCUACGAUCUGCUGAUGGAGAACAAAUGCGGCAGGAAGGCUGUCUACAUCAAGGUGAGGGUGAUUGGUCGUCCCGAUGUCCCAGAAGGCCCUCUGGAGUUUGAUGACAUUCAGGCUAGAUCAGUCCGUGUCAGCUGGAGACCUCCAUCAGAUGAUGGCGGCUCCGACAUCCUGGGAUACAUCUUGGAGAGGAGGGAAGUCCCCAAGGCUGCCUGGUACACAGUGGAUGCCCGGGUCGCAGAGAACUCCCUGGUGGUGAAGGGUCUGAAGGAGAAUAUUCAGUACCACUUCAGGGUCUUUGCUGAGAAUCAGUUCGGCGUCAGCAGAUCUCUAAAGUCUGAAGAGGCUGUCACACCAAAGACACCACUAUGCCCACCAGAACCUCCCAGCAAUCCACCAGAGAUUAUGGAUGUGGCCAAGUCCUCUGUGUCUCUGUCCUGGGCCCGGCCACGGGAUGAUGGCGGCUCCCGCGUUACAGGAUACUAUGUGGAGAGGAGGGAGAUAUCGACAGAAAAGUGGGUUCGCCACAACAAAACCCACAUCACCACCACCAUGUACAAUAUCACUGGCCUCAUCCCCGAUGCAGAGUACAUGUUCAGAAUCGUGGCUCAGAACGACAUUGGACAGAGUGAGCCUGGCCCCACUUCCGAAUCUGUGGUCUGCAAAGAUCCAUUUGACAAACCUAGCCAACCAGGAGAGAUUGACAUCAUCUCCGUCACCAAAGACUCCAUUACCUUCCGUUGGCUCCGGCCUGAGAUUGAUGGCGGCAAAGAGAUCUUGGGGUACUGGGUUGAGUUUAGGCAGGCUGGAGAAAGUUCCUGGAAGAAAUGCAACAAGGAGCGCUCCAAGGACCGUCAGUUUACCAUGGGCGGUCUCAUGGAGGCCACAGAGUAUGAGUUCAGAAUCUUUGCCGAGAAUGAAACAGGACUCAGCAGACCUCGCCGCACGCCCAUGGGCAUCAAAACCAAACUGAGCGUUGGUGAGACUCCAGCUUUGAAGGAAGAGAUUCAGGAUGUAACAACCAAGCUUGGCGAGUCUGGUACUCUGACCUGCGGCAUCAUCGGCCGACCUCUGCCUGAGAUCAAGUGGUACCGCUAUGGCAAGGAGUUGAUCCAGAGCCGCAAGUACAAGAUGAGUUCAGAUGGCCGCAACCACUCCCUCAGCGUCCUAACGGACGAACAGGAAGAUGAGGGCCUGUACACCUGUAGGGCCAUCAAUGAAGCUGGAGAGAUUGAGACAAGCGGCAAACUGCGCCUGCAGGCAGCACCCCAGUUCCACCCUGGCUUCCCACUGAAGGAGAAGUACUUUGCCGGUGCUGGCACCAGCCUCCGCCUCCAUGUCGUCUACAUUGGCCGCCCCAUUCCACAGAUCAUGUGGUUCUAUGACAAGAAGCCUUUGAACCCAUCUGAGAAUGUGAUCAUUGAAAACACAGAAAGCUACACUCACCUGGUGGUGAGGAAUGUCCAGAGGAAGUCCAAUGCUGGCCGCUACAAGGUGCAGCUGAGCAACAAAUUUGGAACUAUUGACACUUCGUUGCGGGUUGAAAUCCAAGAUAAGCCAUGCAUUCCUGAGGGCCCUGUGGUUGUUGAUGCCCUGCUGAAGAGCUCAAUUGUCAUCAGCUGGAAGGCUCCCAAGGACGACGGAGGUUCCAUGAUCACCAACUAUAUUGUGGAGAAGCGUAUGGCCAAAGAAGGCGAGCUGUGGCACCUGGUGUCCUCCUCUGUCUCGAGUACCAACUGCCGUGUCCCCAACCUGAUAGAGAGCGCUGGCUACUACUUCCGAGUCUCUGCACAGAACCAGUAUGGAGUCAGCGAGUCACUGGAGAUCCCCUCUGUGGUCAUCGUAAAGAGUCCAUUCGAAAAACCUGGCAUCCCACAGCAGCCUCUUAUCGUCAGUUCUACCAACGACUCCUGCAUUGUUUGCUGGAAGCCUCCAAGCAGUGAUGGUGGAGCUAAAAUUACCAGCUACUACCUGGAGAAACGUGAGAAGAAGCAGAACAAGUGGAUGUCAGUGACCACUAAGAAUAUUGCGGAGACCAAAUUUGAGGUCACAAGCUUGAUCACGGGCUUCGAGUAUGAGUUCCGUGUAAAGUGUGAGAACAUGGGUGGUGAGAGUGACUGGAGUGAAAUCUCUGAGGCUGUCAUCCCUAAGUCCGACCAGGCACCUCGGGCACCUGUCUUCAGGGAGGAGAUCAGGGACAUGACUAUCAAAUACCAUGCCAAUGCUACCUUCGUCACUAAGGUGGUGGGAUAUCCCAAGCCUGCGGUAAAAUGGUAUCGCAGUGGAAAGGAGAUCAUGGCAGAUGGAACCAAGAUCAAAGCCCAAGAAUACAAGGGAGGCUAUUACCAACUGGUCAUCACUAAUGCUGAAGAAAGUGAUGACGCAGUCUACCAAUUCAGAGCGACUAACUCUGAAGGAUCCGUCUCCACAACUGCCAAAUUGGAAGUGGAAGUUCCUGCUAAGAUUCACUUGCCCAAGGAGCUCCAGGGAAUGGGAGCAGUCCACGCUGCACGUGGUGAUCACAUCAGCAUCAAGAUCCCCAUAACUGGCAAGCCUGAACCAGCAGUCACAUGGCAGAAGGGUCAGGAGAUCCUCUCCAACUCUCCUUAUCACCAGGUCAUCACCACACGGUCUUUCACUUCCCUGGUCUUCCAGAAGGGAGUGCAGAGGAAAGAUACUGGCUACUACAUCAUCACUGCCAAGAACAGGUUCGGAAUGGACAAACAAACCAUUGAGGUGGACGUGGCUGACAUUCCUGAAGCUCCAAAGGGACUCAAAGUCAGUGACAUUGGUCGAGACUCUAUCACUCUGACCUGGGAGCCCCCUGCCAGUGAUGGCGGAAGCAACAUCAUUGGCUAUAUUGUAGAGAAGUGUCCCACCAGUGCAGACAGGUGGAUCCGUGCUGGCCAGACAACUGACUGCAGCUUUACCAUGAUCAACAUAUUUGGAAAGACCAAAUACCAAUUCCGAAUCAUUGCUGAGAACGAGUUUGGCUUGAGCCCUCCUUCUGAGCCAACUGAACCCAUCACCACAAAGGAAGAUAAGUCUGUGAUCAGGAACUAUGAUGAGGAAGUGGAUGAGGCCAGAGAGAUCACCAAGGAGGAGGCUCUAUUCUACAAAGUUAAGGAGCUGUCCUCCAAGUACAUUGUCUCUGAGGAGCUUGCUCGCUGCCAGUUUGGAGUGGUCCACCGUUGUACGGAGAUUGCAACCAAGAAGACCUUCAUGGCCAAAUUUAUCAAGGUAAAAGGACCUGACCGUGAGUUGGUUCUCAGGGAAAUUGAGGCUCUCAACAUAGCAAGGCACAAGAAUAUCAUCUACCUACAUGAAUACUUUGAAAGCAUGGAUGAGAUUAUCCUGAUCUUUGAGUUCAUCUCUGGAGUUGACAUCUUCGAGCGCCUUGGCACCAGCAAGUUUGAGCUCACAGAGCAGGAGAUUGUCCGCUACCUAAGACAAGUCUGCUCUUCACUCAAAUUCUUGCAUAGCCACAACUUUGGCCACUUUGAAAUCCGUCCCGACAACAUUGUUUAUACCACUCGGAGAAGCACCGUCAUAAAGAUUAUUGAAAUGGGCCAGGCCAGACUGCUGGUACCAGGAGAAAAUAUCAGAAUGCUGUUCUCAGCUCCAGAGUACUGUGCCCCCGAGGUCCAUCGCCAUGACUUGGUCACAACAGCCACUGAUAUGUGGUCUGUGGGUGUGCUGGCCUAUGUCUUGCUCAGUGGCCUCAAUCCAUUUGCUGCAGAGUCCAUCACAAAGAUGAUUGAGAACAUCUCCAACUGUGAGUAUGUCUUUGACAGUGAAGCAUUUAAUGACAUCAGCCUGGAGGCUAUGGACUUUGUGGACAGACUUCUAAUCAAGGACAGGAGGCACCGCAUGACAGCCGUUGAGGCUCUGGAGCACCCAUGGCUCAAGAUGAAGAUUGAGCAUGUUAGCAGCAAGAUCAUUAGGACACUGAGACACAGAAGGUACUACCAGACUCUGGUUAAGAGGGCAGACACUAUUGUAUCAGCAGCUCGUGUGGCCUAUGGUGGUGCCUUCAAGAAUCAGAGAGGAUUGGCUGUGGGUAAAGUGAAGAUUGGAACUGAGUACCAUGGUCUCCGUGCUGGUCCAGUCAUGCAUGGCUCAGCCGCGGAAGGUGGACAUGUCAGAUUCACUUGUAGCAUCACCAAUUAUGACAAGAGUACACAGGUGUCAUGGUACUUUGGUAACCGUCAGUUACAUCCAAGCCCCAAGUAUGAGAUUACUUACAGCAAUGGUUUUGCCAGCAUCUAUGUAAAGGAAAUUGAAGAUAGUGACAAUGGUGUGUACAGAUGUAAGGUGGUGAGUGAUGAUGGAGAGGACAGUGCUUACGGAGAGCUCUUUGUGGAGACUGUGAGGAGCAUCAGGGAGCACUACGUUAGCCGCUCCAUCAAGAAACUGAGGAAGAGGGUUGACAGGACUAGACUCCUUCAGAGGCCACCAGAGUUCACUUUGCCUCUAUACAAUCGCACUGCCUAUAUUGGUGACGAUGUGCGUUUCGGUGUCACUAUUACUGUGCACCCUGAACCUCAUGUAACAUGGCUGAAGAAUGGAGAGAGAAUAAAGCCAGGCGAUGAUGACAGCAAGUACACAUUCACCAGUGACAAGGGUCUUUAUCAGCUAAUGAUUCACAAUCUAGACAUGAGCGAUGAUGCUGAAUACACCGUCAUGGCCCAUAACAAGUUUGGAGAAGACAGCUGCACGGCCCGUCUCACAGUGACACCCCAUCCUGUGAUGGAAGAAACAAUGAGGCCAAUGUUCAAACGUCUGCUGGCUAAUGUUGAGUGUGUCGAGGGACAUAGUGUCCGCUUCGAGCUCAGAGUGUCAGGAAUCCCUACUCCUACUCUGAAAUGGGAGAAGGACGGCCAUCCACUACAGUUUGGUCCCAAGGUUGUAGUCAUAGAAGAGGAUGUUGACUACCAUGUUCUGCACAUCAGAGAGACUCUGCUUGAGGACUCUGGUGUGUACAAAGUAACUGCAACCAAUUCUGCUGGCUCUGCAAGCUGCCAUGCUACACUGAAGGUGGACCGCCUUACUUACACAAGGAGAGAGUACAAGAACGAAGAGGAGAAAUACAGACAUGUCCAGAAACAAAUUGAGAAGACUAACAAGAUGGCUCAGCUAAUUGUUGCCAGAGAGGACCUUGUACCUCUCAACCCAACCGCCCAAGAGGCACUGAAAUUUGCUGCAGAGAUGUACAAACCUGCUGUAAGCACCAAAAAUAUUGAGGGUGAGUUUGACAUCACAGUGGAGAAGUCUGAGACCAAGAAACUGGAAGAAGAGAGGAGGAUCUUCAUGCCCUAUGAGAUCCCAGAGCCUGUGGUUCACGAUCCCAAAAAUCUGGAUGAGGACCAAACUAUUAAACAGUUUGUGCCUCUCUCUGACAUGAAGUGGUACAGGAAGCUGAGAGACCAGUACGAUAUUCCAGAGAGAAUGGAGAGGAUUGUGCAGAAGAGACAGAGACGGAUCCGACUGUCCAGGUGGGAGCAGUUCUAUGUCAUGCCCCUCCCUAGAAUCACUGACCAGUACAGGCCAAGGUGGCGUAUUCCCAAACACACUCUGGAUGAUCUGGAGACUGUCAGACCUGCCCGCCGUUCACCUUCUCCUGAAUCUGAGGUCUCCUUCAGAUCAAGGAGAAGAUCUCUGGGAGACCUGAGUGAUGAAGAGCUGCUGAUGCCUAUGGAUGACUAUCUUUCCAUGAGGAGAACAGAAGAGGAGAAAAUGAUGCUGGAGGAUGAAUUGGAACUUGGCUUUUCUGCAUCCCCUGCUGGUAGCCCUGUCCGCAUUGAGCGGCGUGCCGCAGAACAUGAAGAGAGGAGGCAAGAAAUCAGGCAUGAGGCUGUUGAGGUUACUGAGACAAAGAAGAAACGUACCAUUUCUCAGUUUAUGAGGAGGAGAAGAUCACUGUCUCCCACAUACAUCGAACUGAUGCGUCCAGUGUCAGAGCUGAUCCGACCACUGCGUGCCAGGCCUCAUGUCGAAGUGGAGGGCGAGAUUGUGGAGAGGAGGUCCCCCACCCCAGAGAGGACCCGCCCCCGCUCUCCCAGCCCCAUUAGGUCAGUUGAGAGGUCAUCACGCUCCUCGUCCAGGUUUGAGCGAUCUGCCCGAUUUGACAUCAUGUCUCGCUAUGAGGCCAGAAAGGCUGCUCUAAAGUCUGAGAGGAAAUAUCAGGUGGUUAGUCAGACACCUUUCAGCCUUGAUCAUGCUCCUCGUGUGACUGUCAGGAUGCGCUCCCACCGCAUACCAAUUGGCCAAGACACCAAAUUCACCCUGAACAUCCAAACCAAGCCAGAGGCUGAGGUGAAAUGGCUCCACAAUGGAACUGACAUCUGUGAAAGUAGUGAGAAAUAUGUCUUUACCAACAUAAGUGGUGUCCUGUCCAUCACUAUUCUGGACUGCCAGGAGGAGGACAGUGGCACAUACCGCUGUGUAUGUUCCAACUCCAAGGGAGAGGCUUCUGACUAUGCCACCCUGGAUGUAUCAGGUGGUGGGUAUACCACCUUCUCCUCUCGCCGCAGGGAUGAGGAUGUUCCCAAAGCUUAUGUCCCUGAGGUCACUCGCAUUGACCACUAUCACACCACCCACUUUAAAGCUGGCUAUGCUUCCAAGACCCACUUUGAGGUAGAAGAGAGCAAGUCGAAGCUAACAGAGACACAUGAGGUUGUCACACGUGAAAGAUAUGGUGCUGCCUCAGAGAGGUACUCUUCCGCUGAGAGGUACUCCUCCGCUGAGAGGUAUGACUCAUCUAUGAAGUAUGCCUCGGCUGAUUACCUGUCAUCUGCUUCGUCCUACUCUUCUGGGAAGUUGUCUCUGACUGGCAAGCACACAACAUCUGCUGGUAAACAGACGUUGUCUUCUGCUGCUAUUACUGAAGACGUUUCUGUCCACAAGGUGAAGGCUUCGCUUGCUGCGAGAAUCCUCACCAAGCCCCAGUCUGUGACUGUUGCAGAGGGAGAGACAGCCAGAUUCUCCUGUGAUAUUGAUGGGGAGCCUUCACCCACUGUAACAUGGAUGCAUGAGAGCAGAACCAUUGUCUCCUCUCACCGUAUCCAAGUCACCACCACUCAGUACAAGUCCAGUCUGGAGAUCUCUGUGACAUCCGCUGAUGAAGGCAAUUAUACAGUGGUGGUAGAAAACUCAGCAGGCAGACAGGAGGCUCACUUCACUUUGACCAUCCGCAGACCAGCUCCCAAAGAGGAGGUCAAGGGUGUCAUGUCACCUGAACCAUCUGUAAAAUCACCCACUCCCAGUUUUAAGUCACCAGAACCUUCAGUGACAUCACCUGCUCCCUCUGUUACCUCCCCAGUCCCCAGUAUAAAGUCACCAGAACCGAGCAUCAAGUCCCCUGAGCCUUCAAUUAAAUCACCAACUCCAAGUGUCAAGUCCCCUGAGCCUUCAAUUAAAUCACCAACUCCAAGUGGAAUCAAAUCCCCUAGGGGUGUCAAGUCUCCCGAGCCAUCUGCAGCUUCUCCAGCACCCAGAGUAAAAUCACCGACUCGGAGCAUCAAAUCUCCUGAACCUGAGGGAGUCAAAUCACCCAAGGGCAUAAGAUCCCCUGAACCCAGACUCAAGUCACCACCACCAUUCAAGUCCGCAGACAGGGUGAAGUCACCUGAACCCGAGGGAAUAAAAUCACCUCGCGGUUUCAAAUCUCCAGAACCUGCAGGAAUCAGAACACCAAGAGGUUUGAAAUCCCCAGAACCUGCUGGUAUCAAAACACCAAGAGGCAUCAAGUCCCCAGAACCAUUUGGCAUCAAGUCACCAAGGGUCUUGAAGUCCCCUGAGCCUGAGGGAAUCAAAUCACCUCCUAGGAUGAAGUCCCCUCCUCCCAUCAUGUCCCCUAAGAGGGUUGUGUCUCCACCCACAGUCAAAUCCCCAAUCCCGAAACCUCCCAAGAUCAUGAGUCAGCUGAUGGCAGAAGCCUACGAAGGCUCGGUGAGGAUGUCCUGUGUGUGUGAGAGCAGCGUCAGGGAGGUGGUGUGGUAUGUUAACGGGAGGAGGCUUUCACAGAGUAGCCGCUUUGAGAUGAAGUACUCUGAGGGCUCCUGCAGCCUCCUAAUCCAUGACCUGACAGACAGCGACAAGGGAGAAUACACCUGUGAAAUGACAUCAGAUGGAGGAGUCUCAAAAUCCUCCUUCUCCUUCACCGGACAGGCGUUCCAGUCCGUAUACAUGAAGAUCACUGCCUACCGUGAGCAGCAACUGGCACUUAAAGGAUCAAUGAUGAUGAGUCACAAGGAGUCAUCGUCAUCCAUGAGCUCAGCCAUGAUGAUGAAGAAAGAAAUGCACGCCAUGGAGGAGUCGUCCUCCUUCUCCUCCUCUUCCUCCACCCAGCAGGCAAUGAUGUCAUCCAUGAUGGAGUCAAGCUCUUUCAGCAGCAUGGCAGCUGAGAUGAAGUUUGAGACCAUGUCCAUGUCAAGCAUGUCCUCCACCUCUGAGUCAUAUGCCAUGAGUUCCAGUAGCCUCGCAGAGAUGGCCUCCCACAUGGAAGGAUCCUCCAUGCGAGCAAUAGGUUCUGCUCCCAGGAUUGAAGCUUUGCCGGAGGACAUCAGCAUCGAGCCAGGUAAAGUCCUGACAGUGACCUGUGCCUUCUCCGGAGACGCCAAACACAUCGAGUGGUCCUGCAGUGGCAAAACCAUCGAGGUGACUGCUGGUGGCCGCUUCCAUAUCGAGACCACGGAGGACCUAACCACCCUCAUCAUCACUGGUGUGAAGGUGGAAGACGCUGGAACCUACACUCUCAAACUGUCCAAUGAGCUAGGAUCCGACACAGCAACUGUUCACAUUAGUAUUCGAUCAGUGUAAAAACUAAAAUGUAAUCUUCCAAUUUUCCCCUUUUCCCUACUUCCAUGCCUUUUAAUUUAUUAAUUGAGCAAAAUAAUAUACUUGAUAAAGAUCUGGAUUUCUGUCAUUGUAAAUAUGAACUAUUUUUGUACCAAUCUUGACAUUAAUUUAUGCCAAAUUAGACAAAAGUCUAAAGUUGUUAUAAAAUGUGCCAUAUUGGAUAACUAUGACUUAGGAUUUUUGAUCCAUUUUUCUGUGACAUGUACAUAAUGUAUAUAGCCGAAUUUAACGGUUAUGGGAAAUGUAUGCAUUGUUAUUUAUGACAAUAUUAACUGAAACAAAAUGAAACUAAAUGUGGUUUAACAGGAGAAAGUUUCACUUGGAACGAAUACCCUGUCAAACUGAGAAACUAAACUCUGUGCCUCAACAAUAAGUUGAAGUCUUAAGAUUGCCUCAACAGGUAGAGAGGCUCCCUGUUGACGAUAACUCAAUCAGACAAAAACUAUGAAUGCACUGCUGGAGAAAAAGAGUGGUGCUGUUGCAUUGUAACAAGAGUGUGAGAUCCUGAGUGCUGUUUGCAUAUACCCUCAUGUAAGCAGGACGACUGGACCUCGUGCUCUGACUGAUUAUGUCAUACCGCCAUUUCGAUGACAUGCUCACAGUGCGAGCGGCCUGCACUUCCUGAGCACAAUGUUUUUUUCUUGUUUUGUGCUCUGUCUCUGGCAAACGACCGCUGGCUGGGGCUCUUCGGUAGUACCAUCAACCUGGCCAAUCAAAUGAGUCCUUCCUGUGCUUGUUUGCAGAGGCAGAGCUGUCUCUUGGAGGUCUGCAGUGUGUUUGUGUGUUAGUUUUUAGACCUGUCUGUCAAGCUGGGCACCGCCAAGCAGACGUACCGCAGAUGGAAAGACAACCACCUCUGCAUUUGACAAGGACGGAAUGAUGUGUGGUCCUGCGUGUCGCCCCGCGCUUUGAUUUGAUUGAAGUUAGAGUUGUAGCAUUGAUUAUUUUUCGCAGCCUCCUUGAGUUUUUUCUCCAUUAUUGAUUUAAUAAAGCAUGAUUAUCAGCACA
Molecule: messenger RNA, 91275 nt
Organism: Scomber scombrus (Atlantic mackerel)
Lineage: Eukaryota; Metazoa; Chordata; Actinopteri; Scombriformes; Scombridae
Gene: ttn.2
Product: titin, tandem duplicate 2
Biological process (GO): protein phosphorylation
Molecular function (GO): protein binding; protein kinase activity; ATP binding
Source: RefSeq, a predicted model, not a curated record